CCUACUUCCCACCACUGUCCACCUCAUCACUUAAAUAUUCCUUCCAGAUUUCUUCAUAUUUAUCCAUUCUUAAUUUGCGUCGACAUGCAAUUCAUUCAUAUGUAGCUAGUCUGUCCAUAUUAUCAAUCCAUGUGCUCAAUGGAAUCUUUUUGCGGCUCUUCCAAUUCAUCAGAACAAGUUUUUUUGCUUCCAAUUUGCUUCCAAUUUUUUUACCCCUUGUAAUCUCCCACGUUUCCGAAAUAUAAUUUAGAAUUCAAUUCAAUUCCCCUAAAUAACAAUUUCUCUUUAUUACACUUGCUAAAACUAUCCUCACCUCGCACCAAAAUGAUCUUAUCAUUGGGCAGUUAAUCAUCAUAUGUACUGUUCACAUUUUUACUCCCAGUUCUCUGCACUUGUUAUUUUUUUCUGGUAUAGUUUUGCUGGAGUCCAGUGGACUCUGAAUAUUAUUUUCUGUUGUCUUAAUCUUAGUUUUAUCUUUUUUAAGCCACUUUGCGGGUUCUUUCUCACAGUCAAGCGCUGUGUAAAUUUUAAGAAACAGAUAAAAAUAAAGGGGAAGCCAUCCCCCCUCCCCCACACCAACAACACCCGCAAAAAAUUUCCUUUCGGGGCAGCUUUCACAAGCAGAAGCCAACAGUGUCGCAAGCUCUCGCGAGAGUUCAGCCCACCUCCCGCGUGAUUACGCGAGCGGAAGAAAACCCGUCGCUCCUUCCCUCGUGCGCAGAAUUGCUGAACAAUCCGUCACGUUCUUUUAGCUCCCUGUUCCCGCGAGAUUUCGCGGCUGGAGCGGCGCGCGCCACUCAGCCCCCUUCCUCGCGGGAGGAGCCACUGCGGACUUCCGCGUGACGUCAUUCUCGUGAUAUUUCUCCUCAGCCGUCCCCAUACGCUGAAGCUCAGGGAGGCAGAUCUCGUGACCAGAUCUGCGAGCUCUCGCGGGAGCUUCCUCGAGAUCCCAGUCCCCUCCCCCAACUCCAUAUCCCUUUAUGGCUCCACAUCUCAACCAUAACCGAAGACAUGUCUGUAUCUUAGGAGUUUCGUCACUAGAAGCAAAGGACGGCUACCCGCGUGAUUUUAUUCUCCAAAUCUCGUGAGGUUUCCAAUAAGCAAAAGUAGGAGGAGACCUAGUCCGCCAGGGGGAUUGCUCGAACUCUCGCGGCUCUUUGGGUUGUUCUCGCGUGGAAUAUUUUGCCUCAGUUCUCACGGCAAGUAUCGCGAUAAACGCUCGUUAACUAGCUCCUUCCCGAGGUUACGGACCUGCGGCAGAAUAGGAAAACAACUCUGCCCUGUUUCCCGCCGCCUCAUCCCUAGAAGUAACAUCCUCCACCAGAGGGGAGACGUCACCGAAAUCUCGCGUGAUUUCAACUUCCUCUUUUCACGUCUCGCAGGAAGCUGCCUUCUCAGUCAUUGUAUCGCGAGACUGUACUUUCCGCCAUAACUCGCUUCGCCCUCCUCCUCCUCCUCCCGCAAUUCUCGUGGGCUCUUGUGUUUCCUCAGAUAUCGCGUCUCUUCCUCCCUCCCUACCCGGUGGCGAGUUCUCGCGCGACCUGGCUCGGGCUGAGGCUCAGGGGCUGCUGUUAAGAUGGCGGCGGCGGGAGGCAACGGGGUACGGCAUUGACACCCCCUCCAUUUCUUUCCCGGAGCAGGUACCCGCGUUCUGGGGCGGGGAACGGGAGAGCGGCAGCUGCGGAGCAGGGGGCCCGUUGGGGAAAGGCCCGAGGCGGGAGACGCUCUGGCGGUACGGGAAGAGCGGUGUGCGCUGAGGCGGGACAAUGGGGCCUGGCUUUUCCCCGUGGGGAAAGGGCGGCGGUGGUUGAAGUCAGGAGGGAGGGUGGGGGGGCGCUUCUGCCUGGGCCUUUCCGUCAACUGGGACCUCGGUUCCAAGUGGGGAAGGAGUACGUCUCUCUUCCGACUAGGAGGCACUUCUCAAUUCUCAACACCCCCCCCAACCCCCGCCGAAGCAGCUCUGUGGGCCUUAUCACCCUUCACGCCCUUCCUACUCGCCUCAUGUAGGGCUUCAUCCCCCCCGCUCCUCAGUAGACAUUUAAUCUAUAGUCGCAUCUCGUGAGGAAAGCCGGUAUUUUCCGGUUUGAGACAGGGAGCUUCGUCAUUUAUGCAAGAAAACAAGUCUGGUCAACAUCCCGUUGAAUUCAUUAGGAAACAUUGCAGAGGAUGCUCAUAGUUGCAGCCGUGACCUGCAGCCUCCUUGGUUUCAUUUGGGUCUAAUUUCAAAACCUAAGGCUAGAUCCACACCAUUGAUUGAAAGCACAUGACUUUUCCCAAAGAACUCUGGGAACGGUAGUUUCUCCCUCACAGAAGUACAAUUCCCAGAACCAUUAAGGAAACCUUAGUUCCCAGGACUCGGGGGGGGGGGAGUCAUGUGUUUUUAAUGUACAAUAGUGUGGAUCUGGACUAAUUGGCAGGUAAUUUCUCUUGUUUCUUCUCUCCUCAAAGGUAUAGGGCUACUUACACCUUUUGUCCUGGUACAGUGGGAGCUUUUGGCACCCAUUCCAUCUGUUCCUGUAAACUCGCCCUUCCAUUUCCCAGUGUAGGACAGUACUCAAAAAUCUCUCUUUUGCCUGGUCUAGCUCAUGUGGUAUAUUAGUUUAUUCUUAUAAGAAGUCUGGUAAAGAUUGGGGUUCUUCUUUGUCCCUUUACCUGGUAGUUCCAAGCAUCUUUGGAGUACCAUUUUCUUUGGAGUACAAUUUAUAUGUGCUUCAUCAGUCUCCAUUCCUAUUUUCCUGGAUAGAAAAAUUAUUGGGAUAUAAGCAAGAUGUGUUCACAGUGAUGAGAAAAACUAUUAUCUGAGUCAGGACAAAUGACUCAAAUUGAAUAGCACAUUUCAUUUGCAUUAAGUAAGCCUUUUAUUUUAACUGUAUAUAGACUAUGGUAGUUCUUAUACCAGAGAGCCAAAAAAGGCAAGAACAGAUUUAACUCUUACCCAGGCAUUAGCUAAUGUUGCUCCUAGCCUCUGAGGAGUAUUAGUAUAGUUCUAAGUUCUUUUUAAAUAUAUUUUCCUAUGAUUCAGAUGAGUUAAUCCAUGACACUAUGGUCCCAUUAUAGUUUCAUAGGUGCAGUUUACUCAUUUUUCAGUAGGAAUAGAUAUUGCUGGCAAGGAAAGUUGGGCACCUUUUGGCAUGGUUCUGGCAAGAUAAGAAUCCAUGAUCAGUUUCACAAAUUGAUUAUUUUUAGUAGAUAUAGUUGAUAUGGCCAUAUUUGUCUCUGAAAACUUGAUUCCUAAGGAUGCACAAGCUGACCAUUUAAUCUGAAAAAAGGAAAAGAAAUCAAGCCUUUGGGGAAAUAGUACACAAUGUAGAGCAAAAGCUGGUCAUCUUAAAAUUAUUAAAAACUGUUACUUUACCACAGUAGAAGUAAACAUCCUGUGAAAGCUUGUUUCUGCUGUCUCCUUCAUUGUAUGGAAAGCUUGCUAGAUGCACAAAAUGCCAAAGUAAUGUGCUGAGUUUACAGCAUUUCUUAGUUCUACUUGGCCAGUUCACUUUGGUAUGAUUAGGAUGUCAAAAUGUUCUUCCUAUCAGUGAACUGUGCACCUCCUUGCUUGCAUUCUAAGUUGUCCUGCAUUUAAGACAAAUAUCCUAGCCAAGGGGAGCUAGAUUAGCAAAGUCCAAAGCUAUACCAGCCUGAAUGUCUUUUCAAAAAAUACCUGUCAGUACCUUGAACUCUGCCUGCUUGAAGCCCAGUACUAACUUGUGUGGUUUUGUUGCAGACCCUAAAAUAGUCUGACAUAAGUGGAUUAGAGUGACUGUGAAACCAGAAGGUGUUACCCUUGGCUGACUAGGGUGAGGCAAAGGUGCCAGAACAGUGACUUGGAUAGUAGACCAGGCCAAGUAUGGAUUGGCUGUGAUUCCAGGUUAGUAUUGAACUUUCUUUGUUUAAUCCUGCUUCUCUUCAAAUGGUAGCGAUUCCCUGAAAUUUUCUUUUUCCUAAAAGGUACCCUCUGAUCUCAGAACAACACUUGUUUAAGAAAGGCUUCAGAGUCUAACCUUGGUUUGUAUGGGAUUAUGGCUGGUUGUUUAUGUGGAGUGAAUGUAAUUCCUUAGUGGAGUGGUCAUGCCCCUUCUUUUUUCUUGUCCAAAUGCAAAUGGCAGCUUUAUUUGCUGCAUUUGAACUAUUACUGUGCACCAGUUAUUCUUUCAUUUCAAUACUGUAACAGAAACCCGCAACCACAUAUGGUACAAUUCUGCAUCUGUUGUUGCUACUUAAGAGUGUAAUCUGAGGCUGAAGAGGCAACUUGUCCCAAGCCAUCAACAAAUAGUUUGUUUGCAUACCAAAAUCCUGACCACAGAACCAAAUUUGGGAAUGGGAGUUGAUAUUGCUUUCUAUAUUCUUUCUGUGUAGAGGGCUGCAAAACUAGGGAUUCAAAAACCCACUUUGAUUUUUCAAAGCUUAUUGAAAGGAGUGCUCAGUUGGUAGAGCAUGAGACUCUUUAUCUCAGUUCCAUGGGUUCAAGCCCCAUGUUGGGCAAAAUAUUCCUGCAUUGCAGUGGGUUGGGCUAGACCCUUAUGAUCCCCUUCCAACUCUACAAUUCUGUGAUUCAACUAAGUAGGAGUGGUUAAACUUUUAAUGUUUGCUUGUUGCUUUUUUAUUUUUAUUUUAAAAAUCUUGUUCACUGCUCAUGUCUACAAAUAUCUUUUCACUAACAUUUUCAUCAGUUUUAGAUCUUAGUUCAUUGUGGUUUUGCUGGAUUAGACCAAACUUCAUUAGUCCAGUAUUUUCUAUAGAGCCUAGCCAGAGGCCUGUGGAAACUUGCAAACAUUGUACAAAAGUGAUGACAAUGUCUUAAUUAUCUCAACAUCUGUUGUUGGAAUGUAUAUUGCUUCUAUGUUGAGGUUCUGUUUAGCUGUUGUGGCAAAUAAUUUUCUUCCUUGAUGCAUCCCUUAUUGAUGUAAUACAGAGAUUACUUUCUCCCAUUGCUGAAUGAUUUCCCAAAUAUUUCUAUGUUGCAGUAGUAUGCAUUUGUUACUGUGUAGCUGUGUGUGUAGUUGAUAAGCAUUUGUACGAGGCUCUUGAGCGUUCAGAGCAUUUCACAUACUGAUAUCCUUGCAAUAGGUAGAUGUUAUCCCUUUAUUGCUUGAGGCUGAGAAUUCAUAGCUUGCCUAAAGCUUCAUUGGCAGAGGUGAGAUUCCAAGCAGGGACUUCCUCACUCAUAGGUCUGUCUUGGAAUGGUAGUAUGUUAGUAAAGGUUAGUAAAUUUUUUUUGGGUAAAGUGGAUAUUUGGUAGCAUUUCUGUCCCCCACUGUAAUUGUUAUACAGUAUUAACUUUAAAGUAAGAAAGGCAAAGUAGAUUGGUUCUGCAUGGCAGUUCACACAACUCGUGAUCUCCAGUGGCAUUUAUAACAUCUUCUAAUCUAACAGGUACAAGGAAAUUUUAAUUAAAUGAGUGCAAGUUAGGGCCAUUGAGUGAUGUAGUUCAUGCAGGAGAAUAUCCUAAAGUCCUUGGCUAUCCCUAAGGAGAAUGAAUAAUAAUAAAUAUAUUAAGCCAUAAUUCUCCUGCUGUAUUGUGUGUGUAUCCUCUGGAACAUUUGAUCCUUGUUUCUUUUUGUAGGCAACAAACUAGGUUAGAUAUUUCAUAAUCACCCAUGGUGUAUUCAGCACUUGGGAAUGUGAGUUUUUGCUUAAUAGAUUUCUUUGGGUCUUUGAAAGGCAUUAUGAUUUGACACCUAGAGAUCUAGUGUCCAACUUAUCUUGGGCUAUCUAUCAAAUCAUUUAACUUUCUGUGUUUGUCAAAUUCAUCCUGAAACAAUUCAACUGGAGCUAGUGCUUCUAGAGAGCACUUGGUGUUUACAUAUUACUCAUUCAUAAGCAUGAGGGCAGACCAGUUUUUUCUUUUUGCAAGGUCCAGUACUCCUGCUUUGAUUCACCAUAUGCUGACAGACUGGAUAUAUGACCUGAAGGCUUUGUUUAAGGUUCUGGAAGGUAGAUGUAUGUCAAUUACCCUGUGACAGCUAGAAAUAAAGUAUUUGGGGAUGUGUCCCAGGUGUUUUUGAGCAUAAUAAAAUGUGCUAUAUUUAUAUAUUAUCCAGUGCUUUCUUGGGACUUAGGACUGAUAAUGUAUUAUAGCUAUCAAAAGUUUCCUUUCCUGUACGCACACAGCAUAAAUUACAGAACUAGUUGCUCCAGUUGUUGAUCAGAUGAUUAUCUCAAACGUACAAAUAAGUCCACAGAUCUUAGCAUCUUAAGAUUUAACCACCCCUGUCUCUAGCUGAUAUUUGCUUCUCAACAUAGGCCAUUAGAGAAGGGCCAAAGUAUACAUGUUGGCCUUGCUGUUACCAUGACUGAGGAAACUGACUUGAUUUUUUUUUGUACAUGUAUUAGUAAUGGUUAUUUUGUGCAUGUUAGCUACUUUUAUUCUGAGUUCUUACAUACUGUAUAAAUGGCUUCUUGGCUUAAUAGCUACAAUAUCACUGUCAGAGCCAGUUUUGCCCUCUGUCUCAGAGACUCUUAAUUUGAUGUGUCAUAAUAGUAGAGUUGCUAAAACCUGAUAUACUUGUUGACCAGCUUAACACAUCUGGCUAUUGGAGUGACUUGCAAACUUGCAAACAAAUGUUCACAGUGAGGAGAUUAGCUCUGUCUUCUUUUUUGAAGGUCCCUCCUAUUAAAUCCCUCAGUUUCCAUUGUUACUACAUUAUUCCAAGAUGACCAUUGGCCAGAAUGCUCAAGAUAUGUGUGAUUGUAGCAGGAUAGAGGCUGUGGUAAAGAGCAUUAGCCUCUUAGUUUACUGCAUGUAGAGAAUGUCUAAAAGUGCCACUAUGCUAAACUGUACAGCCAUGUGAAACAGCUUAAAAUAUUUAUUUCAGGCUUCAUUGUUUGCCCAGAUCUGUGUGAAUACAGUACAAUUGUCAGGAGAUAGACAUUCUCUUAGAUUGGCAUGUCUAUUUACUUUUUUCUUCUUUGGUGAUCACUCAUAGCCGAGUAAGAUUGUCUUCUAUUAUUGAUACCUUUGUAUACAGCACCCUGAAAAAUGCUUUUGAAGGGCAGUAUAUAAAUUCCACAUAUGGUUGUAACCAUUGUCUCCUGAGACAGAGGUAUGCCAACAACAUGUAUCCAGCAUCGCCUUCCACUUGUGCAGUAGGACUUCCUCUUCCUCUCUUUGGCAGUCCUAUAGAUGGUUUUGCUGAAUUGAAUUGGAUUUUAGAACUUCUGUCAAGGUUUUGUUAAUGUGCUUGAAAUACCAAAAAUUAUUGUAUAUUGUUAGUUGUGGCUAUGCUGGGAUGUAAGAUGGAUUGUGGUGGCACUUUUCCAUUCAAACUAAAGUGUAAUCCUUUAUUUCCUUAGCUGUGCAACUUACUGCAUGUUUGGCCUUGGUGGAAUUGUUCUGCCAUGUAUCAGCUCCAUCUCCUGUCUUGUUUAUACUACACAGUUCCAAAGGGAAGUGAUUUGUUGACCUUCCCUCUAAAACGUGGUAGGGAUGCAGAAUUCUAAAACAUACAAAGACUUGAUCAGGAGUGACAGAUUUGUUUAACUGAAGAAACUUAACUAUUAUGGCAAGCUAAGAAGAAAUCUCAUUAAGAACCAAGUGAGGUGAACUUUUGGAGUACAUGAAAUCCAGAAUAUGGUCCUAAAUUCACUAACAGAAAAGAAAGAAUUUCAAGAGAUGUUAAUCUGAAAUUGGUAGAGAAUGAAUGAAUGAAUCUUUAUUUGCAUCAGGCAUCGGCCAUAGCAAUAAAACAACAAUACGAUAUACAAAGAAUAGAUUUUAAUCGAGUGGUAGAGGCAUGGUACCCUGUCUCUCUUUCACUUGAUAUUGGACAGAUUUGCUAACGCUGGUAGUCAUGGGUAGUUAUACAUUUUGAAUCUGAAAGAAAUCACUUCACACAACAGAUCACAGAAACUUCCUUUGUAUUAUCUGCACCAAGCAUUUAAUGUAUGGCAGAGGUUGAACCAGAUAAGUAAAUUAUGCUCUUUAAAAAGAAUUCUUACCUCUUCUCAAGAGGCAAGUUUGCAGAGCAGUUCCACUUGUUAUAAAACUUUGAAUAAGGAAAGACCAUGGAUCAUGUGUUUACUACUUGUACUGUGGAUCAGCUAUUUUCACCCACCCCCACCCCCAAUGUUUUGGGGAAACCCGUGCUUUCAGUUGGAGCUUAUCAAGGAUUAAUGAGAAAUCACAACGUGCAGCCAUAGUCUGGUGUUAAGUGUGUGUGCGUUCUAAGUCUUCUACUGUGCACUGAAUUUCUAUGAUUGAGGUUCAGGAGUUCCAUGAAGGUAGAACACUUUUGAAAACAGCAAGACUUCUUAAUUCUUCUGAUGAGGUUUUUUGAACUUCAGCAACUACACCGUGUACCACUGAGACUUGCUUGGUCUUUGAGUAAAAUUUAAUAAGCCAACCAAAAGCUUUUGCGUGUUAGAAAAAUCUAUAACUUGAAACAGAAAUGUCAAUUGAUUUGAAGAAAUGUCUGUUUCAGCAGUCUUUUUGAAGGAACACACUGCAUAAAGUGGAAUUAACAUGGAAGCUUAUAUCUUUGAAACUGCAUCGAGUUUUCACUCCCACACUGCAUUCCAGUUGAGGGACAUGCACUGUUUGGUGUUAGCUUUCAUUCUGAUAUUCCAAUCCAGAGGUUUUCAACCUUUUUGAGUCCAUGGCUCUUGACCAACUGCAUUCUUUCUGUGGCACCUCUGAGGCUUAGGAGCCCAGAUUCGUCACCCCUUGCCUGCAGAGCUGGCAACCCCUCACCCCUUUUUGAACACCCUCUCUUGUGGACUGUUCCCUCAGCCUCCUCUCUUCUCCCCUCUCCUUGGGAGUCUUUCGGGCAGCCGCUGCUGCUGUCCCUGGUCUCUGAGCUGCCUGCCCCCCCCCCCCUGCCCGAAAGAGAGAGCCGCUGCUGCUGUCCCUGGUCUCUGAGCUGCCUGCCCCCCCCCGCCCGAAAGAGAGGUGCCUCCUCACACUGCCUCACAGGGGCCUGGGAAGAGGAUGCCCCCAGCCUUAGUGGCCCAACAGAGAUUGGCCAAAGUUGAAUGUGAGGCCAGCACCUUUACCUUGGGAGGCAGCAGCAAGCGUUGACAGUCCUGCAUGGCAAAAAGGCGCUCAGCACCAGGCACUCAGCUCCCUGGCAGGCCUUACACACAGCAAGCACAAGAAAGGUCAGCGCACUGCCUGCCUCCCUGCCCAGCCUCCUACUUGUCUGUCCAUUCCCAACAGCAAGAGCUGGUGGACCGGCUGGCUGGGCUCCCUAGUCUGCUUGCUUCCUUACUCCAAGGCCACCUCAGCUCCUGACAACCAGCACCCGUUGGCCAGCCCCAGAGGCACCAUUCACCUGGGGAGCUUAUAACCAGCACUGCUGCAACAAACAGCUGUGCAAGCCUUUGGGAGGCAGAGACGCGAGGGCAUCAGAGGAGAGGGAGGGAAGGAGGCCAGUGUUGUCCGCGGCACCCUCGACCAUCAUUCAAGGCACCCCAAGGUACCAUGGCACACUGGUUGAAAACCACUGUUCUAAUCUAACAAUCCAACACUUUCUGUGCUGGUUUGUUUUAAAUGUCACUUACUGGGUUUUGGUUACCACCUGCAAGCUGAUGGUGUUGAACCUUUACAGAUCAGGUAGUUUCUGAAGCCAUUUCAAGAAGAGUUAACAGUGCUUGGCCUCUGCUUACCUGGAGCUGCAGCACAGGAUGUGUAAACUUAGUCUCUCCUUUGCUGCAUGGUCCUGUCAGACCUCUAUGUAUGCUGUUGUUGCUUCAGUAGCUGGGGGCACAAUGAGUCACAACAGACAAAAUGCAAAGGAUGGUGCUGGGAGUUCCAUCACUUGUGGACACUGUAUGCCUUGCUUUUGGUGAUGUGUUAUGUUUCAUAAAUGAAACUUAAACUCGAAGUUGUUGCAAUGACUAAGCAUGUGUAUUACAGGUCUCAUAGGAGUCUAAGAGGAAAUCUGGCAAGACAUGCUAGUCUUUUGGGAUUUCCAGAGUGUUUGCUGUAGUUAGCCUCUAGGGUUUCUCAUCAUUCUUAUCUGAGUAAUUUUGACCCUUCAAAGGCAAGUACAUGGAUCUAAUUCUGUCUUCAUCUAGACUGUGUUUUUUUGAAGUCUGAAGAUUUGAGACAACAGUGAACAGAGAACUUGUGGUACUUUCUUUUUGGAACUGUGUUGCUGCAAGGUGCAGGGCAUCCAUAUCAGAAUGCUUCCAUGGUCGUUCUAUACAGUGGUACCUCGGGUUAAGUACUUAAUACGUUCCGGAGGUCUGUUCUUACCCUGAAACUGUUCUUAACCUGAAGCACCACUUUAGCUAAUGGGGCCUCCUGCUGCUGCCGCGCCGCCGGAGCACGAUUUCUGUUCUCAUCCUGAAGCAAAGUUCUUAACCCGAGGUACUACCUCUGGGUUAGCAGAGUCUGUAACCUGAAGUGUAUGUAACCCGAGGUACCACUGUAAUUACUUAUUUAUACUUAGACCCCACCCUUCACCAAAUGGUCCCAGGGUAGUAAGUACAAUUGCAGUAUAAUAAUAAAAGAAAACCACAGAAACAGCCGCUAUCAGAAUAACAAGACAGCAGCAUAGAACAGCAGCGUUCAGCAGUAUAAAAGGAAGGAAUGCAUCUACUUAACCAAAAACCUUGGGUAAAGAGGUACAUUUUUGCUCAUAUCUUGCACAUGGAAAGAUAACGCCUUGGGAAGACAGAAUGUCUUAGCCUAAUGUUUUGUCUACGGUGAACUUUUGAUAUGGGAGAGCAUUCAAAAUCUCAAGCUUACAUGCCCAGCUAGAAUGUACCUCUUGCUUUUCCUUCUCAUUAGGGGGCCUUCAUAUAAACUCUGUAACAGAGAUUACAAGCUCAUGGAUGGAUUAUGUAUUUUAUCCAGGAAAUAUAGUGGCUGCUCUAGUGGUCAGAUAAGUCCUUUUUUUAAAAGCAUGAAUCCUGUGGAAAUGACAGUGUUAUUUCUGUUUUAUAAAUGGUGAUUUGAUUGCAGAAGGGUCCCUUGUUCAAUCAUCACUCAGAUAGCAGGACAGUCUCUUAGACUUGAGAAUCACCUACUCACAAUUUUUGUGCUGGGCUAAAAUUCAGUGUAAUGCUUGUUAUUUAUGGUCCUCCUCAGUAGACCUGGAGAGCCACUCUUUUCUCAUGUCCCUACCAAGAUGUCUGAACAUUGUUAACAAGUUAAAAUGCCUAGAAUGGCAGUGGGGCAGGGAGAGAAGAAAAAUGUUAAUUGUGUGCUUCACAAUGGAAGUAACAUGGCUACGUAAAGUUAAGGAUCUAAAAUUCCCUAAGUGUACCACUAACUGGAGCUCCAGCCAAACAGCGCAGAGUGAAUCCACAUGCCUCUGCUGCCCCCACUAGCUCCAGAGCUAGAGAAGGACAACAGAGGAGCUUCUGUUGGGUCCCAAUCUUGUGCUGAUGUUUACAGAUGAAGGAUAAAGUUGAGGGCAAGAUCCUGUCCUUUAAGGGAAAGUGCAUGUCCUGGUGAAUACAGUUUUUUAGCUGACUAUCAUUGCUGCCCCAAAUUUGUUGACCAUUAUUUAUCUCCCAGUUGGGGUAUGAGUUGCUCACGUGGCAAAUUCUUCAUCAGUGCUAUGCAUUCUAAUUUACUUCCUUUUGGCAGACAGGUUCAUUCCCUCACAGUUGCAGUGGACACUGGUUUCUCAAACUUGAACACUUCUUUCAACUAGGGUUUGUGUAGAUAGAACAUCUGGCAUGGAUAGAGGACGGUAAAAUGUUCUUCAGUUAUGGCCUGCUCUUUGUGGAAGUCCUAUCUGAUGUGUGUUGCCUGCUUUUUCAAAUUGUUACUUUUAGGGCAGAAGAGAAAACGUUGCGCAUGAUUUAUUCCUGUUAGUUUGAAAAAGCUAGUGAAAAGCGCUGUAGCUGGCAGAUGUUGGUGUUUUCAUGUGUGCUGAAUUUCUCUUGUAUCAUGAAGAGAGAUUGGGAGCCAACAUAAACCUUCAUUAAGUUAUAUUGAUGUGUGACAAAGUGUCUUGGGCUAUGGUUAUGUUUUGUGUCUGGUCAGGAUGCUUCAAGCAUGAAUGAUGUGUCUGAUCAUGUAGAUUUCUUAGCUGGGAAUGCAUAUGGAAUGGAGAGGAGAGAAACAGGCAACCGGCUGUUUCUAAUGGGUGCAGGAUGAUUUGUGGAAAUAGCUUUUGUGUUUUUUGUUGCUCUUUAGUGUUGAGCACACUUUGUUAGAAAUGUAGAAAGAUUUUGGAACCUUUGUGUCUGCAAGAGUAUGACGUUCAUAUUAGAUGGAUUGAGUGAUACCCUUGAUUCUCCAGAGAGGGUGCCAUGAUUUUACUGCAUGAGACUAACAGAGUUUUGUGGCACCUUUAAGGCUAACAAAUUUAUGAAAGUUAACACUUCCAUAGACACAUGAAGUGUAACUUUUCUUCCGUAUCCAGUGAAUUGGAUUAUAGUUUGUGAAGCUUAUGCCAUAAGUUGGUUAACAUUUAAAGUAUCACAAUAUUUUGUUUCCCCUUCAUUCUGGUAUUCUUGGGUGAUCUGUGAAUGAAAAUCCAGCUGCUAGAGCAAUUUGAAUAGGUUUGUUGUAAACUUGCUUAAGGAUGUGUACUGGUGUGGGCAUGUCAUAAGGAUCUCUAGAAAUAUGAGUCUUAAGUGUGUGCUUUUUAUAGCAGAAUUCUUUUCAGGGUCUUAAGGCACUUUCCCAAUAGCUUAGUAGGUAGAGCAUGAGACUUAAUCUCAGGGUUGGCCCCACGUUGGGCAGAAGAUUCCUUCAUUGCAGGGAGUUGGACUAGAUGACUCACAUGGUCUCUUCCAACUCUGUGAUUAUAUGAUUCUAAGACUAACCACUGAAAUGACUUGAUGAGUUCCAUCUAUUCAGUUUGGAGUGCGUUUGGGUGUUUAUGCAGCCCCAUUCUUCCUACUUCAGACUGUAGCAAAUUGUUUUGGUGCCAAGAAUUGUUAGCAUACUGGCCUUAUGUAGGCAAAAUUUCUAAUUACUUCUGAAUACACAUGCCAUGGUUAAGAAAAUAAUAACAUGGGAUUGUAUCCUUGUUAAUCCUACUUAGAGUAGACUUAUUGAAAUCAAAAAGUGUGUCCAACUAAAGCAGUAUGGUGUAAUGAUUAGAGAUUCAGACUCAGAGAAGGAUUGAAAUCGCCACUUGGCCAUGAAACUCACUGGUUGACCUUUGGCAAGAAACUGCGUCUCAGUCUACGGGAGGACAGGCAGGGUGUAGUAGCAGUGAAAUAGCAGGUAGAACAUAAUGGCAAAAUCCUGUUGUUAGAAGUAAGCCCUGCCCCCUGUUAUGCUCAAUAUAGUUUCCUUCCUUUGUGAGAAGAGCACUUGCCUUUUAUUUUGGAGUUUUCAGUGGCAAGAUUCAGGUAGGUAGCCAUGUUGGUCUGACUCAAGUCAAAAUAAAAUAUCUGAAGAAGUGUGCAUGCACAUGAAAUUUUAUACCCAGAACAAACUUAGUUGGUCUCCAAGGUACUACUGGACAAUUUUUUAAUUUUUAAUUAAUGCAAGUAACUGUAACGGGACAUACCUUUUCUCCAUGCCUUCUUGAUGUUCUAACUGUGUAAACCUAUCUGUGUUUGAACAGCAAUUCUGUUUGGAAUAGGGAAUAUUGUUGAGGUGCACAUCUAUUGAAAGUGCUGUAUGUUUGAGAGUACGUAUUAUAAACUGAUCCUCACAACAGUUUUAGGUAUCUAGAUAUUGACUCUUGAGGCUGCUGUGUUCUGGACAAUAUCAGAACACAGCUGAAAGAUUUUUUUUUGUUGGGACUGGUAAAGGGAUCAGAUGAUGCAGCAUUUUUUCAUUUACCAUUUCUUGGUCCAUUUCAAGCCUGCAAAUCCCAGGUUGAAUCCUGAAUGCUCCUACCAUCUUGUUGAAACUGGUGAUGACUGCCUAGAGGACCAUCGAUUGUGGUUCCAUUAUUUUAUAUUUAUGACCCACCUUUUUUCUUGACAGGGAUUCAAGGCUGUUUACAGAUAAAAUAAAAGCAGCUUAAAAUAUGGGGGGGGGAACUCAUUAAAAAAGAAGCAUUAAUAUAAAUAAAUAAUAUUAGAAUAUUACAUUAUUAAUAUUUUUUUAAGUACAGUAUUUCUCUCCCUAAGGAAGCUUGCCUGAUGUGUAUACUGUCUUUUUGUCACCAGGCUUUUAAUCUUUAAUCUGUGAUGAGACUUUGUAGCCAGUUCUGCUUUGUGAAUGUAAGUUGCCUUGAGAAUUUGUAUUGAAGGGUGGUAUGCAUAUUUAAUAAAUAUUGAUUCCACAGUAAGUAUGAAAUCACUUCCAUAAUGGAGAGAGGCUGGCCAGUGAGGAUUUACAUAAUGAGUUAAUGUCACCAAACCUAAAAUCUUCCAGGAUUUAACUAUUCUUUUAGAGAGAUGUUACCAGAAUAUGUGUGUUAAAGAAAUAAAUCUGCUUAGCGUUUUAUGCAUACUAUAAGUCUUCUCCACCAGAAGCUUAGCUGGCAACUCUUAAUGAAUAUGCAAUUAUUCACCCUUAUAUCUCUCUUCACUUCCUAUUCCUUUUAUCAGUUUUCCUUCCCCUCAUCCCUCUGGACAACACUCGUUUCUUAAGACUGGGGUAGCUCAGUUGGGAGAGCAUGAGACUCUUAAUCUCAGGGUCAUGGGUUUGAGCCCUGCGUUGGGUGAAAUAUUCCUGCAUUGCAGGGGAUUGAACUAGAAGACCCUCAUGAUUCCUUCCAACUCUACAAUUCUCUGAUUCUAUAAUUCUGCUCUCCUUGGCCUGCCGCUGCUUAUAGAUUAGCCCUGUGCUACUGGUCUGUCAUGAUGAAGCAAAACCAGAGAGAUAUAGAAUUGGAAAUUGUCAGGGAACUGCCAUCAGCUCAGAGACGAGAGGUGGAAGGGCAGUUGUGUUAUAGUGAACCUCCGAAGAUCUUGCGAAGCAGUUCCUCCUCUGGCGAGGAGGAAAGCCCCGCCUCCAGUGGGGAGGAGGUGCAGGGACCAGGAGAUGCUAGGGAGAGCCUCAAUACUGAGCCUGAGCAAAGCGGAGGGGAGGGAAGUCCCCCUUUGCCAGCACCCACUCUGUGCAGUAGGUUUCAGCGCAGAGAGGGGAGGAGAAGGAUGGGGGUCAUGCGACUGUUAUGCUGGGGGAGGUACAAGGACCGGCCACUCCCACAUUCUGCUAGCGACUGAACCAGACACGAACUUGCGACGCUCUUCACUGUAAAUAGUUUGCACUAAGAAUAAAGCUUGGAAAAGACAGGUUGGAGUCUUGCCUGUUUGCUCUCAAGCAACCACACCACCACCUGACAGAAAUCUUUACUCCUCCAAUAGCAUUAGAUUUCAUUUUCAUGUGACUGAAUAUCUUUCCCCUCAUCUUAAAGCAAGGCUAUUGCUUGCCCUCCUUGAAGAACAUGGCAUCAGCUACAUGCACACAAUCAAGAUCUGUGACCUGCUAAAUGCAGCUAACUCAUGUACUUAUUUCAGCCAAAUAAAUGGAGAUUUGCAGAAUCACUCAGUGUUGUAAUGGGCAGGAGUUCUAUUUCAGGUAGUAGAUUUAAAAUAGUAACUAAUUUGAUCUUGGGAGUGUUAAGUCUUUCAGCGUUUUUAGUUGAGGGUGGGGAAGGGGAAUCUUUCAAGUAGUGCUUGAAAAUUGUCUAUUUUCUAAUCAUCACUUGGUUUUUGUGAGCCUUCUUCUUUCUUUCUUUCACAUUCAUUGUUGCGGGGAGUAGCUGCCAUCUCCUGAUCAGAUGGCUUCAGAGCCAAGUGUCAAUCUUAACUAUGUUGCAUUCUGGGAUUUGCAGUUCACUCUGCCUACAGCAGAUGGGAACGUACUAGUGUCUGUCUAAAGGCAGACAUUUAUCCAGAGAAAGCUGUGCUUAAAUUUUGACCCAGAUGUAUUAAGACAAAAACAGAAAACUGGAAUGAAGCACUACUAGGUUAGCAGAUGGAACAAGUUGUGAUUUAUGGACAAACACAGUCACUAUUAAAUGCUGUGGUAACUAAUUUUAUAGCUGAUCUUUCCACAAGUUUGACUUGGCAUGUGAAUAAAAAUGCUCAUCAUCCAUCUGGCCCACAGAAUUAAGCAGUUGACUGUGUGGAGGGCCAAUACAUUGUGGAGAUUUGCUGAGUCUGUGGCAAGCCAACCCCUAGGGGUUGUAGGGGCUUCGGCCCCGACAAUAAAAUACUGUCUAGUGUGUAGUAUCUGUAGUUCUACAAAGGAGAGUUAAUGCUGUGGCAGCAGGGACACUAAGAUCACAGUCCUUUGCACACUUGAUAGGAAGGCUCAUUGAACACAAUGAAUUUUCCUUCCAAGUAAGCAUGCAUAGUAACAGUGUAGUCCUUUGCAUGCAAGUCACACUGUUCAAUAGGAAUUACUCUCCAGUAAGUGUGCAGAGUAUUACAGCUUACAUUCCUUUUAGCCAAAGAGAAGUAAGCACUGAUGACUCCUCCUUGUUAAAGAACUGCAUUAUAUAAUUUUACCACUUGAUGGUGCCAUAAUGCUGACAGUUGUGCAAAGCAUGGAAGGAACUGGGAAUAUGUAAAUGCUUCUUUAGGACUACGUAUGGUGUGAUGACAAGGACUAGUGUAAACUUGUACUCAAGCACCACUACCCUUCUCACAUCAAGACAGGCAGCGUACUUGCCUGUUUUCCUUCUUGCAUUUCAAGCACCUGUCUCUUCUCAUUCUGCUGGUUGCUAAUAUGAAACAAGUGUAGAGUUUUUCUGCCUGUUACUUUACUAUUUCUGGAAAUGGGGACAGGCUGCUGUCUCCCAGGUGAGAGGAGGCUCCUGUUGGUCUGGAACUACUCAGAGCAACAAAUAGGAAAGCUAGAAAGAUAGCAGGAAGUGAUGGAAAAGAUAGCAUGGGAACUGAUCUUUCCAAGGAUUGGACAGAUGGUUGCAUCAAAAGAUGGCUAAGAGAACAGGGUACUGGGCAAGAUAAUGAAUGGGGAAAAGUGUUGAGCCCCCUGUGUAGCUGUGGCCACACACUGAGCCCCUCCUAUGAAUCCUCCUAUGGUCUGGCCUUUCCCUCUUCUGCAGUGGCAGGUCAGCUGGCAUCCUACAUCAGCUGGGGCAAUAACUGAAUUAGGACUGGUAUAGUCAAGGAAGUAUGACAGCCUUUUUUGACCUUUUGCCAACUUGUUUGAGAGGUAGGCUAGUAUGUGCUGUCAGCUAAAUGAAGAUCCAGAAAUCAGCCUAUAAUACUAAAAGACACACGCACAACAACAAAAUAGGCCUUCCAAUAUAAGGAUAUAGUACCUUGAGAAGGGGAACACAUCAACCAUGAAGUUGUUGCUCCAGAACCAGCAGAUGUGAAGCUAAGUAAAAGCUGAAAAGUUGGUCUGUUAGACUCCAAUAUAGUCAUGUUUGGGGGGGGGGAAUCCACACAUUUGGGUGUCUAGGUUUCUGUAGUUUUGAUGUAGGUCAUAAAUUUUUCUAUUGUUACAGCAUUUUUUAUAAAUAUGCUAGGUAUCUAACAAAUAUCGCAGUGACAGGUUUCUGUCACCAGGACCUUCCAGUUUAAAAGCAAAAGCUUUUGACUGUAUGACAACCCAACCAGAAGUAAAAUGUGGCUAAGCCAGAAAGGACAGAGGUGCAAUAGCCAUUCCCAACACCAAUUUGCUACCCAUAAUGUGGAGAGACUGGGUUGCUUGAGAGUCACAGCUCUAGGUAACCUGACAGCACUCAGUGUUUUAGUGGGGUCUGGCUGUUUCACAGAGAAGAUUUCUAUGUAUGAGUUCUUUGGUACCAGAGAAAUUCCUCCCAGGCCAGGGGGAGAGUAGAGCUAAAAAUUGUCUCCUGAAUAAUUGUCUUACAGUUCUAGAGAAGGUAAAGGAGAGGCAUCUAAUAAGCUGUGCUAGUGGAGAGUGCAGCACCCCCCUGUAUUCUUUGGCCAGGCUAGAAGGAACAUGCAACACACCUUUUAAGCCCAGGGGUCAGCAAACUUUUUCAGCAGGGGGCUGGUCCACCUUCCCUCAGACCUUGUGGCGGGCCGGACUAUAUUUUUUUGGGGGGGGGGGAAUGAACAAAUUCCUAUGCCCCACAAAUAACCCAGAGAUGCAUUUUAAAUAAAAGGACACAUUCUACUCAUGUAAAAAUACACUGAUUCCCGGACUGUCAGCGGGCUGGAUUGAGAAGGCAAUUGGGCUGGAUCCGGCCCCUGGAUCCUACCCAUGUUUUAAGCUGUUCCGAUUAGUCAGUUUUUGGUCUUGCUGCAUCACUUCCUGGCAUGUUCAGCUGAGGCCGAAGCCUGUGGUAGUGAGUUCCUUAGUAUUAUCACCUGUUUCACCUGCCAUUGUUUUUAGACCAUGGAACACAGUCUCUUAUAAGCUUAGGGAUUUUAGUUGUGUAUCUUAACUGCUGACUUGGUUUUAUGGGAUAAGCGAGGAGCAUACUUCCAGAAAACCAUUUUUUUUUUGCGGUACUGAACUGAUUCUCCACCAGAAGGUCUUUAAAAAAAAUUAGUAAUUUUUUUAAUGAAAUACAAAAGAACGUGCAACAUCUGUUCUUUAUGUUCAUAUUUUAAGUCUUUUGGUUACGUUCAGUGUAAGACAAUAUGGUCUCCAGAGGUAGGGGGAGAGGCUGGAUGAUAAACUUGCACACCAUUUUUUCAUUUUUCCAGCUUGGUAUAUGUGUGGGGAUUUUAUGUCAGCAUCAUUUGGGUAGGUUCUCUUUCUAUAUAUUUGUCAGCAAGGUCUUUCUUAAUUUGAUCUGGCUUGCCAGUGAAAUGAGAAUGUAUUCAUAUUUUUGUGGCAUAGGUACUCUAUAUACUAUUAAAUACAGUUAGAUAUGUUUUUCAGGAUUUCUUUCUCUUUUUGGCAGUUUAAGACAUUAAUGCUGACACCUAAAAGUAAAUUCCAGUGGAAUCAAAUUGAGCAGGCUCUGAUCAGUCCCUACUUGAACUUGUGCAUGACCCUUGGGGGUCCCUUCCAAUUCUACAAUGCUAUGGUUCUUUGUUCAACCCUGUGCCUUACUGUCCUUCUCUAUUGGAAUAGAUUUUCCUCUGCAACAACCUUUCAGUUUCUUGGUAGCUUUACUGGUCCCCCCCCCCCCCCGUUUGUGCCUCUUAUUGCUGUCCCACAACCGGUAUGCAAUAUUUAGGGUAACUGGGGACAGUAUCUUGGUCUAAGGAUUAAAUGUGUUAAAAGAAUAGAAGCCUUUUCCUUUUGGGGUGGGUGGAAAAUAAAUGUCAGUAGUCCGCAGCUAUUGUCCUGAUUUCCAAAAUGUGACUACCAACCUGUUUGUAUGGUUCCAGCAUGAAUCUGUAGUAGUAGCAAAUUUGAGAGAUGUACAACAAAGAGGUGCCUACAAUGAAAUCAGGAUAAAGCAGGAAGUAUUUUGGUAGCCUUGUGUGCUAAUGAAGCGUUCAUGUGAGCAGUGGAAGCUUAGUACAGUGGUACCUCAGGUUACAGACUCCGCUAACCUAGAAGUAGUACCUCGGGUUAAGAACUUUGCUUCAGGAUGAGAACAGAAAUUGUCCUCUGGCGGCGCGGCAGCAGUGGGAGGCCCCAUUAGCUAAAGUGGUGCUUCAGGUUAAGAACAGUUAAGAACGGACCUCCGGAACAAAUUAAGUACUUAACCCUAGGUGCCACUGUAUAGAGGUCUUUGGUAUACAUUCAACCUCAGAAAUUGCUUUUGAUUCCUUAUGUUUAUCUAAGACUGCCUCCAUUCUAUGUAGUUUGAGCUUUUUAGGCCACCUUUGUUCUUUUGCACUGUCACUUGUUUGUUAACUGAUUAAAAUAUGUCCUGCUGACAGUCAACUCUGUCAUUUUUUUUUUUUUUUACCAAGCAGGACCAGGAAGCGGAAAACUAAUAAAAAUGAAAGUGGACCGAACUAAGCUGAAGAAAACACCUACAGAGGCUGUAAGUAUCACCUCUUGUUACCUUGAGCUCAUCAUAGGAAAAGUGUGAGAAUAUACUGCAAUGGGAUCAAGGAGAUUACAGAUUUGACUGUAUCUACAGCAGUGCAUUUCUGACAUUCCAGUUUUGAAUGUCUUGGGUUGUGUGAUAGUUUAUUGCUGGAAUAGUCAAUCCGUUGUAGGCUGCAUUCCCUCAAGGGUAAUCUUUUGGGAGGGGGUGCAUGCUUUUAGUUGGUAGAGCCAUACACAGUGAUGAGCACAGACAGAAAAAAACCCCUCUGUGUUCCAUUAACUAAACUGAAAUAAAGACUGCCCUGCCUGGUUCAAUUUUUACAUGGCCACCUCACAUGAGAAUUCCUAAUCCUGUGCAAAUCAAUUCAUAAGUAAGCAUCACUACCUUUGGUGAGAUUACUCUCAGAUAAGGAUUCAAGAGUUUUUUCAUACAACAGAUCAAUAUAGCUACUGUUCUGGAAAGCAAAGACAGUAAAAGCAGUUCCUUUCUGCCUUUGUGUGAUAUGGACACACACAUACUCCAGAAAACUACCAUUUUGUUUUCAGACAGUUGGGGAGAAACUUGUUUUUUGUAAGCCAUACAAAAAGUUGUUUUAAACAAUCAAUUUGUUUUUAUCAAAUAAAACACCACCCAAUGGCUCUGAAACUACAUAGAGGAAAAGAGGGAAGGGGAGCUUAAAGCCCGGAAAAAUUAGGAAGUAAACAGGAUUCUGGGAUUUCAAGAGUGAGGUAGCUUCAGGAAGCAUGAGUGCAUGUGCAUAAAAUGAGAUUGGGUGCUGCAAGCCUCUUCAAAAUGGCAAGUUCCCCAUCUGUGUUUUACUGAGUGCAUGUUCCUUAGCAGCAAAUGUGAAGAUAAAUGGGAGAAACUGGAGAUCACUGUGUUCUAGAAAUAAACGGACUUUCUUCCACUUGGCAGGUUAUGAUUGCCAGUAUCUCAGAAGCUAUAGAAAUUGGUUUCUAAUUUAGAUCAUUACUCCUACAAAAAUGGAUUCCAAAAGAAAUGGAAUGAAGGCUGCGUUCUUUGAUCAGUAUCCUGUAGUAGAUUGCAAGUCAGCGUACCCCUUAAUUGAGUUUAGUAACUCAUUUAGUGCAGACAGUGAAGUGCUUUUUCAUAUUACAUAUCUGACUGUUUAAGCGUCACACAAUGGGAAAAGGUAGAAAUUUGGGGGCAUUUUGUUUUCUAUAAAUAUAAACACAGAAACACCCAAGCUGUUGCUGGUAGGAUCACAUGUCUGUUUGUGCACAUUAGGCUGAGGAGAGAAGUGAGUGAUUUUUAAAAUUUAAAACAACACAACUCAUUGCUUACCAGCAUUUUCUUUUAUGAAGAAGCAUCCGUUGAUGUGUAGCAAUUAGUGUUCCUUAUGCAGUUUCUUCACCUUUCAGCCUGCAGAUUGCAGAGCCUUGAUUGACAAACUCAAGGUUUGCAAUGAUGAGCAGCUGCUGCUGGAACUUCAACAGAUCAAAACAUGGAACAUCGGCAAGGUAUGUGGUAGCAGCAGAUCAUGUAGCUAAAAAGCUUGAGAAAAUGCAAUGCCUCUUGUCUUUUAAUUUAUAUUUAUUUUGAGGCUUUAUAAUAUAGCAUUUUUUCCAACUUAGUGUGCUCUAGCACUACAAUUCCCAUCAUCUAACCAUUGACCAUGCUGCCUAGGGCUGAUGGGAGUCCAACAAGUUUGGGGAAAGCUCUUGUGGAAGGUUGAGGAUGGCAUGCGCUUCAGACAACCAUGACUGGUCCCAGAGGAUUAAAACUUUAUGAUGCACUUCUAGUUCUGCAAACCAGUUUAUAGCUUUAUCCGUUGUUGUUGUUGUUGUUGUUGUUACUAUUAUUAUUAUUAUUAUUAUUCAAUAUUACAUUCAGUUACACAUUUCAUCAUUCUUUACAAUACAUUCCAAAUUGUGCUAUAUGUAUAUAUAUCUAUAUGUAGAUGUAUAUUUUCCUUAUUUCUACCAUUGUGUCUUCCCUCCACCAGAGCUCAACUUUUGUUUUUCUUUACUUUUAUAUUGUGUUAUAAAUACUAUUUACUUAUUCCCCAUUAACCAACUUUCCAUAUUUUAACUUUAACUUUGUGAGCUUCAGUCAAUGCAUAUCAAUAACUUUGUUAUGGAACAAUGUUUUAUCAUAUAUUCUUCUACACAUUCCCAUUCUUUCCUCAGUUUCUGAUUUGAUUGGAAUCUAAUAGCUGCUGUCAUUUUGGCCAACUCUAUAAACUCACAGAGCUUGUUUUGCCACUCCGUUAUUGAGGGAACAAUGUCCCCUUUCCAAUUUUUAGCUAUUGGUAUUCUGGCGGCAGCUAUAGCAUAUAAAAACACUUCUUUUCUUAUCUCCAGGGAUGUCUGUUGAGACUAUACCUAAUAGGAACUCUUCUGGCUUUUUCUCAAAUUAUGUUUUAAAUAUAUUUUUUAGUUCUUCAUGGAUUCUACUCCAGAAUUUUUUUAUUUUCCUGCAUCUCCACCAUAGAUGGUACAUCAUUCCUUCUGCCUUAUUACAUCUCCAACACAUAUUUGAUUUUAAUCUGUGUAUCUUGGCCAGUCUGAUGGGGGUCAUAUACCACCUGUACAUCAUCUUUAUCAGAUUUUCUCUUAUUGUGUAGCAAGCAGUAAAUCUAAUGUCUUGCUUCCACAAUUUUUCCCAUUGCUCCAUCUGGAUAUUAUAACCGAAAUCUUGGGCCCACCUCCUUUAUUUCCUCGUCUUUUAAUUCCCACUCUGACAGUAAAUUAUAGGUUUUAGAUAAUAAUUUCCUUUUGUUUUGUAAUAGUUCUUUUUGUAGUUUAGAUUCUUCUUUUCCAAAGCCGAUUUUUUGGUCAAAAUUAAAUAUGUCGUGUAAUUGAUGGUAUUGCCUCCAACCAGUACAAUGUUGUUUAAUUUCCUCAAAAGUUUUCAGUUUAAAUUGGCCAUGUUCUUCUUUUAGUAGUUGGUUGUAUGUAGCCCAGUUUUUCUCCAUAUUUUUCUUUUUUACUGAGAUUACCUCCAGAGAUGACACCCACCACGGUGUUUUGGGUUCUAGUAAAUUUUGAUAUUUCUCUAAUUCUUUUUUGUAUGGCAUUUUGUUGUAUGUAAUAUCCUCUUAUGAAGGCCUUACUUGCGUCCCAUAUCACUCAUAUCUGUUUCCUGAGCCAUAUUUAUUUCGAAGAAUUCCUUUAGCAGAUCUUGAGCUUUGUUCAGUAUCUUUUCGUCAUUUAAGAUCUUUUCAUUCAUCCUCCAUCUCAUAUUUAUUUUCCUGUUUCCCCUUAAUUCUAACAUAAUUGAGUUGUAAAAGUUAUAGCUUUAUCCUAGUCAGGCUUACUUGUUGUGCCAGUCGGACUUCCAAAUAAGCACGCAUGGGGGUUGGAUCUACAGUGGUACCUCGCAAGACGAAUGCCUCGCAAGACAAAAAACUCGCUAGACGAAAGGGUUUUUUGUUUUUUGAGCUGCUUCGCAAGACGAUUUUCCCUAUGGGCUUGCUUCGCAAGACGGAAACGUCUUGCAAGUUUGUUUCCUUUUCUUAACACCGUUAAUACAGUUGCGACUUGACUUCGAGGAGCAACUCAUAGAACGCGGUGUGGUAGCCUUUUUUGAGGUUUUUAAAGACUUUGGUGAUUUUUGAAGCUUUUCCAAAACUUUCCCGACACCGUGCUUCACAAGACAAAAAAAAUCGCAAGACGACAAAACUCGCGGAACAAAUUAAUUUCGUCUUGCGAGGCACCACUGUAAUGUUUUACUCUCCAGUGACUUAGCUCUUGAGUCCACUGUAUUUAGCUGAUGAAUAUGGGGAUAGCUUGGUUCCCCCCCCCGCCCCCCGGGAGGUAUAGCAGACCCUUUUCCAAGAAGUCCAGUUAUCUCUCCUUGUCACUGUCAUUCUUCCCUGAAUGUGCUUUUUCCCCUCUUUAAGUGCGAACUUUACCACUGGGUGGACCUGCUAGACAGAUUCGAUGGGAUCCUAGCAGAUGCUGGGCAGACAGUGGAGAACAUGUCAUGGAUGCUGGUUUGCGACAGGCCGGAGAGGGAACAGCUGAAAUCCUUAUUGCUGUCAGUGUUGAACUUCACUGCCCUGCUAAUAGAAUACAGUUUUUCUCGCCACCUGUACAGCUCUAUCGAGGUAAAGAACUCUAAAGUAGCAGGGUUGGGAUUUAGAAGGGCUGAAGGGCCUCUCAUCUGAAACAUGUUUUAGAAGCAGAUGAUGGCUUUAAUAGUGUAAAGCCGCUUUUCUGUCGGGACAAGAAUGACAGCUGCACUAUAUUGUUGAUUGUGGGAGGCAGAUGGACUCAAAUAUUUAAUACUUAAAUACUUAGCAAUUUUAUACAAUGCUUUAAAGUAUUCAAGAGGUUUACAUAGCAUACAGUUAAUUUUUAAAUUUUAAAGCCAGAAGGCAGGCUAGUAUUAUGCUCCCCAUAUUGUAGGUUGAGGAUUGUAGCUGUCCUAAGGCUGCAUAUGGAGUCCAUAGCAAAAGCAAGGUUUGAAUUAUGGACUUCUGGUUGAUAACUUAGUCUGUUAGCCGCAACACUACAGUGACUGAACAUGGCAAGGAAGACCAGAGUAUUUAUUUGCUAUAACAGGAAAAUAUUAAUCUCUUUGGAAAUUAAGAUUGUGGUAGUUUCAGGAAUGUUUCAAAUACUUUGCUCUUCGCUUAGCACUUGACAACAUUGUUGGCGUCCUCGGACAUGCAAGUGGUGCUUGCAGUGCUCAACCUCCUGUAUGUGUUUAGCAAACGCUCCAAUUACAUCACGCGCCUGGGCUCUGACAAGAGGAUGCCUCUUCUAUCCCGGCUACAGCAUUUGGCAGAGGUAAGGAGCUGUAAAGAGACCUACAAGAAAGUUGAAGUUCAUUGUCUUAAUGGCUUCUUUAGAUAAUGCACCUUUAGAAGCCAUAUUGAUGGAUCAAAAAUGCAAUGUCUCUAGUAAAGAAUUAUUCUAAUCCGUUUCUCUCACAUGGGACACACUUGGAGCAUUGACAGUCAUAAUAUAAAUGGAUUUGCUCAAAGCAAUAGAAAAUGUAAGAUCUCUGACACAUUUUCUAUCUCUGCUUCCUAAAUUUAAGGCUUUAGGCAUCACAUCUUAAAUCUGGUUUGUCCUUUUGGGCUGUUUGCAUCAGCCCAUCUUACUUAGUGUUUUAUUAUGUACUGAGGUUUCCAGACAGGUAUGUAGUUAUUUGUAGUAUUCCCGUUGUCAAAGUAUUAAGACUUAAAAGCCUGAAUUGUCUAAUUUUAUUUGCUUUGGGGUCUUCUUCAUAUAGCCAAUUUUUUAUUUGUUGUGGGAGCAAUUGCUUUUGAAAGGUUGUGUAUUGUUAAACAGACUUUUUAGCCUAAUGAUGAAGCUAGUAAUCCUGAAGAUCAUUGUGCUACAGUUUAGCCUGCUCUUGUGGCCUUCUGUCACAUUGCAGGUGUGGUGUAAUCUGAGAGAGAGAGCAGGCGUCAGAUUCCUUGAGCACUGCCUUUUUAUCUGCUAUGUGAUAAAAGCAGCAUGCAGCCAGGGUAUAUAAAGGAAGCUUCAGAGGUGGUAUAUUUUUGGCUAACCAGACCUCUAAGCAUUCUGAGAGGUACAGUCCUGUAACUGCUUUUGUGAUGGACUGUUUCACGUGAUGUGUUUUCCCACCAAUCCUUCUGCACAGUACAAUGUAAAAAUGUAUGGUACAAAAGGUCUGAAGGCAGAUGAAGAAAAAUUGAGAGGUUAAAAAAAGCGGGUGGGGGGGACAGACACUCAGCUAAAACAAAGCACUUUGAGGGAAUUGUGUACUUUCAGGGAGAAAACAGGAGUGGCUUUGUAAAACUUUUCUUCGAAAACAAUAUUUAAAUACUAUGUUCUCUGUCUGCUCUAUUUUAUGUUCUUGAUUUAUUUUCUGUAUUUUAUUGGUGGUAUUUCUGUUUUGUUUAUAAUUGGAAACUAUAAUAAAGUAAAAUAUAAGCCACUGCGUAGGUGGCUCCACUCAUCUUUCUCUGGAUCCAACCUACUAAGUUUUAAUCUGUUUGUGGCUUGAUUUCACAUCCAGAUUACAAAACAAAGGUGACCCAAUUCCUUCUCUCAUUUUCAAAGCAGUUGAAAUUUACUCUGGUGUCACUUGUAAUUGCAGUUAUCACAGGAAGCAAUGAUGUACAUGACACUGCAAUGUGCAGCUGGUUGUUUUCUUAAAAGGUCCAGUUUAGGUGUGCCUGUGGCAAAGACCAAGUACUAUCAUCACAGGUACAAACUAUGAUUCAGUGAGUCAUUUCAAGCAGCUCUGAAGGCAGCUGAGCACUGGCGCUCUUUAUCAUAGCCUGUGACAGUUACUUAGCUCUCAAACUUCUGUUUUACCAGUCAACAUUGUUGCAUUGGGUCAUGUUGGAUGGUAUCUUGGCAGUUUCUCAGUGGUAUGUUGGCUUUCAUUUUGGGUAGCCUUCAUUACCACAAAGCAGAACUUGUCAAUUGCUUUUGGAAACAAUCAUGAGGACUGUUUACAUUAAGUAGGAUUUUGGAGUCAUAGGGGGAAGGGGGGCACUCAGUGAGAUUUUAAAUGCAGCUGUGAAUAGAACAUGCAUGCCAGAACUUCACAUAGCCAAUUUUCUAUUGAUCAAGUCCAACUGAAGUGUACAGUUGAGUUUUCCUUCUGGAUUGUUUUUUGUAGGGUUUUGGGGUUCAUUCAACCUUUAUGUUCUCCUCCUUCUGUCCUGCAGAGUUGGGGUGGCAAGGAGAAUGGCUUUGGUCUGGCAGAAUGUUGUAGAGAUUUGCACAUGCUGGUAAGUAUUCCAUUUUGAAUUUUAUCUUUUCUGCUACUUUGCGGUUGGUAGCUUGACUCAUGGUGUGUAGAACUAAUUCCCAGUUGCUUUUCUGAUUUACGUGAAUACAUUGAUAGUCCUUUCCCAAGUGUGUCUUUUAUAGUGCCUCUCACACUGUUCGUAUUUAAUAGCAAAUUGGCAAAUAGUUGGUACUCUGCUCUUGCAGGAAGAAAAUUUGGUCUUCCUAACGGGCAAGAGUCCAUUAAAACACAGUAGGAUUCUGCAAUAUAUUUGAUAUAAAAGCCACUUUGCAUUGCCUGACAUAGGCUUUGGAAAAGUUUGACUUCAAACAAUGUUUUAGGGUUAGGGAUUCUGACACCAAGAUUUGGACACUGAAACUCUCAUUUUUUGCUGGUAUAUAUAAUCUUCCUUCUUGAGGGUAAGCAAUGUGUGAUUUGAAAGAAUACUGGGUAUUUGGGGGUGGGAGUUCUUGGGUGCCCUUUCCUUGCUGACUGCAUAAUUCUUUCCCCCGUCCAUGGUGGUCCCCUGAACCAGGAGAGAUGCCAGCUUGUGGUUCUGAUAGUUACUAGCCUCAUCAGAACCGCCCUGUUGCUUUAAAACUUUCCAGUGCCUGCUUUGCUGAUUUUUGCUAUGUUUUGAAAUGGCUACACUCUGGAGUGAAGCAGCAUCAUUGUGGGCAGGAUCAUACAUAGGGUAUUUUCAAGAUGUAUUGUUUUUGAGAAUGAUCAGAGUAACAGUCCUUUGCAACAUACACAUUCUGGGUGUUGAUCCUGGUGGAGAUCACUUUUUGCCCCAGUUGGCUUAGCAUGAUCAACACAGAUGGUACAGCUGCUAUCAUACCAAAACAGUGGCAGUUACUGUAAACUUCUGGAAAUAGGAAGCAAAACAUUUUUAAGGUGCUUCCUGGUUUGCCGCUACCGUCACUGCUGACAGCGAUGUCAGGAAGUGCACCAACUGUAGGGCUCAUGAGUUGUGAGGCCCAUAAGGUCUGAUGGCAUGUUCUGAAAUACUGCCCUUGACCUGGGGCCAGCAAAAUUCUCCCCCUCGGCUGCUUCAACUUUUACAUUAAGCUUGCAUGAGCUGAGUGAUGCAAGGCUGAGUAGUCUUAUAUGCAUUGCUACUCAUACCCUGUGGGGCUGCUGAAGGCACAGGUCUAGGCCAUUGUUCCAUGUCUGUGCAUCUUCUUGGAUAUUGCUGUUGUGUUCCUAGAUAUCAGCAGGGCUCCCUCUGCAUCACCAUGUCUUCAUACCUAAUCCUAACUUCUUACAUCUUAACUCUCUUCCUCCUCCCACGUGCACAAAAAGAUGUAAGGAGAGUUGGGGUGGUGGUUAUACUCACACUUCUGCAAGUGGGUGCUCUUAGCACCAGGGUGCAUUGUCCUUUGUUACGCUAACGCCCCUCCCUUAACCUCCCCCUAGUCCAGGGUGAGAGUGGUUUGAUUUUUUUUUUGGAGGGAGUGUUUGCCAUCUGGUUUGUUCUGAUUCCAUACUGUGAUCUGUACACAGAAAUACCCUCCCAGUGCAACUACACUACACUUUGAAUUCUAUGCAGAGCCAGGGGCCGAGGUCAAAGUGGACAAAAGGGUGAGUCUCCUACAGACUUGUUCUUGUAGGGUUCUGAGGGAAGUGGGUGGGAGCAAGAUUUGGCAAAUAAGCCCACAUUGGAUUGAAAAAGGCUAUAGCACGUUGCUCCCUAUUCAGUUUCUAAGAGAAGUGGGGUUCGCUACUCCCAGUGAGUGAAUACUAAGAUGGAGGAAGUUACUUUAGGUAUGAGAAGAUGCUGGCAGCCAGUCUUCCUAUUCUCAGAUGCUUUCAGUAGCUUGAUCAACUCAUUUUGGAGGUUGUCAUGGUCCACUCAGUGUCCUACCUCUGCUGUAGCUGCUGUGCCCUGCAAUCAAACAUGCUGCUUUUAACUCUUGGAGGUGGUGGUGAUGGUGGUAGGGAUUCAGUGGUGUUGAAGGCCCACUUUGUUGCCCUCAUAUCUCAGGGAGAGCUUGUUUUCCUACGUCUUGAGAAACACUCUAUGAAAGGUCUCUUGUCAGGUGCAAACAGUUCAAACUUUGUCCUCCCCAAAUUCCACACUAGGCCCUGUGAGGACCCUUACAUAGUAGCUCCAGUUCCCUGAGUAUUUGGGUGUAAAGUAGAUGGCACACCUUGACAGUGUUCCCAAAUUAAAUGGGAACACUUCAGUGCCAGGUACAUACACCAUUGACACUUUCAAGGUAACAUCUCUGUCCACCUGUGAAGAGACUUCUCCAUUUUGCUUCUCUAAAUGCUUGUUUUUUCUAGGUAUGGAUUUAUGGGGCAGAUGUGGAUUUAUGGGGCAGCAGCUCUUUCUCAAAUAGGGGUUGCCAGCACAGUAAUCCAUAUUGGGAUAUGAUUAAAAUACCCCACGAAAGCCAGGUCUGAUUGUUGGCCAAAGGCACAACUCAUUUUUGAGCUGUAGCUCUUGGUGGCUGCCCUUAAGCAGUUCUGUGGCACAGUUGUGACUUUGCCAUGGCUUCCGAAUGAGAGAUCGGAAAUGAACUCCAAAACCUUUUUGUUUCCUUUUCAGACUACCAGCAACACACUACAUUAUAUUCACAUAGAACAACUUGACAAGGUAAGCUAACUCCCCCUGCUUAAUUGAAUGAUAUUUUUAAUUUUGCCUUUGUAUUGGCUUCUAAGCCUCUCUUAUUUACCCAAUGCAGAUUUCAGAAAGUCCCUCUGAAAUUAUGGAAUCCCUCACCAAAAUGUACAGCAUCCCAAAGGAUAAACAGGUACAUUGACAGGAAAGACCAAUGUGGUGCUCUGGGUGCAUUACAGAAUGAGGCUUCUGGUUUAGUUUCAAGGAAAACAAAUUUGCUGUGCUUCGGAGAUUUUCAGUAACUAAACUGAGUUAAUGAAUCUCCUUGGUACUUGAAAUGGAUUUUUUUCUGGGCUUGGUGGGGCGCUUAAUGAGUUGAGAGCUCUAGUUUCCAAUACUGCUAACUUUGGUGUGGUUUCCAUAUUGUGUCCUCAAAAUGGGGAGAGUGUGAUGAGACAGAGAAACGGAAACCCAUUGAGAGUGACAUGGUUACACAAGGUAGCAGCAGAUACUGCCCUGGAUUGCAUCAGGUUGAGUGCAUUAGGGCCACCUUUAUAAAUGAGAUAAUAGAAUAAAUUGUAUCAUCUGGGACUUCAGAAUAGGAAUUGCAUUUUGAAUGUGCGCUCUGUAGACAAAACGAGGGCAUUGGGGAGACUGGUUCAUGCCCUGCCCUUGUUCUAGUUUUCUGCUUGCAAUAUUUACUUAUAUACACAUAUGACUGAAGUAAUAAAAUUCGUUGCAUCUCAUUCUGCUGCAUAUGUAGAUCCUGCCAGGUGACUGGGGUCAGUUAUAACCCUGUGAGGGAAGCAUUGUCAUGGUGGGUGCUUGGGUCUUUAUUGCAACAUUGCUAACUGUUUUCUUCUUGUAGAUGCUGUUGUUUACACACAUUCGCCUGGCCCAUGGCUUUUCCAAUCAUAAAAAGCGGUUGCAAGCUGUUCAGGCCAGACUGCAUGCCAUUUCUAUAUUAGGUGAGCAUGGUGGCAGAUGAAUUCUUAUCUGUGGCACUGCCAAAGUAAAGGGGAAGAAUAUGAGUUUAUACAAGUGGACAUUGGGAUAGCUUUAAAGUGAUACUUUUUAUUUUGUUGCACGUGAUCGUGUUUUCAUGUACUGCCAUGAAAUAAAUAGGCAUUUGAUCAAUCAGUGGGGCAGGACAGGAGACAUCUUCUCCCUGCCACUCUGUCAUGUGUCCAUGCCCCCAUCCUGGCACUAUUUCUGUUUUUGGCCCUCUCCUUCCAUGGCCAGCUGCCGCCAGUGCAUGCACUGGCUCCCCUCAGGCAGGCAGGCUUGGGACAGGCUAGGCAGUGGCCCCAAGCAAUUUCCAGGGUGAGAGUCUGUCUCUGUCUGUGUCUCUCUCUCCUCCUCAUGUGCCCUCCCCAUUAAAGUGGAGAGCUCUCCACUUUAUGUAAUUUCACAUGCAUGUGCGGGGUUGUGGAACGUAACCCCUGCGUAAGGGCGGGGGAAUGCCUGGACUAUGCAUUUCUGGGGACUCUUGAGUCACAUACGUGACUUAGCUAUUCAAGCUGCUUUUUAACUGAUAGAUGUAGUGGCUCACAACAAAUGAAGUGAGCAAGUCUGUGUAUCAAGGAAAUCCUACAGUGUAGCUACCAUUGCUGAAAAAAGACUUGGCCCUGGACAUGUCAGCCUGUCCUCUCUAUAUAUCAGUAUUUAGACCCGGAUGAGUUAGUGCUAUCAAGUCUUGACUUAUUUCCCAGAGACUAACCGGUAACCAGCUGAUAUCUUUUGGUACCAAGGAAAUGAUUCUAAUAGUCCAGGCAUAGGCAAACUCGGCCCUCCAGAUGUUUUGGGACUACAACUCCCAUCAUCCCUGACCACUGGUCCUGCUAGCUUGGAAUGAUGGGAGCUGUAGUCCCAAAACAUCUGGAGGGCCGAGUUUGCCUAUGCCUGCAAUAGUCAGUCCCAGCCACUAGCUUGGCUGCUGCACUAACUGAAGUUUAUGAACAGCUUUCAAGGGUAGCCCCAAACUGAAUAUAUUACAGUAAUAUAAUAUGGAAAUUACCAUAGCGCAGAUCUCUGCUGCUCCUACAGAGAAGGCAUAACUGGUUGUACCUGGUAAAAAGGUACUACUUGUCAUAGUGCCACCUUUAUAUAUAAAAGCAGCAGUAUCUUAAGAUACAAUCUUAAUCUGUGAUCUCUCCCCACCCCCCGAAUCUAGAUAAGAUCUAUUCCCAGUCCCCAAGAUUAACAGGGGAGCAAACACCACAAUAUUGUCAAUGAGAUAAGUUUAAGUUGGCUGUAAGCUUCUUUCCUACUUAACUACUGCUGCAGAUACCAAUUCAGGAAUUUCACUGCCUCUUCAAAAAGGGCAAGCAUUAAUUGUUGCCCAUAUAUUGAUGAUACACCAUUCAAAUUCUGUGAUGACAUUUCCCAACAGUUUCAUAAACAUAUUAAAAACAUAGGAGAGAGCCAAGAUGGUUUUUAAGUAGUCUGAGAAAAAUAAAGAACUUUACACUAAAUUGCCAUCUUUGAAAGCUGUAGUCUCUUCCCACCCCCAAUUUUUUAACAGGCCAGGGAACAAAUGUUAUUGUGCUUAUUUGUGAUGUUGCUUCAUAGAGGCCUGGUUGACUUAAAUGCUUGUUCCUUCAUGGCCAGUUGGUGGGGUUGUGGUUCAUAGCAAUGAGAAUUUUAGGUUGUCGACUAACAAAUGCAAGGACCAGAGGGAAGCCAAACAAAGCCAUAUAGAACCAUGUUUGCUUUCUUCCUCUGAUCUGGAGCACCUGGACAUAGCUUGUACAGUAGAAGCUUGUGCUUCUGGAUCAGAGACCAUAAUUGUAUUAACCAGUUAUGUGUCACUUAAAAUAAUGGAUAGGUUUGUCCCCCCCCCCCCAUGUCUGUCACCUGCUGCAAAUUCUUAACAAAGCCUCUCUCUCUUUCCACAGUGUAUUCAAAUGCCUUGCAGGAAUCCGCCAACAGCAUUCUAUACAAUGGGUUGAUAGAGGAGCUAGUGGAUGUACUGCAGAUAACAGAUAAACAGUUAAUGGUACGUCAUCUAUCGACCUGCUUCUCCUGCCCAGACUUGUUGGUAAGGAAAGCUAGCUCAAUGGUACUCACCUUAGUUCCUUCCCAAGGUAUUGGCAUUGGGUUGGACUGUAAAGAUUCUAGAGUUUUUUUCUGCCAUUUUCCCAGGAGCUUGUCACUAGCCUAUUCAGCUUCCUUUGAUACUGACUGAAUAUGUGGAUAUUUAUAAAUUAUAAUAUAGCACACGAUUCUCCUCGGAGCUAAAUCCCUAAUCUCCCCAUUUCUCUUUGACAGGACAUCAAAGCCGCCUCACUGAGGACGUUAACUUCCAUUGUGCACUUGGAGAGGACUCCAAAACUCAGUAGUAUUAUUGAUUGCACUGGAACUGCCUCCUACCAUGGAUUUUUGCCAGUCCUAGUCCGGAACUGUAUACAGGCCAUGAUCGGCAAGUAUUUCUAGAUCUCACAUGUACUUUGGUUGUAUUCUGCUUGUUGUAUUCUAAUGGUGCUUCCUUUCCUCUUCCCAGAUCCCUCCAUGGAGCCAUAUCCACAUCAGUUUGCCACAGCACUCUUCUCCUUCUUGUAUCACCUGGCAAGCUAUGAUGCAGGAGGUGAAGCUCUAGUCUCCUGUGGCAUGAUGGAGGCCUUACUGAAGGUAAUGUAUGCUCAGAAGAAUGAGUAAGGCAGCCAGUUCCCAAAAAUUAGAGAACCGUUUGCUGGACUCCUGUCAGACAAAAAUUGGGCAUGCAGUUCUUUUGACUGUUGUCAAGAAAACUGGAGCACUGUUGUGUGUACAGAUACCCUUCUCUGUCCCUUGCCUCCACAUCUUGCUGCUGCUGUUCCCGUUAGCCAGUUUGUUUGCCAGUUUGUUUCUAUUGAAUUAAAACUGGUAAAUCUUGAAUGCCAGCCAUAGGGAAGCCCAGUUUCUGGGCUGGUGAGGCCGAGAAACUAUCUAAGAGUAGAAAAGAUUGGCUCAUAAGUAUUGGAGCCUAAAACAUGCAUUCAUAUGUGUAUCUGGUUUGUCUCAACUGAAAUGCCUGUUCUGUCAAGCCAAGCUCUGAUUUAAUAGCAUUCGAGAUUAGGCAUAGUAGCUGCCCUUUGAGAAAUCAAACUGCUUGGUGGCAUUCCAGAGCAUUUAACCGUAGCCUGACUUUGCUGUUGUGACUUUAGUUGUUGUGUUCUGGUCCUCAGACCUCAAGAAGGGCCUUAUAGAACUAGAAAAGGGCAGUCAAAAUGAUCAGCGGGCACUGGAGACACACAUACACACACCCCUUUGAGGAAAAGUUACAGCCUUGGAGUCUUUGAGGGGGCAAGGGGGAACAUUAUUGAUUGAAAGAUAUAAAAUUAAGUAUGGUGUAGAGCAGGGAUGUCCAACCGGUCAACAGGUCAAUCCCUGAGUGAUAGCGGUAGAUCACGUGCUUAUUUUCCUCCGGGGGGGGGGGGAGCAUCCUUGCACGUGCUGUCCUGACCUGGCGAGAGUCAGUUGUCACUCGGAUGCCUCCGCCGCCCUGCUACAUGGGUGUUUUGGAAGCUCCAGCCAGCGGGCUGCAACAAGUUAACUCUGACAGGAUCGCAGAUCCCUGGCUGUGCCUGUCUACUUAUGUGAUCGGACGGCUGUAGACUGUUGGUGCUCAACCUCUGGUUUCCCACAACGGUGUGACCGGAGGGGAGUGUUCACGGGGAUGAAGGCCCGCCUAAUCGCCGUGUCAGAGGCGAGGGGAGAGCAGUGUAGUGUUUAAUGUUUUUAAAGCAAUUUAUGGUGUGCCCCCUCCAAAAGCAGCAGAAGUACUGCGCCCCCAAAAACUUAACAGAUUUGGUCUGGCCCCCCUAAAAAAGCUAAGCAAAUUUGAUUCCCCCCUCCCAUGGGCAGAUCACUGCCAGUUUUUUAUUCCGAGAGUUGAUUGCAGUCUCUUGGGAGUUGGACGUCCCUGGUGUAGAGAAAGUGGAUAAGUCAGUAAUCCAGGGUCACUGAACAAAUCUGAAUAAUGGGAGACUGAGGAUAGGCAAAAAAGGUACUUCUUACAGUGCAUAGUUAAACUAUAGAAUUCAUCCUCAGAAGAUGCAUUGAUCGCAACCAUGGUCACAGCCCACUUGAAUAAUUUUAAAAGGGGAUUGAACCCGUUUGUAGUUGAAAAGGGUGUUAAUGGUUACUUAGGGUUACCGUAUUUCAAGAAGUGAAAAUCUGGACACAAAAGUUGUUGAGCUCCCCCCCCCCCCAACACUUCUGAUAUGGGCUGCCAUGCACCUGGGUUUUCAUGGACAUUUUAACCAACUUUUGACAAUUGCGCCUGGACUCCCUUUUCUACGGAUGAAUCCCGGCUUUGUCUGGGAAAUUCCAGACGUAUGGCACCCCUGUGGUUACUAGCAAAGAUACCUCCCGUAUGGGGGCACUGUUGUGUGUACAGCAUGCCUCUGAAUACCAGUUGCUAGGGAAUUUGAGAAGGGAAGAGUUAUAUUAUAUUGUCCUGCUUGUGUGCUUCACAUUGAAGCAUCUGGUUGGCCACUGUGAGAACUGAAUGCUGGACUAGAUGAACCAUUUAUCUGAUGCAACAGACUUCUUAGGUGUUUUCUUUCGAAAUUCUGGAUUCUCCCCAAUGUCAUUUGAAAAUGGUGGGUUGUUGUACCCAUGGGUUUAUCAUUUUUGUGGCUCCUGCAUUCACACAUUCUUACCUGCUUUUACAUCUUUCUUCCCAGGUGAUCAAGUUCUUAGGAGAUGAGCAGGACCAGAUCACUUUUGUGACCAGAGCAGUCCGUGUGGUGGACUUAAUCACAAACCUAGACAUGGCAGCUUUCCAGUCUCAUAGCGGCCUCUCUAUCUUCAUCUAUAGACUAGAGGUAGCUGUGCUUUAUUCUUCUGUCAACUGCUAUUCAUUGCAUACUCUUCAUGUAGGCCUCACUUCACAGCCAUUGUUCAUUUUUAUUACAGAGUUCACAAUCAUUGAUACCAGUGAUUCAGUUAACUCUACUCAAGUUGUUUUAAAGCUCUUUUUACAUAUAGCUUCCUUUGUGUUUUAGCAUGAGGCAGACCUGUGUCGGAGGGAAUGUCCCUUUGUAAUAAAGCCAAAGAUCCAGAGACCUGCUGCUACCACUACACAGGAGGGUGAAGAGAUGGAGACAGACAUAGAAGGUAUCUCAUAACAGCUAUUGGUCAUUUUUACAGAAAUGUUUAUAACUUACUGAACUAAUAAACGUAGAGAGGAAAAUCUACAGAAACUGUAUCUGUUGAUAGUAUUGGAUUUUAUUUUAAUUGCAACUUGAUGUAUUUCUGUUAGCUUUUAUUACGUUUUAAAGAGAUUUAAUAAUCCUAUGUUUUAUAGAGCUAUAACUAAAAUGUUACAUGUUAGAUACAGUUGGGAUUCUUCUGCUGCCUUUCAAGAACUGGAUUUUGAAAUAAAAUGAAUUAAGUAGAAUUGUGAGAUGAAAGGUAAACUUCAUGCAUUCUCCAUAGAUGGCAGAUUUGACAUGCUUAGCCAGUUUUGUUGGGGUGUGUGGUUUGGCAGAGUUGGUUCAGCACUUUUUGAGUGUUGGGGGAUCCUCUGGGAUUUUUACUUUAGAAAAUGGGUGAGGUAGGGUGAGACAAGAUAGAAUUAUACAUGGUGUAGAGAGAAUGAACAGGGAGAAGUAAUAUUAGUCUGUUGCUCUGGGGCAGGUUAGGUUGUUGAGUUUUGAAAAAUGAUAAUAAAGAAGUCAUGCCUACUGUCAUCUUGUGUUGGCAAAGAGAAGAUACAGCUUCUAAAUGAAAGAUAGGGUAUUCCAACAGCUAUAGCUUUGCAGACAUAGGGUGGAACUUGUGAAGGGCCUGUGCUAAUUUGUCUUACGCUGAGUACCGUAUUUUUUGCUCUAUAAGAUGCCCCAGACCAUAAGUUUUUGGAGGAGGAAAACAAGAAAAAAAUAUAUUCUGAAUCUCAGAAGCCAGAAAAACAAGAGGGAUUGCUGCACAGCGAAAGCAGCAAUCUCUCUUGCUGUUCUGGCUUCUGGGAUAGCUGCGCAGCCUGCAUUCGCUCCAUGAGACGCACACACAUUUCCCCUUACUUUUUAGGAGGGAAAAAGUGAGUCUUAUAGAGCAAAAAAUACGGUAUAUCUCCCUCUCCCGCGCCCACGCACAACUGAGUCCAAUUAUUUCCUUUAAAAUAUCUUUCCAUUUCUCUAGUUUCUGACGUAGCCAUGGAGAGCAGCCCUGGGCCUUCCACCUCUGGAGAACAUCGACAAGAAGUUGUGGUUGAAACAAGGGCCCCAAGUGCCAUCACUCCUAGCAGUAGCAGUAGCAGCAGCAGCACAAACAUGGUAGUCUCACCCCGAAGUGGUAUGUAUUGACUUGUAUAAAAGAGCUUUUGUUGUACCACUGGAGUGUUUGCCAUUGACUGAUUUCAUUUUCUGGAUUCCUUCUUUAUUCCAGGAGUUCAGUGUAUCCCUCAGCGAGCAGCACUUCUCAAGUCCAUGUUGAACUUCUUGAAAAAGGCCAUCCAGGACCCAGCUUUUUCAGAUGGCAUACGGCAUGGUGAGAGACUGCCUUAGCAUUUGGGCUAAGCCAGCAGUUCUUGAACCAGCUUUCCCUUGACCAUCUUCUCAUAAUGACAAGAUGCUUGUCUCUUUGUGGUGUAUAGUAGGCUGUAAAUGCUGGUGGCUGCACAACUAAAGGCAGGAGUCUCCUGGGAUGCUUCCAUCCUCCACCAGUUUGGUUCUACUUGGGCAACAGAUCUCUUAUGAGUUCAUUAGCUUUCUUUUCUUCCUUUUUUUGUAAAUAUUUUUUAUUAAAUUUUACAUCUCAGAUGGUGAAUGUUAUGUUUGAAUGGAAAUCUGAGAAUUCAUUAGCUUUCUUUGGUGACUUUUGUAUUUCUAUCCUACACAGAUGUAAAAGUGUGAAAUGUCACACUAGACCUCUUUUUGGAAGUUGCUCUUGUUCUGGGGAAUGAACUUCCCAGCAAUAGUCACCAGUGUCUAAUCUUGUGCAAAGCAAACCACAAAAUGUGGUGACUUCCUUAGAAUCCCAGUUUCAUUGUUUAAACCCAGAGAAAUUUGCUAGCCCAUUAUUGUAAAGAUAUUGGAACCGUGCAGAGAAUAGUUACUGACAUCCUUGGAAGCCAAAUGAGUUGCUGAAUAAUAUUUCUGGUGGUUUGGGGGUGGGGAUUUAAUUGCACUAUGAAGCACCUUGUCCUUUACCAUUAUUAGCAAACCAGAAUAAAUUGUACAGAGUGAUAGAAUAUUUUGUACAUGUCUGCAUAUUGUAUAGGCGAUAAAGUAAAGCUUAUUGGUGCAGCAUUUUUAGUCGAAACUUUACUGAAAGUGCUUUAUGUAAUUACUGCAUUAUCCGUGCCUUAUUCAUUAUGUCUCCUCCUUGCAGUGAUGGAUGGCUCUCUGCCUACCUCUCUGAAGCACAUCAUCAGCAAUGCAGAAUACUAUGGGCCAUCACUCUUCUUGCUUGGUAAGUGUGUCUUUCAUGCAUAAUAAAUAAUACGUUUCUUAGCUGGUUUCCCUGGACCACAUCCCUCUUGAUUUGUUUCCCAGGAGUGACAGCAUACUCUGGGAAUGGGCCAUUGUAAUGGGAGGUGUCAUCUCUCAGCCUAGCUGCGAAGUUGUCCUGCCUAGGAAGACCUGUACUGGUCAGUGACUCACCUCAUUCUCUCUUCUCUCCUGACAGCCACUGAGGUGGUAACGGUCUUUGUAUUCCAAGAGCCUUCGCUGCUAUCCUCGCUACAGGACAAUGGCCUAACAGAUGUCAUGCUGCACGCUCUCCUUAUAAAAGAUGUGAGUUUUAUUAUUUUUGUUACCUGUGUUCCUAUAAAAGCCUCAUGUUGUUGGUUUUUUUAAUCUGGGAGCUGAAAGUGUCUUAGUAAUUUUUACACUUCCCAUUUUGCAUUCCAGCAGUUGCUAAUUUCUGGCACUGCAAUCUAAUUCAUUUUGUAAAUGAAUAUACUUGAUAAAAGCAUUUCAUAUAGUUCAUGUUAAGUCUACUGUGCUGGCCCAUUUAGGGGUUCAUGGCACAGUUGGAAUUGCACUUGUGCUACUUUUUCAACAUAUCUCCUCAGCUACUCUUUUAUUCUGCUCAAAUGGAGGGUGAAUGUGGAAAUAUGUGGAUUUACCGUAUUUUUCGCCCUAUAGGACGCACUUUUUCCCCUCCAAAAAUGAAGGGGAAAUGUGUGUGCGUCCUAUGGGGCGAAUGCAGGCUUUCGCUGAAGCUUGGAGAGCGAGAGGGGUCGGUGCGCACCGACCCCUCUCUCUCCAGGCUUCGGGAAGCUAUCCGUAAGCCUGGGGAGCCCGUGGGAGUUCCUGCAGGGCUCCCUAGGCUGCGGAUAGCAGCCUGCUUGCCCGGAGCGCGGGGCGCACUGAAGCAGAGCGCCCCACGCUUCGGGCAGAUAUCCGCAACCUAGGGAGCCCUGCGGGAGUUCCCGCGGCAGGGGGGGAUAAUUUUUUUCCCUUUAUUUCCCCCCCCCCCAAAAAAAAAAACUAGGUGCGUCCUAUGGGCCGGUGCGUCCUAUAGGGCGAAAAAUACGUCCCAUUUUGUCUUUCCACUUUAUUUACACUCCUGCUCAGUCAGUUCACUCUACCAUUUCUUUCCAAUUUCCACCUUUGAAUCUCUGCUUUCCUGUUUAUAUUGUUUUCUCUCAACGUAGUCCCUUGAAGCUACUAUUUUUCUCUCAAGUCAUUCAACUCAGUUAAGAGAGUUCUCUGGCUCCUAUACAUAAGAAUGGGUUCCCCAUUCCACAUAAAAAAUCCUGUUUUCCCACAUUGCUUUUAUGCCAUAUCUCACUGCAUUUUGUAACGUUAGGCCAAAGGUGAGCAGAAGGUUGAUCAGGAUCUGCUGGCAGAUUUGUGUGAUAGGAAGCAGAUUGGAAAAAAGGUUCUGACUCCCAGUUCAUUAAGAAUAGCAGCAACAAAUUGUCUUUUCCAUGUAAAUCAGGUACUGGGGGGAAAUUCCUAGGCUCAGAAUGUGCUUGGAGGCAAACUUCUUUUCAGAAUUUCAAGAUCUUCCAUGGAGUAGCCAUGAUUAUGUGUGUCUCCUCUUUCUCCAAACAGCUCAAGGCGACUGACCUUGUAUUAUCCUUGUGAGAUAGGCUAGGCUGAGGGUUUCUGACUGGCCCAAGUUCAUUCAGGGAUUCUCAUGGUCUCCAUCUGCUAAACAACUUUGCUCCAUUAGAUAAACAACUUUUAUCUACAAGGACAUGUAGCUAGAACUAAAAAAGCAAAGUAGAUCUGACAAGCCUGAAGUCUAACCACCCUUGUGUUAGGUUGUUAGGCCUCAUUUGGAUCAAAUAAUCGUUUAUAAAGAAAUGUUACUUUUAUAGCUCAAGUGCAACUUUGUGACCCUUUUGGCAUUGCGGUGCACGUCUCUCCUGACAGGUCCCAGCCACACGGGAAGUUCUGGGCUCCCUUCCUAAUGUCUUCAGUGCCCUGUGCCUGAAUGCCCGGGGCCUCCAAUCCUUCGUUCAGUGUCAGCCUUUUGAACGCCUCUUCAAAGUGUUGCUCUCACCAGACUACCUCCCAGCAAUGAGGAGGCGUCGCAGUUCAGAUCCACUUGGUGAGUAUCUUCCGGGGUCCAUUUGUGUUGGGCAUUUCUCCCUACUUGUCACCAUCCUGUGGUCCAGAUAAAAAGGUAAAGGUAUCCCUGCCCGUACGGGCCAGUCGUGUCCGACUCUGGGGUUGCGCGCCCAUCUCGCUUAAGAGGCCAGGGGCCAGUGCUGUCCGAAGACACUUCCGGGUCACGUGGCCAGCGUGACAAGCUGCAUCUGGCGAGCCAGCGCAGCACACGGAAACACCGUUUACCUUCCCGCUAGUAAGCGGUCCCUAUUUAUCUACUUGCACCCGGGGGUGCUUUCAAACUGCUAGGUUGGCAGGCGCUGGGACCGAGCAACGGGAGCGCACCCCGCCGCGGGGAUUCGAACCGCCGACCUGAUGAUCGGCAAGUCCUAGGCGCUGAGGUUUUACCCACAGCGCCACCCGCGUCCCGUGGUCCAGAUAGCCAUCUUCAAAUAUAUUAAGGGCUGUCACAUGGAAGAGGGAAAAGUUUGUUUUAUCCUGCUCCCUGGAGACAACUAGAGGGGGUCCCCCCGUUUUAACUUUUGGAAAUCGUUUUGAAUUUUACUAUUAUCCAGUCUAAUUAACAAAUUAAUCCUAGUGUUUUAUGGCUCAUAUGUCGGCUCUGUUCCUAGGUGAAAUUCUUAUAAAGUGGACUGUUAUCAACCUGUGAUGAGGAAUUCCCCAUUUCCCUUUUGAAAACAAGCUUCUAUUGUUUACCAUUUCUAAUGAUUAAGUUGAAUGGAAGUGCAGUUUUUCUGCCUCAGAAUCCUACUUUCCUGAUGACUUAAUACAGCACCCAAUGUUGUGCUGCUUGUGGUGUUUUAACACGUGAAUGUGCAGCUUUCCACCUGGUAUCUUUGUCUUCGCAGUGGGUGAUCUUGUAAUCACAGCCAGAAAUUGUACUAGCAGCAAACAAAAUGAGAUGGCUAUGAAUCUGAAAUAUUUCAUUCCAUCAUUGAUGGAGCCUUAGAAAUGUAAUGUAUUUGGCAUACUUUUAUCAGUUACAGCAAGAGUUGCCAAUCCUUACUAUUAUUAUUAUUAUUAUUAUUAUUAGGAAUAAAAUUUUAUUAGUUUUCAAUUACAGUCCAAUAAUAGCCUCAUUAUAGCAAUACCAAUUUAUAAUACAAUUUAAUACCAAUCAUUCAAGUACUGAAUUAUAUAAUUUAAAGUUGCCCCCUGCAUGCUUGAUUUGAUGAUUUGAUAAUUUUCUUUAUUUCUGCUUUCGAAAAUCUUUUUAGUAUCAAUUGCAUUCUGGUUAUAAUAAUAAUCCCUUAUACAACAUCUGCAAUAUUAAUAACUCUAAUCGUGUUGAUACAUUAAAUGAUUUUUAAAUUUCAAGUGAUGAUCGCCAGCCAUAUCCUUGUUCUUGUGUGUGGCAGUGUUCAGAAUGGAGGGAAGGAUGGGUGUCCAAUGCUGGCAUCCAGUGAAAUAUGGGCAUGUUUAAGGAAUGUGUUCUGUGUAGAAGAGGCUGAGCAUGUAUAAACAGAAAGUGAACAGAAGGAACAUAUACUACUCGGGCUGCCGUGGUUGCGUAGAAAAAUAGAUUAUUUUGACCUGUGGGGACCCAUAUCUGAUUCUUAAAAAGAAAUGCAACCGCACUCAAUCUUGAAUUAGUAGCAUACCCAGCCAACAGUGCUUCCAUCUUGUUUGGGCAGCUUGUUUACUCACAUCCAGUUCAUCACGGACCUUAGACACCAGUUCGGAACCUUAGUUAACUCGUUGAAAGCAGAUGUAAAGGAGAGAUAGCAUUGAGUGUCCAAAAUCUCCAGACAGUUUUGUGUAGAUUGAACCUUGUGGCAUUCUGCGCGUGGAAGGCCUUUGGAUGGAACAGUAACUCCACCUGUCACCUUUGUAGACCCAACUUGCAAGAAGGAGAGACCACAGUAUGUCUCCUCUUUGCUCCAAACACGAGGCAAUCCAGAAGCAUAUCAGGGGAUCUUAGAGAAUAAACAAGAUCUUAUUCUCACUUUCCAUCUCCUAUCUAUGCUCACCCACAGUUUAUAAUAAAGACAUUCGUGCCUGUAGAAGUUGGUAUUCUUGAAAAUAUUAUGCUAACUUUUUAUGAAAGCAAGUUCCAGGCUUAUGGAUUUGGAGAUUAAUAGAUGGAAAACUCACACAGUGUCUGCAAGAGAGUCAUACCUAGAAAUUAGCUGUUACUCCCAUCUGGCCUUCUGUUAUUUUCCCUUAUACCUUGUUUCCCUUUCAUGCAACACUGAACCUUUUUUUUUUUUUUAAGUUUCAUUAGAAUAUUGAGUUAUGUAGACUAAGAGGACAAAAAUAAAUUGUUACUUACUUGACUGGGCUGGUUUAUGCCAAGUACCACAGUCCUUUAUAGCUUAAAUCUAAUUUGCUCCCCUUUCCCGGUGUUCAUUCUAGGGGACACUGCUUCCAAUCUUGGAAGUGCUGUGGAUGAGCUCAUGAGGCACCAGCCCACACUCAAGACAGAUGCUACUACAGCCAUAAUUAAGGUAGGAAACAGAACAGAAUGGUUCCUAUGCUGUUUGUGUCUCUAUCUUGCCAACCUCCCAAGUUGUGCACCUAGAUGUUGCCUCUUUUACACUGUUUUUUCCUGAAUGCAGUCUUAUUUGGAGAAUAACAUCCCAGACUGGUAUUCUGGAAGUCCUAACAAGAACCUGUUCCAUGCCAACAUGCUUGUUCACUGUUCUGCAGUUACUAGAAGAAAUCUGCAAUCUGGGCCGAGACCCUAAAUACAUCUGCCAGAAGCCCUCCAUUCAGAAGGCUGAUGGAACAGCCACUGCUCCACCACCUCGCUCAACUCAUGCAGCAGAGGAGGCCUCCAGUGAGGAUGAAGAAGAGGAAGAGGUGCAAGCUAUGCAGAGUUUCAAUGCCACGCAGCAGAGUGAGGCAGAAUCCAGCCAGCAGUGAGUAGCUGAGGCUAAAAAUAACAUACAGCAAUCCUGUGAAUGGUGGCUUGCUGCAAAGUCUAGCCUGCACUUGCUUUCUGAUCAGUUUUUAAAGCUGCUUGAAAACAACCUGUAUUUGAGGGUGGGGGGGGGGGCUUGGCAAAACAACUGGGCUGCCCUUCAUGUUUAGGAAGAGCACGGUGAUGGUUCAAAGAACCCAUUAAGUUAAUUCCAUGAAUCCAAUGGGGUCUUGUUUUUCUUCAGUGGCAAUCCAACAUGCCACAUGGCAAUUAGUUUUGAAACGGAGAGUUUCAGAGCAGCUGGAGCCGGCACGGGGUGUGUUGGGACGGGUAAGCUAUACAAAAGUUACAUCCCACUGGAUUAGCAGAGGCUCUCUGAGUAAGCCUAAGCAACUCUCUGGAUCCUAGUCAACGUGCUUCACAUAGCUGUCAAGGUUGCUGCAUAUAGCAGAAAAUGUACUUGGGCAGCUGUUACCCAUGUUGACUGGCAAGUACAUUGUACACAGCAGAAAAUGCAUUUGCAUAGCUCUUCGUGUGUUAGCAAAGCAUUCAUUUUCCUGUGUGCUAAUAUCACUAGUAAAGGUAAAGGGACCCCUGACCAUUAGGUCCAGUCGUGACCGACUCUGCGGUUGCGGUGCUCAUCUCGCUUUACUGGCCGAGGGAGCCGGCGUACAGCUUCCGGGUCAUGUGGCCAGCAUGACUAAGCCGCUUCUGGCGAACCAGAGCAGCGCAUGGAAACACAGUUUACCUUCCCGCUGGAAUGGUACCUAUUUAUCUACUUGCACUUUGAUGUGCUUUCGAACUGCUAGGUUGGCAGGAGAAGGGACCAAGCAACAGGAGAUCACCCCUUCGCGGGGAUUCAAACCGCCAACCUUCUGAUUGGCAAGUCGUAGGCUCUGUGGUUUAACCCACAGUGCCAAUUUGAGGCAACUGUUGAGCUCGUUUAUUGAAGUGUACUGUUGCAAAAAAGAAAAAAGCCCUUCAUAAGAGUAAAGUUUGAUUCCUUUGAGCAUUUUUGGUAGAGACUGUUUGAGAAAUGGUGUAUUUGUUUGAGUGUAUGUUGUCUUGUUGUUCACGCCUGCCUUGUGGUUUUGAAUCAAGACAGGAUAAGACCAUGGUCAUUUUACUGUUUAGCAUUUUUGUGAUAUUGACCCUUCAAUACAAGGUUGCUGACAUUUAAUACCUGCUUGGUAUUGAAGCAGGCCACAGAUUCACAAAUAACUCCUUAGAUUCAUGGUUUGCAUUUGUUUAUUUGGUAGGUUUACAGUGCCACACAAUGAACAGAGUAUCUAGGCAGUGAACAUAAUACAGCCCGUGAAUGGUAGGGUGGGCUCUGCUGGGUUUAUAGCCCUGAGAUGUAAUUGAAGUGAUAUAUUAUACCAGGGGUCAGCAACCUUUUUCAGUCGUGGGCUGGUUCACCGUCCCUCAGACCAUGUGGUGUGCCGGACUAUAUUUUGAAGGAAAAAAUGAAUGAAUUCCUAUGCUCCGCAAAUAACCCAGAGAUGCAUUUUAAAUAAAAGGACACAUUCUACUCAUGUAAAAACACGCUGACUGGCCAGAUUGAGAAGGCCUUAGGUUGCCUACCCCUGUAUUAUACAAAGCACAAUUCUAAGAAAAGAGGGUGGGUGAAGCUGUUAUAAAGAUCACUUGGACCACAGCAGAACCCAGAGCUAGGUUUCAGUCAAAGUGGUCCUGUUAGCUUUUCUUUCUUGUUUCUGCAAGCUGAUUCUUCACUUAUCUAUUUCCUGCCUUGCAUACAUUUUACUCGGAAGUAAGAACCACUAGCUUUCAGUGGAAUUCACUUGCAAGUGAGAGUGGGUGGGAAUAUUUAAUUUCCUCCUCUCAGUUCCAUUCUGUGCUGUGCAUGUGUAAUCUUCCUGCUUAUUAUUCUAUUGGCUUGUGACUAGGAGAAAUUGGCUUUUGUGAGCUUAUGGGUAGGGUUGGCAUGCCAGUCAGUUGACAGAUCAGACAUUAUAAAUUCGCUAUCUUGUUAUCAUUUGACCAUAAUCACAUACCUCAUGAAGCCACAGUGGUUGAACUUACUUGCUGCCUAAUUAGCACAACUGCAUUUAAAACCUACUUUUUAGUUGGUUGCUGCUGCUAUACUUUAUUUGGGAUUUUAUUUCAUUAUGUAGCCAUGGACUGACCCUCGUGUUUGGGAUAAAAGCUAGAGAACAGUUCAAUGAAUUCACAUUUCAAAUGAUUAAAAGUUAUAAUUCACUGCAGUUCUUUUUGUUUUAAAUAUGGUAGUAACUUUAUGAUUUCAUUAACAGAUUAUUUUGUUUUUGUAAUUAGUAUAAAUAUCAAACAUGUUUAUCUUUCUGUUUUUGUUCUAAUUAAAGUUAAUUCUUUCAAAGUUAACCACUAUUUGGUCAGUUGACCAAAUCUUUUUUUGAUUGGUUAGAUGACCAAACUUAGCUGCAAGUGCUUUCUUAAAAAUGCAUCAACACAGAGUAUUCAUUGCUUUGGAGAAACUCCCAAAUUAUAACUUACCAAGAACCACAACUUGGCUGGAUCUUUUCAAACCUUGAUAAACCUGCUUAAUCCCACCACUGGGCUUUCAGAUUGGCCAUGUUCUCAUGUAAGACUAAAACAUGACAGGAAGGAGCUGCUGUGAGCCUUGGGCUUGUGUUCUUCCUCUCACCUCAGAGGACACCUACAGGGUUUAGUUUCACUUCCACAAAACCUGACUUAUUACAUAUAAAUCAGAGAUUGUGAUUUUUAAAAACCUGUUCUGUGUAAACCAGCCAACUUCAAACCAUGGACUAUGAAACUGUCUUAUUUAACUAGCCCAGGGGGUGGGAAAUCUGUGGCCCUCCAGAUGUUGUUGGACUCCGUCAACCUUAGCUAGCAUGGCCCAGUGGUCAGGUAUGAUAGGGGUUGGGGUGCAGCAACAUGUAGAGAGCCACAGGUUCCUCAUUCCUGUUUUACAUCAUGAUACCUGGUUCAUAGGACAUGAUAAGCCAGGUUUUGUGGAAAGUGAAACUAAAUUCUCCCAGCCAUGUAGUAGGUGGUGUGUGAAUUGUGUUUCCCCUCCUAAAUGUGGUAGAACCCUAGAAACAUGAUGCUUCCAGGUAGCUUCUGUUUUUACUAGAGUUUUAUGUUUGAUUGUUUUACCGAGAAGAGACUUGGGCUGUGGUCUUUUGCAGACUUGCAAGGGAGUGAGAACAAUUUUAUUCAGUAGAACAUACUCUAUAAGUAAACAUUCAUAGGAUCAGGCUGCUUUCUUUAGCUCUGCCUCAUGAUUGUGUAGAUGCUGAGGAAUAAUUUUUAUCACUAAAAUGUGUUUCUGGUGACUAGAAUUCUGUACUUAAUGUGUUUUGUUGUGAGUAUGACAUAGAUUGAGGAAAGUCUUGUAGCUGAGCUUGUGAAAUCUAGUCUGCUGACUGUUUACAGGUAGAAUGCUGAGAUCUUGGCAAAACCAGUUACAGAGAAGGUCCCUGAGCCAAUACAUAUUUCAUCGAACUGGUUUUAAGCAAUGAUUGCAUUAGUUCUUGGGACAAGGAGCCCCCUAUUGCACUAGCAAAGGGCAGGAUUACAUUUGGGGUGGAUGGAGGGUCGCCUUGAGCAUUUUUGGCAUAGUUCUGCUUGCUCCCUGGCACCCUGAUCCCAGCUGCGCAGAAGGCCUUACUCAGAGACUCUCUUGGCUCUGCAAUGCUUUGGCAAGCUCUGCAGCAGCUUCUGAGUGCCUGCCAGCUGUUUCUUUGUAAACUUCUGAACUCUGAAGUUUCCUGUCUAUGGGGUUUCUUAACCCCAUAAACUCCUGGCUAUGUGGUACUUUGUAUGUGUGCCAUAUGCUGGGUAAUGCCGCGGGGGAAAAGAGAGGGGAGUCGUUGCUGUCCUGCAUUGAGAGCCUGCUGGCCCCGAGAUGGCAUGAUGCUUUGCAGAGUGGGUGGGUGGAGGAAGAAUGUUCAGGCACUGGGAAAAAGUUUGCCCUGGCAAACUGGUUUAUAGGCAGUUUUCUGGCUUAAGGAGCUCUGGAUCCAGUUGUUUGCUGGCUUGAGGAUCCUUGUUUAGAGUAGACUGUUUUGAAUUAAGCAUUUGUUUCUUUGUAUUGCCUUAGUUGAGAACAGACCUGUGUGCGUGGCGGUUUAGAAACAGUUAAACUUCCUUCUAGUUUCAGGGAGGCAGCCAUGUUUCUUCUGGCCAAACUUGCAGGGCCGGAUUUCCUUUUGGCUUGCUUGCUGCCAUGUGGCAGGUGCCUGGUGCAGACUGGAGAGGUCCCAGUAUCCUCCACUUUUCUUCCCCCCGCCCAUCCACCCCAAGCAUUUUGCCUGGCCCCUCCUUGCCUGUGUCAGACUUCUCUUUCUUCUCUUCUUUCUCCGACCAAACCUUGCACCGAGCAUGCUCUUUACGUCACUGCCCAACUGUUCCCUCCCCUCCUUCUCCUCCUCCCCAGCUCCAUUUUGCUGCAGAACUCCAUGGCGCCUGGCAGUCGACCAUUCAUGGCCCCUGCCACAUUCCCAUCUUUAAUCCAAUUUGAGGCCAGCAGCCAAGAUGGGCAGCACAGUUAUCCCCCUCCUUUUGCCUUUUUCUGGUGUCUCCUCAAUGCUGGUAUCUUUUGUCACCAUGAUGCAUUCUGGACUGCUUCAGGCGCGGUUUUGCCGCAGUCCUGGCGCAGGGCUGCCCUCUGGAAUUUUUGUUGUUGUUGGAAGAGAACGAUGGUACUUCUAUUCUCCCAGUUUAUCUUUUUGGGAAACCUUAAUAGGAGACAGCUUUGCAUAAAACCUGGGAUGUGGGAGCUGGAUAUUGCGUGUCUAGGACUAAGAAAGGUGAGCAAAGAUUUUGAUAGUGUCUUUCGUGCGCUUGCUCUCUGAUAAAUUUGAUUGGGAGCUGGGGGAGAAUACUGUAAGGUGACCGCAAGCUGAGCAGCUAGCUCACAUAUCUACAACCCAAAAUUGAGUGUCUGGAGGCCUCUAUUGAACAAUAUGGUUGCAGUAAUGGGCUUUUUCCCCCCCUCUAGGGUGGUCGGGACAGAAGAACGGAUACCAAUCCCACUCAUGGACUACAUCCUUAAUGUGGUAAGUUCUCUAUUAGUGGGUGGUCCUUGAGGGAUACCUUGGCAGGAUUGGCUUCAGUGUGUCUAGGGCAGGGGUCAGCAAGGUUUAACUUGCCUGGGCCAGAUGGGUCCUGUGGAGAUCCCUCUGGGGGCCGGAUCGCGUGCCCGUGUGAGCAUGCGCCCCCAUGAUUUUCGGCAUCUGCACAUGUGCAGACGCAGUAUUCAGCGCCGCGGAAGCGAGUCCCCACGCUGCGCCAGUUUAGUGCAGCACGUGAGUGGGCAGCUAAGUUUGGCGGCAACUCAUGGGCCGGUCAAACGACCUCCGUGGGCCACUUCCAGCCCAUGGGCCUUAAGUUGCUGACCCCUGGUCUAGAGAGAUAUUCAGGCAUCCCCAGCUCUUUUGCCUGACACCUUUUUUGUCUCCAGCCUCACAUGUCAUGUUGUUAGAAUGAAUUUGUAUGGCUCUUGUAGCCACAGUUUUGUCACUCAGUAAUGCUUCCUGAACUUGCUUGGUGUUGGUCUUAUUUAAAGACACAAAUACAUGUUCGAAAUAGCAAUAUUUUAUCAUUUUUUCCAUAUAUAGAAUUAUUCUAAGAGGUAGGAGUUUGAGUAUGUAAUAUUCACUUUCUUAACAUAUCAGUUAAAUAAAAAAAAGAUACUGCAAAUUUGCUGAUUAUCUGCAGAGUGAGUGUGGUGUCCUUUUAAUUAAACCUGGAAUGUCAAAGUAAACUUUGCUUUACUGAUUGCUUUUUUUGGAGCAGCUAGCCUUGGAACCCAUCUAUCACAGGGUUGUGAGGAUAUUGGACCAAGAAAACACUCCUUCUUUGGCUACACUGUAGUUGCCUCUUGAAAGAUGGAUGAAUUUGGAUUUAGAGAGUGUGUCAUAGAAUCUAAGAAACUAUGGAGUUGAGAGCUCUCCAUGCUUCACUCUCCAUUUGGGCUUGGUCUGGGUGUAGGCUACCCAACCUUUUGUUUUUGUAUGAAGUGUUGAUUAUUUUCUUCCCUACCCUCCUUCUUCUGUCUCCCAGAUGAAAUUUGUGGAGUCCAUCCUCAGCAACAAUACAACAGAUGACCAUUGUCAGGAGUUUGUGAAUCAGAAGGGCCUGCUGCCCCUAGUCACCAUCUUGGGCCUGCCCAACCUGCCUAUAGACUUCCCCACCUCAGCAGCCUGCCAAGCUGUGGCUGGAGUCUGCAAAUCCAUAUUGGUAAGGAGGAGAAUACAACAUUUCCCUUUCCAGAAGGUAAUUAUCACUGCCAUCAAGUUGGAAGUACACACAAGCUUCUGGAAAUCCUACUCUUUAACUCCUACUCCCACCCCAAAAUGCAUCUGCUAGACGUUCCUGUUGACUGUGUCAUUACAGCUAACAGGUCUUAUUUUUGAAGGGCUAAGAAGCCCUUUAAUUGGAGAUAGCUUUUUGAGAAAUGUAGCUUGGCAGAGGACCUCUGCACCUCUCCCAGCAUUCGUUGUGGUCAUGUGCAUAAUUUUAGUGUAUUGCCAGAGAAGGGCCAGUGUCUCAAGACUCUGUCACCUGGAUGGAGUUGUAGAACUAUAUUUAAGAAAUCCAAAGUAAAAAAGUAAGAAGGAAUAAAUCCUAUCUAUAGAACAGGCAUACUUUCACAGUUCAUGUUGGGACUAUCACUCUAUAGCAUGAUUUCCACUUGCUGCUCUUUUGUAGGAGCAUGGGAAACCUGUAGAAUACGGUACCAGCUGAAGAAUUCUGUUUCCUAAGAAUCUCAGCUUUUUAUUUGAUUUCACUGGCUGGGGUGGAGUUGGGAGAGCAGCAACAAUUUUAUGGUUUAAAGAAACGUUUUGAGGGUAAAACCUCAAAUCAGAAGGGCUAGGAUAACGUUUCUGGGGAACAGAGCUUUAACAUUCUGUUUUAGCUCUUGGCUAUUCCAUAUGAUUUUCAGAAGCAGAAUAAUUUAUGCUUCAACAGUUUAAACUGCAUGAUUAUGCAAAACAAACCCUGCUGAUUUGCUUGGGUUCCAGAAUUUAUACCAAUUGCAAAGUUCAGCUUUUGGGGUUGUGGAACUUGGGCUAUGUUGUUACAGAAUGCUUAGUUUCUUUUUAGGACAUGAGGCCACUCAGCCUUAACUGGUUUUUCUGAUGAAACAUUUUACUUUGGUUUAAAAGAGCAUGCUGUUCUCUGGAAGAAGCCAGGAAUUAGUUGAAGCAAUUAAAAGAUGUCAGACGGUGACAGUGGUUCCAUAUGGUGGCAGCUCCACAUUUUGGCGUGUGCAGUAGUAUUCAUAAACUGGUCAUCAUGUGGAUCUCAAUUGCAUGAAGUCUCUGCCGGGGCUUAAUUUGUGCCAGAGCUCACUAAGCUGCAGCCUCAUUGUCUGUUGGUUUAGAGUUCAUUUCCUUCAGACACUGCACACAUCAAGAAUGGCCCUAGUGGCCCUAGAUCAGAAAUGAAUGUUUGGAAACAGACUUGAGGCAUAGCAUUUUCCCCUUAGAAAUUAAGACUGGUCUUUUAUGCUGCUCCUGCUCUGGUUAAGCUGAUCAAGGAAUAAUAAACUUUAGGUGACCAGAACCACUACUUGAUCAAAAGCAAUUUUAGAGCCCUUUUGCUGAAAUUGCUCCUCAGGCAAAUCCGCUAAUGUUGCAUCACCACACAAUAUAGAUGCAAUGAUCAAGGAAGUAAAAAAUUAACAAACCAGUUACUGUAAUUUUAGUAGCAGUGCCAAAAAUCUUCUUAAUCCUCAAAGCAAUACAAACCAAAGCCAGUUUCUCCUAGAUAAGCACUGUCAAAUUGGUUCCACUUCUUACUUUCAGCAAAAUAACCGACAAUUUUUCAUUUUCCAGCUUUGCAUAUAGAAGCGUAAAAUAACAAAAAGCAUUGAGUGAGUGUUCUCGGCUGAUGCUGAUUAGCAAAUGUACAGCUGCUAAUUCAAGUUCAUUCUUUUAUAGUGUCUGUCCAGGUGACAUAGUCAGUCUGUCAAGGCUUCCCUGUAUAAACUCUGAGCAAUGAUACAGGGCCACCACAUAUAAAAGUUUAGUAGUAAUAUACACACUGCUGGCGAGACUCUGCCUAUUCCCUCCCCUCAAACAAUGCUUGGUGAGGGUUGCAGGGAAAGCAAACAAGACCCUUACCAUCCUAUUUGUUUGCUAUGAUCUAUUGCUUACAAGUCUUUGUAGUCUCAAAUAGGCUUCAUUGAAACCCAGUUCUUCACUUUAACAUUCAACAUUUGCUUGCAGUGACUGUUGAUGCAUUCAUAAGUGUUGCUUGUCUCCAAAAGACCUGGCAAGUGACAUGGUACUUGAUUCCUGGAUCUCAGGCCAUAUUAGAACAUAAGAGGAAUCCUUGUGGCCCAGAGUCCAGCACUCUGUUCUCACAGUGGCCAACCAGAUGCCAUCCAGUUUGGGUUAGUUUAGAGCAUGUGUCAACUGCAUGAAACCAAGGUGUAUUACUGGAUGUGUGCUGGAGAAAAGGGGCUUUGUGCAUUCAUAGAAACAAGACAAAGCUAAAUCAAUCAGUACUUUAAAUGCUGACUGGUGAAUAAGCUGUGGCAGCGCCUUAUACAGCCUUCUGGUGUUCAGCAAUCCAUGGUAGCGACACUUCCUUGAAGCUCUGGGUAUAAUGUCAUGCUCGGCUUCUGGAUAUUGGAAGGCCUUUUUAUGCAGAAGAUGUGCAUUUAUAAUAGCGCUUACUGACAUGCAGUUGUGUUGGGUCAUUCUCAGCACUUGCUGUUUUGUUCUGAGAACAUGUGUGCCCAUUUGUAUACCCAUAUCAUUCCACAUGCCCACAAUCUCCCACCAUCUUUGCUUCAUUCAGUGUGCCAAUAUUACAGGCUUUCUUACCUUGCAAUCUGUUUCUAGAUCGUUGAUUAGCCCAAUCAUCACAUUCAUUUCUCUUCAGGAAGGCCAGUUUAACUUUGACAGUUGAGGAGUGGUAAUAAUUAAACUUGGAAAUCCACAGAGUUUACUUGGAGCAGUGAACUUUAGGGGUUAUGUUUUUCUCAUUCAGUGUACCUGACAUGCUAUAACUUUUUGUAGACACCUGAAGGCAGUCCUGUUUGGGGAAGCUUUUAAUGUUUGGUGUUUUGUUGUGCUCCUUUAUAUUUUGCUGGAAGCCGCCCAGAGUGGUUGGGGCAACCCAGUCAGAUGGGCUAGGAACAAGAAAUAAGUUAUCGUUGUUGUUGUCAUUGUUGUUGUUAUUAUCUACAUAGCACCACUUUUCUUACCAGGUUCACUUCUGCCAAUCUAAGCAAUACCUAAACAGAUCAAGGGACCAAAAAGGUCAUGUAUCAAGGAUGCUGUUGUGGCAUGAGUUUAAACAUCUGUCCCAUCAGGGAUUAAACCACAUAAUUUAGACUACCGUGUUCUUUGCAGGAGCUCAACAUCUCUAUUAGUUUGAGCAGGCAGUGAUCAAUAUGCUGUGAUCUCUUGACUUGGGGAAACCACAUCUGAACUGUAAUAUGACCAGCCACUGCUCUUCUAAUUCUGUCAUGGUAGCUUAGCGGGUGGGUUUGGAGUGCGAGUCUGCGCACUUGUUGCUUAGCCUUCUUGUGUGGGCUAGUGAGUAAGCUGGUGGUACUAGCUUGAUUAGUGGGGAAACAUUAUCUAUAUUUAGCCUUAAGUCACUAAAUGUUAACAAUGUGGCCUUAACAGCUAGAAAAGCUUCCAAUAUUUCCCUGAGAGGAAGUGAUGAAUACCUUCUGAGUGCUGCUAGGUAUUCAGUAAUCCACAGGCCACUACUGUAAAAUGAACAUCCUGAACCAGAGAUUGGUAUAGUGGGUGGUUUUGAGGCAGAGAUCUGCACUUACUGAGCCUUGUUUAAUGGAUGUCACUAUUUAUCUUUUCUACCUUAGACACUAUCUCAUGAACCGAAGGUCCUGCAGGAAGGCCUGCUCCAGCUGGACUCCAUCCUAUCUUCCCUGGAGCCUCUACACCGGCCCAUUGAGGCGCCUGGUGGCUCGGUCCUGCUGCGGGAGUUGGCAUGUGCUGGCAAUGUGGCUGAUGCCACCCUCUCAGCCCAGGCCACACCCUUACUUCAUGCCCUGACAGCUGCCCAUGCUUACAUCAUGAUGUUCGUACAUACCUGCCGGGUAGGACAGGUAAGAGCAACCCCCCACACCUUGUUAAUGACCCACCUGGUCUGGCUGCUGCUUUCUGUCAGCAGAAUGUAGUCCGGGCACUUAGCAGCGUGCAAUCUUUUCUAUUACAGAGUGAGAUCAGAGCCAUCUCGGUAAACCAGUGGGGUUCCCAGUUGGGCCUGAGUGUGCUGAGCAAGUUGAGCCAACUCUACUGUUCCCUGGUAUGGGAAAGCACGGUGCUGCUGUCACUAUGUACACCAAACAGGUAUGGAGCAUUUGGUGGUUGAGAGGCUUGGGCUUGGCAGUGGUGGACAGUUUUAUCAUUUACUCCCAGAAUUUGAAAUCAGGAGCAGCCAGGUAAUGUCUUCCAAGAAGUCAUUUGGCAGACAAGAAUUUUGAGGGCUGAAGAGAGCUAAAUGUCUUAGACUUGUACAAAUGCACGUCCUCCUUGGGUCCCUUAAGGAGUUUAUGUGUAACAUAAUAUGGUAAAGUAGAAGCCAUUAGUACAUGCUCCCUUGGCAAGCAGAGGCUACAAGGAGCUUUCUCUUGUCCAUCAUACCUAGAGUCAGUUUCUUGGGGAAAACUCAUCUGUAGAUUAAGUGAACUUUGACUCAUUUACUGAUUCCAUUUAGCAGUUUUAGAGCACACUCAGCAAUUUCAGUUCUUAUUUAGCCAGACUUGUUCAAUCAUUCUAAAAGCUGAUGUGGCUAAAAUGAUCAAAAGCAUGGGAGGAAAAGGCAAGACUCCAGAUGGAAAUGUGGAGAGGGCUUCAUUUAGCCCAAGGAGCAUAAACAGCUCAGCACUGACUAGAGUGAUGUCUAUGAUCCUUCAUUUCUGUGCCCCGUGCUUGAAGGGUAGUGCACUCCCUUGCUCCAUAUUGCUAAAUGUUUUUCUACGGUGCUGUAGGCUAACGUGCCCUGCCAGAUGAGUGCCACCUGUUGCUGUGUCUUACCUUUCCGUGCUUUCAGUUUGCCUUCAGGUUGCGAAUUUGGCCAAGCUGAUAUGCAGAAGCUGGUGCCGAAGGAAGAGAAAGCAGCCCCCAAUUCCACCCAGGGAGCCAAAAAAGCAGGUAUGGAUGGGAAGCAGGAUCCUUAUCCUGGACAUACUGAAUACUGUGGCAUCUCUAGAGGAACUUUGAUUUUGUGGUACCUAUGCAGUGCAACAUGAGCAUGGUUGUAGAAGAUAUGUUUUGUAGUUCAGUCGCUAUAUCUACUACAUGUCAAAAUAUAAACACCCUCAAGGCAUACUCUGUGUGGUCAUAAAACGCCGAUUACAUUUUACACGUUAUUCAGGGCUACAAAACAGGUGUCUAGCAGGGUGAGCAAAAUUGACCUAACGAAGGGUAUUGCAUGCUGUAGCAUCAGCGCACUACUAAUAUUUCUGUGAUUUCAAACUUCACUGUCUGAGCUGCAGUCAAAACUUUGGUGUAUCAAUUCAUAUUGCCCUGAAGGUUUUUGGUGGAAAACUAAAAAUUUUAAUGUGUGAUAUUUUAAUGUAUUUUUAAUCUUUGUUGGAAGCUGCCCAGAGUGGCUGGGGAAACCCAGCCAGAUGGGCGUGGUACAAAUAAUAAAUUAUUAUUAUUAUUAAAAGCCCCCUGGUGCCACCUGAAUUAGUAAAUUGUGUAUGGUGUGUGUGUGUGUGUGUGUGUGUGUGUGUGUGUGUGUAAAAAUAAAUAAAUAAUAAAACUAGUGUGGCCCCUGGGGGAGUAUGACCAUAACUACCCAUUUAAGUUUGACACCCCUGCCCUUCCAUGUGCCCUUUGUUGUCCAGUCCAGUUCCUGAUUCUCUUGGCUCUAAAGUACUUCUCUUGAAAUGACAAUGUUGUAAGAUGCAGACCUUUUUGAACCAGUGGGCACAUUUGGAAUUUUGAGGAUGCUGUGGAUGCCAGUCACAAAAUAGUUGCUGUGGGUGUACAGUGUACAGUUUAACACAAAAUGUUUGCCACAUCUGAAGGAGUAGGAGGGAAAUAUAUAGAUAAAAAAGACAGGACCACAGAAUGACGUAAGCAUGCCCCUCCCCAGUCAGUGUGGGAGGGAAGGCAUCUAGAUCCAUCAUUGAUGUGGUCAGUCACAGAAGCUCUUCACAUCUUUCCUCUGGUAUCCAGUGACAUGUACAUGCUUAAGGGGGCAUGUUCAGUGUUGGAGAGGCUGAACCAGUCAGGGCAAACAGGCGCUCAUAAGGAAGAGCAAGCCAUGUCUCGUGCAUCCUGAAUAUUUAAGGAUUAUUUACUGAGACCUUUUGUGGGUGCCAUAGGAGGUACCAGUGAACACACUGACAUCUGCUGGCACCACGUUGGCGACCCCAAUGUAAAUAAAUAAAUAAAUCCCUUUCCAAACUCCUAAACUCAACUGAUAGAGCUACAUUCUUCAGCGAUUGCUUUACCCAGGACCUUUUGUCUGCACAUUUGAAUUUAUGGACUCUUGGUACCUCCUAAGUAGAAUUGUGGAAAAUAGGCUCGCAGAACCAGGUUUCCAAGUGAUCUUGACUUAGAACUGGAAGAAUGCAAGACUAGUAAUUUAACAUAUUCUUCUUGCAGAUGGUGAAUCGGAGGCAGUGGCAGCUGGGAGCAUGGAAGCCUCUGCUCAAGGCCUGCUAGAAGGAAUUGGCCUGGAUGGUGACACACUGGCACCAAUGGAAACAGAUGAGCCCAGUUCCUCUGAUCCCAAGGGGAAGUCAAAGAUCACUCCAGCCAUGGCAGCCAGGAUCAAACAGAUCAAGCCCCUCUUGUCAGGUGAGAGCAGGAGAAUAAGGGGGGGGGGGGUUAAGAAAAGAGACAAGAGCUUAAACAGAAUAUGCAGCUGGGAGUCAAAAAUUCUUUGUAUGCUAUUUUGCUCCUUGUUUUCCUUUUUAUGCUGAAGUAGAAAGAGAAGGCACUGGAAUAUGACAUGUCCCUUCCUUUACUGAAGCUAUAAGAUGUGUUAGGUUUCGGGUAUCCUUUUUAAGAAAGAAAGAACAAAGUAUGUCUCCGGAGCUACAGAAUUGAUUUCAUGCUCUCACUGUGGACACUGCUUCUUGGCCAGAGGAGCAAGAACAACUGUUGCAGACCUCAGAACAUACUUAGGUGGUGGUGGAAGCUACAAUGUACAAAAUGAUUCCUGCUGCUCCUCAGAGAAGGAAGAGAGGGGUGGCGGUGACGGGGGACAGAGGCAGCACUGUGCAGAAGAAUAACUCAUGGCUUCAGUUGUCUCUACAUGAAUGCAGUUGUCUCUAUGGGAGACGAGAAAUAAGAACUUGAGCUCUUAAUGCAGGAUGCCAAACGUGACCUGACAGGCAUUACUGAAACCUGGUGGGAUGAGUCUCAUGACUGAAAUGUAGAAAUUGAGGGGUACAACCUGCUCAAAAGCAAUAGAUCAAACCAGAAGUGGGGAGAGGCAGCAUUAUAUGUAAGGGAUAUGUACACUUGUGAAGAGAUUAAUGACUUGGAGCAUGAAGGCAGGUUGAGAGUACAUGGGUAAAAAUUGUAGGGAAGGAAAACAACAGUGACCUUACUAUGGGUGUCUUCGAUAGACCUCCAAGCCGGACUGAGGACUUGGAUAAUGCAUUCCUCAAGCAGGUUACCAAACGUUCAAAAAGGAGAGGUACAGGGAACUUUGGAAGGAAGUGAUCAUGUCUUCUUGGCUUUUAUUACACACAGGCAAGGGAAAGCUGAGUGUAGUCAGACAUGCACUCUAGACUUUAAGAAGGCUGAUUUCAAAAAGCUUAAGGAACUACUGGGUGUAGUCCCAUGGUCAGAAAUACUCAAAGAGAAGGGAGUCCAAGUUGGAUGAGAGUUUUUUAAAGGUGAAAUAUUGAAGGCACAAAAGCAUACAAUUCCGGAAAGAAAAGUGGGAGGCACUUGAAGAAACCAGUGUGGCUGCAUAAGGAGUUUACAGAUGAGCUGAGAUUUAAGAAGGAAACGUAAAAGUAAUGGAAGAAAGGAGAAAUCACAAAGGAAGAGUAUACACAAGUUGCUUGGAAGAGAGGUUAAAAAUAAUAAUAAAAAGUUUCAUUGGCUGUGUUUGAAGCAAGAGGAAGAACAAGCAAGUAGCAUGUCUCUUGCGUGGAGAAGAUGGAGAAAUGCUAUUGGAUGACAGAGAGAAGGUGGAACUGUUCAACACCUACUUUGCCUCUGCACUCAAAAGGAAAGUAGUGCCCAGCCAGGUGAUAACAGAAGAAACGAUGCAAGGAGGGAGCUGAAGCGCAAGAUAAGAAAAGAGGUAGUAAGGGAACACCUUGCUACUUUAAAUGAAUUCAGUUCUCCAGGGCCUGAUAAGCUACACCCAUCUUGUUGCCCUCCAGCUGUUGCUGGACUCCAGCUGCCAUCACCCCUGACUAUUGACCAUGCAAAUGAGCUUGGAGGUGUACCCUCAGAGCUUUUGUCUAUAAUCUUUGAGAAUUCUUGGACAACAGGUGAGGUCCCUGCGGACUGGAGGCGGGCAAAUGUUCCCAUCUUCUAAAAGCAGAAAAAAGAAUACCCAAGUAACUACCAACAACUGAGCUUGACUUUAGUAGCAGGAGAAGUCCUAGAACAUAUAAUUAAAUAGUUGGUCUGUGAGCACUUAGAAAAGGAUGCUGUGAUUACUAAGACCCAGCAUGGGUUUCUCAAAAACAAGUCCUGCCAGACGAAUCUCAUUUUGAGAGGGAGGGAGAGAGAGAGAGAGUAUGUUAUAAGGUUGGUGGAUCAGGGGAAUGCGCUGGACAUAGUGUAUCUUGAUUUCAGUGAGGCUUUUGAUGUCCCCCAUGGUAUUCUUGCAGAAAAGCUGGUGAAAUGCGGGCUGGAAGAGGUAACUCUUAGGUGGGUUUGUAGCUGGUAACAGCUCCUCACCAUCCUGGAAAAAAGUGGCCUGCCACAGGGUUCUUGGGCCUGUUGUUCAACAUCUUUAUAAACAACUUGGAUGAAGGAAUUGGGGGGCUGCUCAUCCAAUUUGCAGAUGACACCAAACUGGGAGGGGUAGCUAAUGCCUCAGAAGAUAGAAUCUGGAUGCAAGAUGAUUAAGGGAAGUAAUAGUCCUGCUCAAUUCUGGCUUGGUCAGACCACACCUGGAAUGAUGUGUCCAGUUCUGGGCAUCAAAAUUGAAUAAGGAUAUUGACAAGUUGAAACAUGUGCAGAGGAGGACAACCAAGAGAUUAUCAAGGGCCUGGAAACCAAGCCUUAUGAGGAACGGUUGAGGGAGUUAUGUAUGUUUAGCUUAGAAAAGAGGAGAUUGAGAGAAGAUAUGAUAGCUAUCUUCAAGUAUCUAGAGGGCUAUCACAUGAAAGAUGGAGCAAGCUUGUUUUCUCCUGCUCUGGAGGGUGCAACCUAAACCAAUGGCUCCAAGUUACAAUAAAUGAGAUUCCUACUAAACAUCAGGAAGAACUUUCUGACAGUAAGAGCUGUUCAACAGUGGAACAGACUCCUAUGAGAGGUGGUGGACUGUUCUUCCUUUGAGGUUUUUAAGCAAAGGUUGGAUACUCGUCUCAUUUAUGAUCUAGCUGAGAUGCCUGCAGUGUAGGGGGUUGGACUGGUUGAACCUCUGCAUCCCAUCCAGCUCUCCAGUCCUAUGAUUUUAUGACUUUAUGGUUCUCAGUAAAGCAGGAAAUUAGAGAUUAUGCCAACACCAGGUGGAAAGUCCUCAUAAGCUUCUUUAUUUUGUCACAGUUUACCAAGAGUUCCUGCAAGUAAAGAAAAUCAGUUCUUCAUUCUCUCUCUGUAUCUCAGCUUCGUCUAGGUUAGGCCGUGCCUUGGCUGAACUGUUUGGGUUGCUGGUCAAGCUGUGUGUGGGUUCUCCAGUAAGACAACGCCGGAGCCACCAUGCUGCUAGCACCACUACUGCUCCCACACCGGCUGCUCGCUCGACAGCAUCAGCACUGACCAAACUACUCACAAAGGGGCUUUCCUGGCAGCCCCCACCAUACACGCCCACCCCCCGCUUCCGGUGAGUCCUGUCUACUAUAAAUUGAUCUCAAGUUCCACAGUGUUUGCAGGAAGAAAGGAAAUUUUAGGCUUGGAUGCUUGUAAAUACUCUUCCUGAGGUGCUGGGACUUAAAGAAUACAGUGUUUAAUCUCGCAGAAUCAUCGGCCUAACUAUCUAAAUCUGUUUUUCUUCUAGGUUGACUUUUUUCAUCUGUUCUGUGGGUUUCACCUCACCAAUGUUGUUUGAUGAGCGGAAGUAUCCCUACCACCUAAUGCUGCAGAAAUUUUUGUGCUCAGGGGGCCACAACGCACUCUUUGAGUAAGCAUUUAUGUACUGCACGCCACUUUUUCUAGUGUAGGAGACAGAAAAUUGGGUUUGAAGGUUCUGUAGUUUUAUGUGCUGUAGUCAAAAAAUGAGAUUGAAAAACUAAGGCCUCUGUCAUCCAUUGUUUGCUCAAUUACUUAAUAUAACAUACGUUGCUAAUGACACUAAUUGUGUGGCUGAUGGGGGUGGCACAAGGAGUAUGUGAAAAGUAGCUUUCAAGUCAGUGGGAAGAUCAAUAAAUGGGGCCCAAAUGCGGGUGCAUAACAUUGUGGGAUCCUGUAGGAAAAACAUUCAAGUCCAAAUGCUUAGAGGUUGUGACACUAUUUGUGUUCAUUCCUUUUUUCCUUUAGAACAUUCAACUGGGCCCUUUCCAUGGGUGGCAAAGUUCCUGUCGCUGAGGGCCUGGAACACCCAGACCUACCUGAUGGCACAGGAGAGUUUCUGGAUGCCUGGCUUAUGCUGGUGGAGAAAAUGGUGAAUCCCACCACAGUGCUGGAAUCUCCCCAUUCAUUGCCUGCCAAGCUGCCAGGUGGGCAGAACUACCUGCAGUUCAGUGCCCUGCGCUUCCUCGUGGUAACACAGAAGGUGAGCAGCCUCUCCUAUCUAGCUUAUACUAUGGGUCUAUAGGCACCAUUAUACCAGAAUCUGGUGCAAUGUGACUUGACUGUGGCAAGGACUCUCAAAUCAUUUGUUUUAUUCUAAUGUUAUAGUCUAAUAAAGCUGACCUAUGUGGUGCUCUCGGUAGUCCUUACAACAAACCUGUUCAUCAAACGCUUUAUAGAGAGUUCAAAAUGCUAUAUAAAUGCUAAAUUAUAAACAUUUAAUUCUGUUAAUAUCCCUAGCCAGGGUUUUGUGUUGCACAAUUCCCCGCAAGCACAGAAUUUGCUACUUAAUGCGGAAUGCACCAUACUGAGAAACCUCUUGCUCUUUUCUUUUUGAAUGAUUCCCCUCCCCUCCACACGGACACAUAUUUUGCCACCUUCUUCUUUAAGAAAUGUAACCCAAGUAGGACUAAGUUUGCUAAUUCUUUCUCCGUGGUGCAGGCAGCCUUCACUUGCAUCAAGAACUUAUGGAACCGCAAGCCACUGAAGGUAUAUGGAGGACGCAUGGCAGAGUCCAUGUUGGCCAUUCUGUGCCACAUCCUGCGUGGAGAGCCUGUCAUCCGUGAGCGCCUUGGGAAGGAGAAAGAAGGAGCACGCAGUGAGGAGGAGGCAGGGCAAGAGGAAGGUGGUGCCCGAAGGGAGCCCCAGGUCAAUCAACAGCAGCUGCAGCAGGUAGAAAUCAACUUAUUAUUCCACCAUUCCACAAAACAGCACCCUUCCAUCCAGAGAUACUCCAUCCAAGCUGUGUCUUCUACAACAGUCUCUUCAGUCUGCAUUUCUGAUCUUUUAAAAACCUGUCUCUCUCUCUUCAGUUGAUGGAUAUGGGCUUUACACGGGAGCAUGCCAUGGAAGCUCUGCUGAAUACCAGCACCAUGGAACAAGCUACAGAGUAUCUGCUGACCCAUCCUCCUCCACUUAUGGGUGGUGUUGUUAGGGUAAGGCCACUUAGCAGCUAAGACUAAGUAGCAGGGGAAGGGCAUAUUCCUGGGCUGCCACUCUCUCCAGCUUGAUACUUCUGAAGGAAAAUGUGUACUGCAAGCUAAUUUAAUGUAGUUGUGGUGGCCUUAGCCAGGAGGAUAAGCAGUGUACCCAAAGGGUAGUCUCUUCCUACUUGAAUUCUGUAAUUUAGGCCCUGUAGACUGUUUGGAGAACUGUUUAGUUUCCCUUGCAUUGAGUUCUGUAACCUCACAGGGUUAUUUCUGUGUUGUAUGACAGGAUCUGAGUAUGUCUGAAGAAGAUCAAAUGAUGAGGGCCAUUGCUAUGUCACUGGGACAAGACAUCCCCAUGGACCAAAGAGCUGAAUCACCAGAGGUAAAGGCUUCAUAAGGGGAUUCCAUAAAGUGCUGGGUUGAAGGAAUACUGGUGAAGUUCUUGGAAAGAAGUCGGGAGUGGGCUGGCAUAUGCAUCCUGGAAUUCAAAGGUUGCAGAAAUGUGGUGAGAACCUGUGGUCAUGACAAUGUAAAUAUCACAGACUCAGUUUUCUUUGAUAAUAAUAGGACAGCUGCAAAUAGCAGAGGAACCGUGCCUUAUCCUUGAGGGAGGCAGGCAGGUGAAUCUGUGGUGCUGUGAAAGCAAUAUUUAUAACCAGCCGUUUCUGCUCUCUAGGAAGCUGCCUGCCGAAAAGAGGAGGAAGAACGUAAGGCCAGGGAGAAGCAAGAGGAGGAGGAGGCAAAGUGUCUAGAGAAGUUCCAGGAUGCCGAACCUCUGGAGCAAGAAGAGCUGCACAGCUUUACAGACACCAUGCUUCCUGGCUGCUUCCACCUGUUGGAUGAGCUGCCAGACACGGUGUACCGUGUCUGCGACCUCAUCAUGACUGCCAUCAAGCGCAAUGGGGCUGACUACAGAGACAUGAUCCUCAAGCAAGUGGUGAAUCAGGUGAGUGUAUCUACCAAGACCACACAAUCUCUUUACAUUGGGAGGCGUUCUGAACAAUACAUUUUAUGCUAUUCUUGCCCUGAACAAGACUGCAUUAUCCCAGGGCUCUGUUAGCCCAGGUGAUUAUCCAAGAUGCUCUAGAAGAGGAAAAGGCUUCUUUAGGUACUUAAGUUCACCUGGUUUUCAGGGACAAUCUGGAAGACAGGCUGCAAGCAUUGGGUUCAGUUAGAGCUUGGAUUUGAGAUCCUAGAAGAUAAUGAUAUCUGAAUUGGGCCUCACAAUGUGUGCUGGAUGACAGGACUCCCAAGGACUGCUUAAUGUACGAUACAUUAGGAAAAAUCCAGAACCCAAUUGAAAACUGCAUGUUUUCUUCUUUGGGUACAAAGCAGGAAGCUCAGUUGGCCACAGAGGCUUUGAGGUAGAUGUGUACACACAUGGGUAACUCAGUGUAACGGUACAGGCGACUCCCCAAUUAUGUAGCGGCUACGUUCCGAAUCCCUGCACGUGUCACUGAAAUCUCAUAAAAUGGGGAGUUGCCUGUCAGCUCAACAAAGCCCCGCUGAUGUGUGUGUGAAGAAGUUUCUUCCCUGUGCAUCAGCUGAGCUGGUCAAGAAGACCCGCUGCCACUUUGGCUCGCGUGAGCCGGAGGCACAGCGGGGCUUUCUGCCUGAUGCGCAGGAAGUUGCAGCAGCAGCCGCUUUGCCACACGUCAGCUGUCAGCUGGGAGCCUCAGCAAAGCCCUGUUGCAUCUCUGGCUCAUCCCCAGAGUCCAAAAGAUGUCCCCUUCGGGGAGGGUCUCCUCAUGAGCUAGAGGCGUAGCAGGGCUUUGCUGAGGGUCAUCAGGUAUCUCCCCCCACUUCCAGGUUUCUGGAGCCAUGCAUAUGUGCAGUCACACGUGAAUUGAACACAUGUAAGCAGGGGGAUACCUGAAUAUACAUGCUAUACGUCUCUCUUGAAAUAUAAGCAUUUACCUCAGUGGGGAAAACUCUGUUUAAGUAGCUGGGGGGCAGCAGGGAGAUAAUGUGGAACCCAAGGUAUAACAAAUUAACAAGAGCAUGUCUCCAGGUAGAAUUCAUAGAGGUCAGUGUUUGAUAUGCUUAGGUCUAAAUUUUAGAAGUUAACUUCCGGUUGCCACCAGAUGCCUGUGGGGCCUAGCAUCGUAGCCUUCUGAGCAGAUACCUUAGUGCCAUCGUGUUCUGGAUGUUCUGUAAUGGAUUAAGACUACUGUCCAAGAAAGGCUAUCUUGCUGAUAAUCCACUCCAUUCAUAACAUGCCCUUUCUUUGGCAGGUGUGGGAAGCCGCUGAUGUCCUCAUAAAAGCAGCUCUGCCCCUCACCACUAGCGACACCAAGACUGUCUCGGAGUGGAUCAGCCAGAUGGCUACCCUGCCACAGGCCUCCAACCUGGCCACACGCAUCCUGCUGUUAACUUUACUUUUUGAGGUGAGUCCAAGGAAAGGGGAAGGAGACGUAGCCACCCCCCACCAGUUACCCCGUGUCUUUGUUCAACUUUUACCUGGGGUGGGGUUGGAGGGUCAGGACUGGACUUUCAAGCCUUUGAGGUGAUGGUUAUCAUGUUUUCCUAUAGAAUUUGGAUUGCUCUUUACAUAUAGCAUUUAUCUCAUAGCCCUCUCUUGCUGUUUUAUUGCUUUAAUCACUAGAUGUUUUCACUUCCCAAAGUCCAGGAUAUAGAGCAUAAGGAAUGUAAUUAUUUGAUAGAGAGAGUGGACCUGAUCACUUUAGUUCAUGAUACUUUGUCAUUUAGGGUUUUCCAUUGUAACUGCUUAGGCAUCUAUAUGUUAAGCAGUGUCUGUAUGUGUUAUAUAACAUUAACAUUAAUAAAUUCAUAUUUCAUAUUUGACACUGAAAUAUAUAUACAACCACAAAAUACUCAACUUCAAAUAAUUUUGGUGAACACAGCUACAGAUUGCAUUCUACUAGGCCAGCCUUCCCCAACCUGAUGCCUUCCAAAUUCUUGCUGGUACUGAUGGGAGCUGUUGCUAACAUCUGGAGGUCACCUGGUUGAGGAAUGCUGUAUUACAGCAUACAGUUGUGUGGGAUGGGGUAAUUUUUACAGGACAGUUGUGCUUUUCAUUCAUUCAUUCAUCAUCAUCAACAAUUAUUAUUAUUAGUAGUAGUAGUAUUAGUAUUACCACCCUACCCAUCUGGCUGGGGUUCCCCAGCCACUGUGGGCGGCUUACAGUAUGUCAAAAAACACUUUAAUAAACUUUGGAUAAAGAGGUUGAUGUAUGCUGUUAGAUGUGAACUACUCUGAGGACCUGUACAAUAGAGCAUGCACUUGAAAAGAAAAUGCCUCACGUUUUCCCUUCACUUGGCUGUAAAGUGAUGAUAGCACUUAGAACUUUGAAUGUAAUGGUCAGUUUGUGUUCCGAUUAGUCCUAUCUGCUGCAUGGUUGCCAACCUCUUUACCUUUGUUUCCCUGCAGGAGCUUAAGUUGCCAUGUGCUCGUGUUGUAGAAUCUAGCGGCAUCCUCAACGUUCUGAUCAAACUGCUAGAAGUGGUGCAGCCCUGCCUGCAAGCUGCCAAGGAGCAAAAGGAAGUGCAGACACCAAAGUAAGCUACAAAACAGGAUAUAGGGUGGAGCUGGAAAGCCCCAAGCCAGGCCUACCCACACUUUGAUAUACAGCACCUGGGUUUUGCUUCUGGUCUUACUUGUGAGGAGAAGCUACCAGUUUUGUAUUUGUACCUAAUGAAAUGCAUAAUGGUUUAAUAAUGCUGGAUGCAGUUACUAACCUGGAAUGAAAUUGGGUUUGCCUCCCUCCUUGAGUCCAAUGUGUUUUUUUAAGCUAGCUUGCCUGGUGGCCAAAAGGUCUUGCUACUGUUUCCUUGACAGGGUUUUAGUCCAAAAAUGGCUGCAGUAUCUUGGCUUAGGAACCCGUGCAAUAUAUUUUGUUGGAUGCCUUAGCUGAUGUAAUUAACUUGCCUCCCACAGGUGGAUCACCCCAGUGCUGUUGCUGAUUGACUUCUAUGAGAAGACAGCUAUCUCCUCCAAGAGGAGGGCCCAGAUGAACAAGGUAUGAGCUCAGGGUGGUGGUGUGGGAAAUGCAAGCUAUUACGAAGGGGACUGGAAGAAAGGAUCCUGGCCACUGUGGAAUUGUGAGUGUGCACGGCAAAUAAGCGGUGGCAUUUGCAAUACACCCUGAUACAACCAGGCUGCAAUCUUUUAUUAGAACUGGGAGCAAGUUCCAUUGAACUUUAUGGAUCUCACUUCUGAGUAGACAUGGAGAGAACUGCAGUGUAGGUCUGCAAAUGCUAAGAAUCUGUAUUCUUUCUCUCCAGUACCUCCAAGCCAAUGGCAACAACUGGCGCUGGUUUGACGAUCGCUCAGGCCGUUGGUGUAGCUAUAGUGCAAGCAACAACAGCACCAUCGACACAGCGUGGAAAGCAGGAGAGACCAGUGUUCGUUUCACUGCUGGCCGUCGGCGCUAUACUGUGCAAUUCACUACAAUGGUGCAGGUAUAGGCGUUGGGAAUGUUGUCAUGGGUGUUCUCUGAGGUCGUUGGGCACAUGGGGUAUGGUAGUCUUAACCUCCCUCUUGUUUCCUUAAUCAGGUGAAUGAAGAAACUGGGAACAGGCGUCCAGUAAUGUUGACUUUGCUCAGGGUGCCCCGGCUCAGUAAGAGUAUGAAAGAGGGCAAUGGACAAGAGCUGGAGAGAACCUUGGAGGAAGGCAAGGAGGUGGAAAGCAAGCCUAAGGAGGAGAAAGCAAAUGGUACUGAAUAUGUAGUCUCAUCACUGAGUUACCUAUAAAGUAGGAGACUGGAACUUGUAACCUCAGACCUAUUUUAUCUUCCCUCAUCAGAUAGCCCUGCUUCUACUGAGAGUCUCACCCUUGAGAAGGAAGCACCUUCAGAAGAGGCCAAACCAUCAGAGAUCCUCAUCCAGGGCCUGACAGAGGAAAUGGUUACCGUGUUGAUCCGUGCCUGUGUCAGCAUGUUGGGUGUUCCUGUGGAACCGGACACACUACACGCCACGUUGCGCCUCUGUCUGCGCCUCACCCGCCACCACAAAUACGCCAUGAUGUUUGCAGAGCUCAAGAGCACACGCAUGAUCCUGGGUCUCACGCAGAGCUCUGGCUUCAACGGCUUCACGCCUCUUGUCACCCUUCUUUUCCGACACAUAAUCGAGGAUCCCUGCACACUCCAUCACACCAUGGAGAAGGUAUGGCUUGCUUCUGCUGACUUCACCAUAGAGAAGGUAGAGUCUUAGAAGCUUUCUUCUGUAUAGGUCUUGCACACUAAAGAGGAGACUUGACUCAGCUCAGACAGCAUAUGGAAAGUGUUGCUGCUUCAGUAAUUGCUCGGGCUUCCUGAAAUCUCCAUUGCCUUGUCCAUUAGAACUGGCUUUUUCAAUUGCCAGUAUGAACACACAUUUCUCUUUUUGUCUGUUUCAGGUUGUGCGCUCAGCAGCCACCAGUGGAGCAGGCAGCACAACUUCAGGUGUCGUGUCAGGCAGUUUGGGCUCUCGGGAGAUCAACUACAUUUUGCGAGUGCUGGGCCCAGCUGCUUGCCGCAACCCAGAGAUCUUCACUGAGGUGGCCAAUGGCUGCAUUCGCAUUGCCCUGCCUGCUCCCCGUGGCUCUGGAACUGGUAAGUAAUUCAGAACCCUGCUGGUUUUCCUACAGUGUCCGCGCUAAUGCUGUGUGCCCAUUUGCACAAGGAUCUUCAUCAUAAUUUGAGGUAGAAGGAGAUCUGGGUCAGAGAUAGAAGAGAAGUAUGAAUCCCAUAGUAAUCUUGUGCCAAAAUAAAAAGCAGCUGGAAAAAUGGCAAAGAACUAAGCCCCUUCCCUCCUUAAGUCCCAGGUUCCUUUACCAGUGUUGGCUGCUCUAGUUUUUUUUAUUAUUUCUCCUUUUGCUCCCCAAGCCUCUGAUGACGAAUUCGAGAACCUGCGGAUCAAGGGCCCCAACGCUGUGCAGCUGGUAAAAACCACUCCAGUAAAGCCCUCACCACUGCCUGUCAUACCUGACACUAUCAAGGAGGUGAUCUAUGACAUGCUGAAUGCUCUGGCUGCCUACCAUGCCCCUGAUGAAGGUACAUGACAGCCUGGGACAGGAUGGGUGGGAAUUUCUGUGCAUGGGGGAACCAAGGGCCUCGUUCCGUUGAGGAGGACUUCAUGUUGCCUGAACAGAAGCUCCCUUCUGAUCAGUCCUUUUUAUUAAAGCUGGAACCCAGUAUUAACCAUUUCACUUCCCAUCCCCAAAAGACUAGUAAUAACAAAGUGCUUUUCUUUCAGCAAGUCUUCAGAUCAUGGAAUUGGGUGUAAGAUAAACACCACACCAGCUUCUUGAAAUAAACACUUUGAAUUUGCCAUGUAUAUAUGUAUACCGUUCUCUGAAGAGACAUUGUCAAUGGUGGUCAUGGUUUCAUUUCCCCUCUCCAGCAGACAAGUCUGAACCCAAGGCAAGCAGUACUAACCAGGAGAUGAGCCAGAUCCUGCAAGAAAUUGGAGAUGAUAUGUACCAGCAGUAUCGCUCUCUAACCCGUCAGGGCAGUGACUUUGACUCUCAGACCGGCUUUGGCAUCAAUGUGAGUCUGCCAGAAGCAAAAACCCAAACUCCACAGUAACAUCUAUCAGCUGUCAAAAUCACUGAGCCAUUUUUUCUGCAGCAGUAUCAUAAAUCCCAUAGCAUCUCAUUUUUUUGCUCUUUUAUUUCCUUUUGCUUUUUGAGGUUUUCAGUUGUUGGGGGUUGUGGACUGUUUCUGAAGCAUUGUUUAGAUGUUGACUGCACCUCUGAUUUCUUACGGUUUGAGACCUCUGUGUAUUCCACCUCUCUGUUGCUCCAAAGUAGCAGAUGGCAGUGAAAACUGUAGUGCCUUGUCAUGUGUGGAACUCUGUUGGUGGAUUUUAGGCCAUUCGGCACCAUUUUGUUCAUUGCCUUUGUCCUUCUUCUCUAGGCUCAGGUUUUUGCUGCUGAUAGUGCAGCUGCUGAGACUCCCCAGUCUGGAACUCCCCAAGGAGAUGGUAAGUCUCAUCUUUGUUGAUUAGACACAACAGUGUCUUAAUGCCUCUCCGGGGAUCUCCCUUCAAGCUAUCCUGCGAUUGGAAAUACUAGUCCCUGAUUAAAACAGACCCAAAAUGACAUUCCCCUGCUCAGUCACUUCAAGUGAUGGGACGCCAGUCUCAUUUCUCUUAGUUGUAAAGAUGGGGCCCCUCAGUCUUUUUCCUGAAAGUGAGAUCAAGCCCCAUCUGCCAUACUGGAACCAUGUCUCUCCUGAAACUUUGUGGGGAGGGAGGCAGGGAGCAGUUCUUUCACUGGUUCUCCUUUUCCCUUGUGUCCUACAGCCUCCACUCCUGAAGAAUCAAGAGAAAACAAGAAGGAUAAGGAGGGUGAUAAAGCAGCAGAGGAGAACAAGCAGAAGGCUAAGGGAAGCAAGCCACUUAUGCCUACAUCCACCAUCUUGAGGCUGCUGGCAGAGCUUGUGCGCUCAUAUGUUGGCAUUGCCACCUUAAUUGCCAACUACAACUAUACUGUGGGCCAGUCUGAGCUGAUAAAGGAGGUGAGAAGCCCUGGAAGAACGAAACAAGCCUAAGGAACUGUGGAUUAGGAGUGGGGUAAAUGCAAAAUAAGACUUGGGGCCAGCACUGCUAGGUUCCAGAGAAGAGGAGUGAGUUUGGUUAGACUGCUUGGGAGGAGGAGCUGCUGAUGAAAGAAGAUGACUAGGCCACCCUGGCCUGCUCUCGCUACUAUCUUUCAUUUUGUCUUUCCAGGACUGUAGUGUGUUGGCCUUUGUGCUGGACCAUUUGCUCCCUCACACCCAGAAUGCAGAAGACAAAGAUACACCAGCCUUGGCGCGCCUCUUCCUAGCCAGCUUGGCUGCCGCAGGCAGUGGCACAGAUGCCCAGGUGGCCCUGGUGAAUGAGGUGAAGGCAGCCCUGGGUCGGGCACUGGCCAUGACAGAGAGUACUGAAAAGCAUGCCAGGUGAGCUGGAAGGUGUUGAGGAUUGAUUAGCACUUGAGAAGAGGAUGUUGUAUGACAACUCUCCUGUAAUAGGUUCCUGUAGCUUUGCACCCCAGCAAAGGUCUUGACUAAAUCAUGUUUCUUUUUAGUAGUACCGCCGUACCUUGGAAGUUGAACGGAAACCGUUCUGGAAGUCCAUUCAACUUCCAAAACGUUCAGAAACCAUAGCAUGGCUUCUGAUUGGCUGCAGGAACCUCCUGCAGCCAAUCGGAAGCCACGUUGGAUGUUCGGGUUCCAAAGAAUGUUAGCAAACCGGAACACUCACUUCCGGGUUUGUGGUGUUCGGGAGCCUAAAUGUCCAAUUACCAAGGCAUUCAGGAGCCAAGGUACGACUAUAAAAUUUUCAGGUACAAUAUUUUGUAAAUCAGGAAUGGGUAACUUCUGGCCCGCCAAAAGUUGUUGGACACUAGCUCCCAUUGGUCCCAGCCAGCAUGGCUAAUGGCAGGGAGGAUGGGAGCUGUAGAAUAUCUGGAGGGUCACAGGUUCUCUGUCACUUUAUUAAAUUAGAAUACUUGCUGCAGGAAAAUAGAUCUUUCCUGUUACAGGGAUUAGGGCAGGUUAUUGCAGGAUUUGCUAACCAUGACACUGUUCUGGAAGUAAAGAAAUGUCACUUUCCACUCUCUAGGCUGCAAGCUGUCAUGUGCAUCAUCAGCACCAUUAUGGAAUCAUGCCCAUCCACCUCUAGCUUCUACAGCAAUGCCACAGCAAAGACCCAGCACAAUGGCAUGAACAACAUCAUCCGCCUCUUCCUCAAGAAGGGGUUGGUCAAUGACCUGGCCAGGGUGCCUCACAGCCUUGAUCUGUCCAGGUAAGUGGCUUAUUUAACCGCAAGGAGACGGAACGGAGCCUCCUUCAUGAUCAGGGAUGAUGUUGAACAGUUGGUGUAGGGGACAAGUACAAGAUCAAAUGUAGAAGACAGAUACAAUCCCUUCCAUUAAGAUUCGGCCUUAGAAAGUUUUUUUCCCUAUCUCUAGAACAUAAUUGAAUUGGCAUAUUGAGAGAGCAGGCAGAAUCAUGACAUCUUCCCACUAGAGGUUUCUCUUCGUUCUACCCCAGCUAAGGUUAGCUUUGCUAUUAAGACCUUUGUUCACAGUCUGGAAACUCAUAUUGGCAUGUGUUUUUCCUCCAAGUCCCAACAUGGCCAACACAGUAAAUGCAGCCCUGAAACCCUUGGAAACGUUAUCACGAAUUGUCAAUCAGCCCAGUAGUCUCUUCGGUAGCAAAAGUGCCUCGAGCAAGAGCAAGGCAGAGCAGGAUGCUCAGGGAGCAGCACAAGAUGCCAACAGUGGCCAACAAGAUGCAGGUAUGCCAUCCUCAGCAUCCAUUGUUUAUGGGUCACGUACCUCUUCUCUGUGAUUUUUCAUCAACCUGUUCCACGAUAAGAUCCACACCUGCCAUCCCCUCCUUUCCUUGGCCUGGAAUUUUUCUGACUUCCAUUAUGAGUCUCCAUUAGUCUGCCACUUAAGCUAAUUCAAGGAUGACUUGAGAAGGUAAUAUUGAGACCUUGACUUACAGGGGAGAGCGGGGAAGCAGAGGCCCCGGAGGAGGACCAUGAUGUGGCCCAAGCAGAAGUGACAGAUGGUGACAUCAUGGAUGGUGAAACGGAGAGCGAUGCCGUGGUGAUUGCUGGACAGCCUGAGGUGCUGAGCACGCAGGAGAUGCAGGUAUUGAUGGUGGCUUGCAGGGACCCUGCCUGUAUUGCAUGCAGGAGGUGGCCACAGGUUUUAAGGCAUGGGAUGUUGGUGACAUAUAGCUGGGAUCGCUUCCAUUCCUGCUUGUGUUGCUUAAAGUUGCAAUUUAUUUAGGGCUAUAUGCAGAGGAGUGUGUAAAUGAAGACUUGUUGAUCACAGCUUUGCUCUGAGAUUAAGGAGCACAAUCUGGAUAGCUGCACAAACUGAAAUGACCCUUUGCUUGCUUAAUUUAGAUUGUGAUACCUGAGGCUGGGGUGCCUGUCGUAUAUAGCAUGUGACUUGGGUAGAGCACAAAUCAGACUUGUUUCAGAAGUCAGGGUGAUGCAGCUUGUUUUACGGUUUUGAGACUUGAUAGUAAAGAACUGGAGAUCACCAGUGUGUUUGUCUUUACCAUCUUCUAGGUGGAAAAUGAGCUAGAGGACCUGAUCGAUGAGCUUUUAGAGCAGGAUGGUGGCUCAGGGAAUAGUACAAUAAUAGGUGAGUACAAAGCCCCAACACUUUGCCUCAGAACUUUCCUUCAGGAUCUCUGGACUCUCUGCCUUUCCUCCUCUGUGUGGCCUCUGAGGGAACCAAAUGCAUUUUUUGCUUUGCUGUAGAGAAUCCUACCUCAUAAGACCACUCCAGGUAGAGAUCAUCUACUGUUCCUCUCUCUUCCUCCUCCCUGCAGCUCUUCUUUAUCACACAGCAUGGGUGCUGUAUCAGAUAUAUGUCCGUGUUGCUUUUUCGCCCAUUAUAGAGAUAAUCUAUUCCUAUACAAUUCUUGGUGGGUGGGGUAACUUCUGAGAGGCAAGAGGCUUGUCAUGGUAGCUUUAUAACUGCCAAGAAAAUCGCCAUCUGUAAAUGGAAAGCAGCAUCACAUCAGGACCAUAACGGGCACUCAAAGAUAAAUGGCCAUCAAGUUUAGGGACUGCCCAGAAGGUCCUCUAAAGGGAGAGGGUUGUUUGCUCAUAACUUUGCUAAGCCCUAUACACAUCCUUUAUGUCCUUCAGUGGGCCGAAGUGGAGAGGAUGAGUCUCAGGAGGAUGUGUUGAUGGAUGAGGCACCUUCCAAUCUCAGCCAGGCUUCCACAUUACAGGCCAACAGGGAAGGUGAGGCAUUGCCUACGAUGUUACAUGGAGUCAGUAGAAGUGCCUAUAGUCCCUGGAGGGGGAGGGGGAGGGUAAGUGAACUAGCAUGAUGCAGAAGGGUUGUUAUAGGCUUGCACUCUCGUAAGAGAAGCAAGAGGAGGGGGAGGUUUCUGAGACCUGGCUUUGUGAGGUUUUGCCUGUCUGGCAAAAGGAGUUUGAAGAUAGAACUUGCCAGAAAGGUAACUGGAAGAAUCUUCGCUUAACCUGCAGGGGCCAACUCACCAUAGCUACACUCUCUAAUCUUCUCUAGAUUCUAUGAAUAUUCUGGAUCCUGAAGAUGAAGAGGAGCACACACAGGAGGAAGACAGCAGUGGCAGCAAUGAGGAUGAAGAUGAUAGUCAGGAUGAAGAGGAAGAAGAGGAGGAGGAGGAUGAAGAUGACCAGGUAAGGGCAUUGAAGGAAAGGAAGUGCAGAAGUCUUUCCAGUGGGUGCUUUAUGAUCUUAACAUAGGAGGCUGUGGGACAGAUGUCAAAAAUAACAGGGAAGGGGUGGUCACAAUUGAGGACAGCAUGUAAUAGGUUUUUAUUGGGGAGCUAAUGGGAGCUAGGCACCAUGAUGUAUGGGUUUUAGAUCUAGAGUAAUUUAUAGUGUGAGAGCCAAACAUUUCCUUGCCUCAGUUUGUGGUUCCAGGUAAAGAGAGUGACUAAAGUUGGAGUGAGGAGGUAUGAAGACUGGUUUUCAGGAUGCCAUAUUCUAGCCGGCAUUUGCUUAGCCUUGUGUUUGGUGAUAACUUUCCCUCCAGGAUGAUGAAGAAGGUGAGGAAGGCGAAGAGGAGGAAGAUGACGAUGAUGGCUCCGAGAUGGAGUUAGAUGAAGACUACCCUGAUAUGAAUGCCUCCCCACUGGUGCGUUUUGAGCGCUUUGACCGUGAAGAUGACCUCAUCAUUGAGUUUGACAACAUGUUCUCCAGCGCCAGUAAGAACUCUAAAAACUGGAAAGCCACAGGACAUGGCUGAUUCUGGGGGGGCUGGGAGCCAGGAUGCUAAGCUUUCCCCCACAUCCUAUGGACUAGGGAGCUGGGCUUUUAUUUGAAAUGGAAUAGCAUUCUCUGUCCAGUGGGACGGAAGCAUCCACGUAAUGGGUUGUCUCCUCCCACUGCCCAGAACAGGCAGGAUCAGGCAACCAGGCUUUGGCCACAUUCAGCUUCAUCUCAGUUCCUUUUCCUGCCUUAUCCAUGAUCAGUGCUGUGUUCUAGCACAUGAUCUGUUUUCUAGCUCCAAAAUGUUGCUCUGAAAUUUGGGAGGCUUUGUAAUUAUGGCUUUGUUGACCCUAUUUCAGGCUAGUUCUUGUCUCCAGGGAAAUUAUAUUUGUAUGUCUUCAAAGCUCCAUCUUGGCUUGCUAACUUUGCCUAUUUCUCUUCCCAGCGGAUAUUCCUCCAUCACCUGGCAAUAUUCCUGCCACUCAUCCACUCAUGGUACGGCAUGCAGACCAUAGCUCCUUGACUUUGGGUAGUGGCUCCUCCACGACGCGAUUGGCGCAAGGCAUUGGCCGCAGCCAGAGGACCCUUCGGCAGCUGACAGCAAACACUGGCCAUACCAUCCAUGUUCAUUACCCUGGCACCCGCCAGCCCAACCCACCUCUGAUCCUGCAGAGGUGAGACUUGAGGGAGUGGAGGAGUAUCACAUUUUGCCAAAAGCUGUAGAAUACAGAACAGUGAAUUGUUCUGGCAACAUCCCAACCCAGUUUGGUUUGCCCCAGUGUUCCCCAUAAUCUUGUUCUGAGAACUGGGGGACUCUUUUAGAAGUCACUGCAUCUCUGUGUAGGAAAACAAGUGUUCCUUUUAUGUCUUCCUUAGGUUGUUGGGCCCUUCAGCAGCUGCAGAUAUUCUUCAACUAAGCAGUAGCCUCCCACUACAAAGCAGAGGUCGAGCUCGCCUUCUAGUAGGCAACGACGACGUGCACAUAAUCGCUCGCUCAGAUGAUGAGUUGCUGGAUGACUUCUUCCAUGACCAGAGCACAGCCACCAGCCAGGCAGGCAAGUCCUUAAGACUGUUUACUAGAUUUGUAGGUAAAAUCAAAAGGACCAAUAGAUUGAAACUCUACAGUGGGAAUGGCUGACCCUUUUGGGGCCACAUCGACCCUAUGGUCAGCCCUCAGGGAGCCAAAGUGUAAAUAUGGGUGCAGUGAGAACUAAAGUUCUCAAGGCUACCUUCCAAAGCAGGACUUUUUGGGAGUGGUUGGUCAGUAACACUUUUUUGAAAUUUCAAUUUUUCUUUUUUUAAAAAAUUAAAUGGAAAAAUUUGAGGGAUGCUUUGGAGACUGCAAAAGAACCUUUUGUGAAUUAGCAGUCAGGUGCCUACAACAUUUUUAUACCAUUGUGCAUCAAUUCAGACAUCUUUAUCGAUGGAGUCAGUUCACAUUUUCAGCUGUUAGGCAGAUGCGGAGAGUGGGUGGCCAACAGCACAGCUGUGGGUCUUGAGGGUGUUGGUGAGCUGUUGUAUGGAUUGGCUUAUCAGUAAUAUGUCCUCCACUUUUCUUUCUAUAGGAACCUUGUCAAGCAUCCCUACUGCCCUGACACGCUGGACAGAAGAAUGCAAAGUACUAGAUGCAGAAAGCAUGCAUGACUGUGUGUCAGGUGAGCUAACAAGUAACUUUCCUUGCUUCAGCCAAUGCAGGCCCUCCUCUGUUUGGCUCUAUUUAAUCUGGUGCUUUUUCUCCAUCCAGUGGUCAAAGUUCCCAUUAUCAACCACCUGGAGGCAUUGAGAGAUGAGGAACUAGAGGAGCGUAGAGAGAAGAGGCGAAAACAGCUGGCUGAGGAGGAGGCCAAAGUUGCAGACAAGGCCAAGGAGGCAGAAGACAAAGAGCAAAAUGCCCAGGUUAGAAGCCCAACUUGAACAUCUGUGACCUUUUUUAAAAUCUUGUUGAAUGGCAAACUUUCAGCAGGGCUGAUUUCAUCUGGUAUGGUUUUCAUUAUGGAAGCUGCAUUGUGACUGGGGUGGGGGGACAGGACUAAGAGUUGUAUUCAUUGUAGCACUAAGGCAAUUGUUAAGUUAGCGCAAGGCUUUCUGCUUGCACAAUGGAACACUCUCCUCCUGUGCAUCCCUAAAUCUGUUCUAGGGGUGUUUCCCCAAAUCCUCAGGAGAAGUUUCAGGGAGGGCAUGGACUGCAAGCAGGGAACGUGGUAAUGCUUGCACUAGUAGGGCGAAUCAGUUGAAUGUCACCUUGAAUAUAUGCAACUGGGUUGUAAAUGAGAAGCAGAGUACCUAUAAUUCGGAAUGAAAAUGCCAGCAGACGCGUUUAGGUCUUGGUAGCUUGAUAAGACAGCAAAUCUGUUUUGCUCCAGAGCAAAGAUGUGAAACUGUUUUUUGGUAAACUUUAAAUUGUGGCAAGUGGGCCACCUUAAAAUAAAGUUGGGGAUGUUCAUUCACUUAGGUAUAUAAGGGAAAACACAAAAUAAAAACCCCUGCUGUCAUUUCAGUAUAUAAUUCCACAUGUCUGUGUGCUCUUUUGCACAUGGCAGACAGAGAUGAAAUCAGAGAAUAAACCUCUGUUCCUUUCUUUCCUAUCAGGAAGGCAAGCAGAAACUCAGACACUAGACUGAGAACCGAUCUUUCUUAGUACAGUCAUACCUCAGGUUACAGACGAUUCAGGUUGCGCAUUUUCGGGUUGUACACCGCGCCAAACCCAGAAGUACCAGAACAGGUUACUUCCGGGUUCGAUGUAUGUGCAGAAGUGCUGAAUUGCAACCCGAACGUCCACUGUAGCUCUUUGUAAGAAGGAAAGUCACCACAUUCCCUUCCUAGAGCCAGGUCUUACAUCUGUUCUUUUUUUAAAAAACACCCCACCCACACCCUGUUACAGGAACAAAAGAAACGGUGUUAUCAAGAAUAGAGACACCGGCAGUAAGUGGAAUAUGGUAACAGUCAUAAUAGUUAGCAGAGACAGGGAUGGACACACUUUAAUGUGUUUCUUCAUAUCUCUGCCUGUCAAAUGAAUGCUACGAGGACAUUAUCAGGAAGUUUACUCAUUGAUGUAAUUCUAUUGGAUUGAUAUCUUUAGCCAUUGUUCCAAACAUUUGCAGAAGAGAAAGUGGUCGUUCUUUUAUUUUUUCAAUAAAGAAUUUAGCUGUUAAAUCUCAACUAAGGAGAAGGAAAUCUAAGACAGUUUAGCAAGAUUGUUUUUGGAUCUGAGGGAAUAGAAUAUCUUGACAUUUUUCUGUAUAUAAUCUGUACAAGCCGGAUAUCUUUGUCAACCAAUUACAGAAAGGAAAACUUAUCGACACAUUUUCCAGCAGUAUUUAGAAUGCUUGCUUCUAUGUAGAAGAGAACAUUUUGAUAGAUGUGCCUCACUGGACUAGAUGAAAAUCGGGCAGAGCUGUUGUAGCAAAAGGCAUACAGGUUACGUACUGUCCUCCUUACAAACGCUUCGGGUAACAAGCUCUGCUAACCCGGAAGUAGGUCUCCUGGUAGCAAACUUUGCCCCAGGAUGCGAGCAGAAGUCGCGCACUGGUGGCGUGGUGGCAGCGGGAGGCCCCAUUAGCAAAAGUGCGCCUCAGGUUAAGAACGGACCUCUGGAACGAAUUAAGUUCGUAACCAGAGGUACCACUCUAGAGGGAAGGUACAGCUGUGACCUGAAGCUUCUGCCUCCUUUCCUUGUCCUGGGUGUCAGAAGCUACAUAGGCAGUUUCCUGUUCCAAUGAGUUUUAAUCAGAUGAAUCUUCACUUACUUUUUUUUUCCCCUCUGCAGGGAGCCUUACCCCAGUCAAACAGCUCUGCUGAGCAGAACCUUCCAGGUAAUUUGUUCCCUUACUCUAUGUCUGUAUGGUGUCUUCUUUCCUCAGCUCAGCUGAAGCAGAUGCUAUUCCUGGGCCCCCUGGGAUGAGGUAGUAGAUUGUAUAGUUUUAGGGUCACACCCGGUCUUGGAGAUAACUAUACAAUCUACUGUCUUUCCUAUGAGGACUCGCAAUUCGCCGUGCCAGCAUUGAAGAAGAGAGAAGCCACUGAGAAACCACGCCUAGCUCAGGAGGAAAGAACAUGGGCUCAAGAAUGAAAUUUGGAAUCAAAGCCCCUGAGUUCCUUGGUUCCAUCCCUAGAUGUGGAAAGAAAUUUGGGGAUGGGGGUUAAUAGUGGGAUAGUGUGUCAUUAGAUCUUGUAGGCAGGAUUCCCUGGAUCUUGCUGUGGCUUGGGGAGUGGAUCGUCUGCAUGAGUGUUCUCCUCAGAUCUGUGUGAAAGGAUUUUGCAGGAUUUUAAAAAAACUGGCUGUUCAGAUGGGGGAAGAACCAGUUGCCUGACGCUGAGGCUUUGUGACGUUGCUCUUGCUGGGGUGAGGUAGUAAGUUGUAUUGUUGUGGGGUAGGGAUUUGUGCCCCAAAUCAGAGAUAACUAUACAACUUACUACUUUCCCUGGGAGGAGUGAAGUACCCAGGACCGAGGUGGGUGUUUGAUGUGCCCAGCUUUUGAACUAACCUUGAGGGCGCAGGGUGAAGCCAAUUCCCUGCUUGAAAUCCUGCUGCUGCUCAGUGGUCUGGGUUUUAAGACAGCCUCCCUCCCUCUCUUGGCUCCCAGAUGGUGCUGCCCAUCCUGAUGGCUAUCCUGCAGUCCCAGCUGCAGCUGAAGACGCCUCUGCUGGCCCCAAGCAGACUCUGGUCACGCUGGAGAGCCCCCAACAGCAACAGCAGCAGGUGACAGGGGCAGGCGAGCUUCCUUCAGAGCUGGCGGGGCAGUCCAAUGCCCAGGGUUCUGGGCAGUUGCUGAUGCCGGUGGAACAGGAGGACUCAGGCCCUGGGAGGCCAAGCACUGAUGCUGAGGCCACACAGAUGGAGCUUUCACCUGCUCCCACCAUCAGUAAGUGGCCCCAGGCUUCACCCUGCAGCAGAUGUUACCCCCUUUCUGGCUGUGUGUCACUUGUACGUGCAUAAACAUACCCUGAUUCCUACCAUCUUCCACAUGUUCAGGAGAAGGCAGCAAUAGUUUUAAAGUGCAUAUAUUUUCAUCAGCCACCUAGCUACUCAGCGGCCCGGAGCAUCAUAACUAGACACUGGAGAGAACAUGAACCAGUGGUACCAAACCAUAUGGGAAACAGCCCAUAGAGAAGCUAGCCAACAGACUGAAACUGACAGAGGGGCAAAUAAAAGAGGACACCUUCACCCCAGUGUGGCUCCCCUUUAUUACAUACACAGCCCAACAAGACAAGAACCCACCAGCAGCAUAUAAAUCAAUAUGGCUAACUUGACCCUAACAACAACUCCCCGUUAUACACGCAAACAAAACUCACUGCAGCCAACUGAAGGCAACCAACCAUGCCCUGCCCCCAACCUCCCUCACCACCAAUUAAAACUAAUAAAUGAAUAGAAAGAGAACCUGGCCAUGUGACGCUGACACAAAAACCUUGCAUGUAUGCUCUCCCCACUUCUCUUCUCCCCCAGCCUUAUACUGUCUAUAACAUAAGUGUCUCACAUUGAGUAUAACCUGUAGAAAAGGUCUUAUGAACGGAAAGCAGAAAUGCUGUAUGUACUUUUGUAACCCAAGAAAAUCUUUAAUAAAAACAAUUUUUAAAAAGUGCAUAUACUUGCAUAUUAACUAAAAUUUGCAAAGUGAAACUAAAAGCCUACUCACCCACCUAAUGAUUUGAUCCUAGCUUUCAAAAUUUGGCUGGAUGUUUGUUUGUUUGUUUGUUUGUUUGUUUGUUAAGUAGCUUUUUAUUGAGGUUUAAGCUCACGUUUUGAAUCUCUCAUUUUUAAAAAUAAAAAUGCUGUGCUGGAUCAGACCUAUCAAUUCAGCUCAGUAUUCUGCCUUGACAGUCUUCACAGGCAAUUUCUGAAGCCUGUUACUCUAUAGUAGGUGGUAGUGAAGGGUAUAUCACAGCCAAAACAAGAAGUUUCCUUGCUGAAUUGGAACCAGAGCCCUGUCAUAAUAGGCAGCAGAAUUUGAAUCCAGUGUAUCAGGUUUUCAGGCAGUGCUUCUAUCAAUGCUUCUUAGGAAGGGUGUCUAAAAGCCAGGAGGUCAAUGGGUAGGUUUCUGUCCUUUCCAUGUUCUGGGCUGAAUCUGAUGAUAAGAAUUCAGGUUUGACAGACGUUUGUCAGACUUAUCUCUCAGUCCUUUCUUUCCUUUCCCACCAGCUUCGCUUUCUCCAGAGAGAGCUGAAGACUCUGAUGCCUUGACAGCAGUCAGCAGCCAGCUGGAGGGCUCACCCAUGGAUACCAGCAGCCUGGCCUCUUGCAACCUCGAAGAAGGAGUUGGAGAGGCUGGUGGCCCUAGCAAUGUGGACCAGGCAGGGGGAGCCACUGUUGUAGCAACGGCAGACACCGCCCAGCAGGGCUCCAAUGCACAGGCCCUCAGGGAGGGCCAGUCAGAUCCCAGCCAGCAGGUGGAUGAUGGGUAAGGAGCAGCGAUGAGGUGCAAGGGGGUGAUAUGCCAAUUUUAUCAUUAGCACCGCACUUGCUAAUACUGUCACUUCCUGCUCUUCAGCUCCCCACCUGCCUCAUCCUCUGAGAGCUCCUCCACCAGAGAUUCGGCGGUGGCCAUUUCCGGUGCUGAUUCUCGGGGCAUCUUGGAAGAACCUCUUCCUUCUACCAGCAGUGAGGAAGAAGACCCCUUGGCAGGUAAAUACUAGAAGAGGACAUAAAAAGAGGGAGCUGUACUAAGUCAAUGCCAUUUUUCUUAGUAGGGAUAGCAGCUACCUCUAACAUGCUUUUUCAUAGGGAUAAAUCUUCCGGAAGGUGUAGACCCAUCUUUUCUGGCCGCUCUGCCUGAUGACAUCCGGCGUGAAGUGCUACAGAACCAGUUGGGUAUCCGGCCUCCUGCUCGUACUGUCCCGACUACCACAACUGCUGCUACCCCAGCACCGCCCGUGGUGGGAAACCCUAGUGUGACAGAAGUCAGUCCAGAGUUCCUGGCUGCACUGCCUCCAGCAAUCCAAGAGGAGGUAAGGUGGCACUUUUAAAUAUUAUGGGGUAAUACACAGUUUAGGAACAAGUAUAAUAGAACUAUGAAAUCUGAAGGAAACUCAUGUAGCCUGUGGCCCUGCACUGUACAAAACAAAACUUUCUGAAUUUAGGAUUCCUGACCUUAAUUUAAAAAAAAAAAUAGAAUUUUUCCCUUGCUUGAAUUGUAUUGUUUAAAACAUGUAACAUACAAACAAAACACAAAAAGGGAAGACAAAAUAGGAAAGUAGGUGUAAAUACAAAUCUACUGGACUGCCAACUACAAGUCACAAGAAAAUCUGGGCAGUUGCAUUUAUCUUCUUUGUGCUUAAGUUAUAAAUUGCAUAAGGACAAGGUAUGCAAGUUAUUUGUGUGGAUGUGUUUGGCUCACCUUAUUGCAUGCAUGAUCCAUAGUUCAUUGCCUUGUGGUAAAUUCCACAAAAGGGGGAUGUAAUUCAGUGAAAUAUGUAUUUCUUUGAAAUAUAGUGAAAUUUCCAGAACUAAAUUAACAAUGACCAAGACUUCACACCCUAAAAGGGGCUUCCAGCUGUGGAGUUCCACCCAUCAUGUGGUCACAGAACCCAGUUUCUGUCCCACAUCCCCGUCACCUCGGAAAGAGAGAUAACAAUUUGUGGUUGAAGGAGGAGAGUCAUUUUAGAGAGAUUGGUUGGGUCUUUUAUUUUUGCUCUGUUCUUGCUUAACAGUAGAAGUUGUUUUUAUCUUUCCCCCUCCCAUCUCAGGUGCUGGCACAACAACGGGCAGAGCAGCAGCGUCGGGAGCUGGCCCAGAGCACAAGCUCAGACACUCCCAUGGACCCUGUGACUUUCAUUCAGACGUUGCCAUCAGACCUGCGGCGCAGUGUGCUGGAGGAUAUGGAGGACAGUGUUUUGGCAGUCAUGCCUCCUGACAUUGCUGCUGAAGCACAGGCUCUGCGGCGUGAACAAGAAGCGCGCCAGCGCCAGCUCAUGCACGAGCGUCUCUUUGGCCACUCCAGCACCUCUGCUUUGUCUGCCAUUUUGCGUAGCCCAGGUAAAGUGCAUCUGUUUCUGACAUACUACUGUUUUUAGUUCUCUAUGUCUCGACUCCUGAUCUGAUUGCUUUGCUUAUUUUCUUUCCCCUAACUCAGCCUUCACAAGCCGACUGAGUGGAAACAGAGGUGUCCAGUAUACACGUUUGGCUGUACAAAGAGGAGGAACCUUCCAGAUGGGUGGUAGCAGCAGCCACAGCAGGUACAAGAUCAGUGUUCAAAAUUCCCAUAGUUCUAGGCACAUUUUGCACAGGGAAUUUCAUUAGCGCGAGCAGUUUCUGAGCUCUGGGCGCAGUACCGCACCUGAGAUUUCAGAUUAAAACUGCAGAGUGGAAAGAAAGGAGGACUUUUUCUGCCUCCUCACUUCCAACUAUUCUCUGAAGACUGGAGAAGAGACCCUCUUAAGAAUAUAUGGGGGGGCAGGGUAAGGACUAGACCAUGUGAAAAAUGAACAUAGUAUUUUAGCUGCAGUUCAUUCAUUUUCAGCCUUGUAUUCUUGUUAUUUAAAUAAGUGUGCCUAGACAUUCUGUUGUUGCACCCAUAAGCUAAGUUUAAGGUGCCAUUUAGCUCCUAGCUUUCAUAUCUCAGUUUCUAACACUGUACUAGACGUAUGGGGGAAGGUAGUGCAGUUUCUUUGGAGGGAAUAAGCUGAGGGUUAGGAUUCCUAGGGAAAAACCAAUGUAACUUAUUAGUUAAGUUGGGUAUGCUUGGGGAAACUAGAAAUAUAAAAACUUUCCCAAAUUGUAUAGUACCUAAGGUUAACCUUAAAGUCUGGAAACCAGGGGUAUUAUCUUGCUUCUUCCAAUUAUUAAUCCUUCCCAAUAACCCCUAGUUCUUGCAGGGCUGCCAUGGAUUCCUUUGGGAGGAAGGGUGGAAAAAUGUUUAAUAAAUAAUACUUGGGUUGAAAAAAAACACUCCCUGCCCCAUUAUGUAAGCUGAAAGAUGGGCUCGGUGAUCACUGCAUCAGUUUAGGGAACAACUUGAAAGCAAGUGGGCAGAGUUGCGAGGCCAGUAGGAUGUGCUGGUUUACAGGAACCAGCUGCAAGGCAUGUCAUGGUAAAAACUGUCUACCCUCACUUAGAUGAGACACUGCUAGGGGAGAGCUGUUCACCUUGGAUGCUGUAAAGAACUCUGCUAUGCUUUCAGAGUCCAUUGUAGACUGUGCUGAUAUUUGUCUUGUUGUUUCCUAGGCCAUCAGGCAGCAAUGUGGACAGCCUGCUCCGCCUGCGUGGACGCCUUCUGUUGGACCAUGAGGCCUUGUCCUGCCUGCUGGUGCUGCUUUUUGUGGAUGAGCCAAAGCUGAACACCAGCCGGCUACAUCGGGUGCUGCGGAACCUUUGCUACCAUGCACAGACACGCAGCUGGGUGAUUCGGAGCCUGCUCUCUAUCCUCCAGCGCAGCAGUGAGAGUGAACUGUGUGUAGAGACACCUAAGGGGACUGCUGCACCAGAUGACAAAGGCAAAAGAGCAGCCAAGGCCUGUGCCCCUGACAGCCGGCCACUCGACCUUCUGCACAAGAUGGAAUCCAAAAGCUCAGGGCAGCUUUCUUGGCUCUCCGUCUCUAUGGAUGCUGCUUUGGGUUGCCGAACCAACAUAUUCCAGAUCCAGCGAGCAGGAGGGCGUAAGCACACGGAGAAGCAUGCUGCUGCCGGUUCCACUGUUCAUAUUCACCCCCAGGCUGCUCCUGUGGUCUGCCGCCAUGUACUUGACACGCUCAUCCAACUUGCCAAGGUGAAGACAAGGGCUGUCUAGAGUGGUGCUCUUUUUUAUGCGAUGGGCGUUCUGUCAUUCUGAUGAAAGUCUGGAACUUCUUGGUCUGCAUAGCUUAAGAGAAAAAGUUAAGGAUUUAGAUUACAAGGAGGUAGCUCUCUAGACUAAGUAUUAGGGUGAGUUCCAAACUGAGAGCAAGCAGGCAGUUAAGCUCCCUGUAAUUGUUGUUGUUAUUUAGUAGAUUUAGAUCCUGUUUUUCCAUCAUCAUGUUCAAGGUGGCUAACAAAAUUACCAUUGCAUAAAAACGCCUAAAACAAAUAAGUGCAAAUUUGCUGCAAAAGGUGUAGGGGUCAUCAUUUAAAAAAUGGGAGAGCAGUUAUUUUAGUAUUUCUAGGCUGCAUUUCUACCCACAAACCUUCAGAACAGCUAACAAAAGUUUUUUACAAGUUUUGAAAUUGGUUCCUCUCUCCACUGCAGUUGCCGCCAGUUAAUCAGCUGGUCUCUUUCUGUGCAGGGAUUAAGGAAAAUAAUGGGCAGGCAUUCGUAGCAUAUUCUGUACCAGGAAACAUCCAGUUGUGCUAAAAAGGAGCUAGACAAGUUAACUUCUUGGUUCCUUUGCUGUUCAGAAUAAAUAAGAUUAGUAAAUAAUAGCCAUGGAAACUUCUUCUUCAUGGGCUAGUUUGCACAUCAUGCUAAACCAUUAUCAGUGAGACUUGCAUGAGCAGAAAGGAACUGCUGUGAGCCUCUUGCUUAUGUAUUCCCCCAUCUUCCUGCACAGCCAAGAAGAACAGCCUUUUCCUCCUAGUCUCUCUCUCUCUCUCUCCCUCUCUCCCUCUCUCCCUCUCUCCCUCUCUCCCUCUCUCCCUCUCUCCUUGUUGUGUCAUCCACACCAGGGAUUGCUUAUCACAACCUCUGGUUGGUUUCAAAACAAGCUGUUUUGCUUGAACUAACCAGCAUUUGGGACAAACAGUAGUCCCUGGUCUGGAUGCCCUGACAAGCCAAGAUUUAGGGAAACUGGUGUGAGGGUAAGAACUGCUGGUCCUCCUGAUAGUGGAGGAAAGAAAGACAGGGAAGCACGUGAGCCCACGGCUUGCAGCAUCUCCCUGCUCAUGUGUGACUUGCUAAAUCAUGUGAACACAGCAUGGGCCCUACUUUUGUUAGCAUGAAGCAUCCUGAAAACCUGUGAAUUUAAAAGUGCAAGUUUUUUUUAAAUCAUAAUAAUAAUAAUUACAUUUUUUUUAAUUUAAAACAAUUUAGUAUCUUGUCAACAAAUGAUUCCAGAGCAGUUUUUAAUAACUUUUCCAAUUCUUCUGUGAUGAUGGUUAUUCAGGAGUGGGUUUCUCCUUACACCUGCCUCAGGGGCACUGCUAAUGUAACUAAAUUUUGUGCUUGGUCCCUCCCCACUUCUAGUCCUGCCAGUUUCAGGGUAGCAGAACUUUGUCAGAGCUCCACCUCUUAUUGUUUUUCAUUGUGAUGAUAUGGUGGGAUCAGCAUUUGUAAAUCUGGGAAGUUUUUCUGACCCAUGGAACAGGGAAGAUGCUUCUGAUUAUCUGCUGUAUGUCCCAUGAAGCAAAGGACCAGAACUGGUGACAAGGAGGAGCAUAGCUCUCAAUUUAGGGGAGCAGCUUGUUUCCCAGGGAAGGUUCAUCCUCCUUUGGUGGGCAGAGGGGCCAACACCUCCUAUCUGAAGACUUAAUACCUUGUUACUAUCUUAUUAGCUCUGAAUAUGCUCUUUAAUAUAGCUGUUAAUAGUUAUGUCUUGCAGCAACCCUGGGGAAUAAGUAAUUACUUGGGUCCUAAGGUUAUGUGCAUGAGUUGCCCCAAACCAUCCAGUGAGUCCCUCGCUUGUACCUGGAGUAAGGGCAAACAUACAUGGGGAGAGAAGUGAACUUGGUGCUCUGUAGAUUGUUGCCACUCAGCCAAAUGCUGACUGGGAACCUGAGGAGUCUGGCACACACGUGCUGCUCUGCAUGGUCCCCUUUCUCACUCUGCUAAUUUGAAGGAAGCUAUAGAGAUUCCAAAUACUGGCUUUGGCGAAAAACUGUUGUUGGAGGCUUGUGUUAAUGCUGCUUCAAAGGCAUAGUUGUACUAUUUAUGGACCACAAGGUAGAUAUUCCAUGUGGGACACCUUCCAAUUACAGAGUGGAGACUGUCUUCCUGGAGCAAGGCUCUAGGGGUCGUUGCUCUGUGAUUUAAGCUUAUUCUCCCAGGACAUAACUGCUGCUGAACAAUUUGUUCUUUGCUGCGACUGGCAGUGCUGUAUAUAUCUAUGUACUCUAGGCAUUUUCUAGAGAGCAUCUACUUGGAACUGUUCAGGUUUAUCUAGAGCCAGGUGUGCCAGUAGACUUGGAAGGUGAGGGGUGUGUGGUUGGGUUUUUUUAGGGAUGCUGGUUGGAGAGGGUGCUGUUGUUGAACCUUGAUUCGGUGGGCAGAGUAAUAAAUAAUCCUAUAGAACUGGAAGCCACAUUUUUCAAUGAGGAAUUCCAGAACAUGAUUUGACUUGCUUCUCUCCUCCGUGCCCCCUUCCAGGUGUUCCCCAGCCACUUCACACAGCAGCGGACCAAAGAGACCACCUGUGAAAGUGAACGGGAGAGGGGCACCAAGCAAUCGGGCAGCCCAUGCCCAGGUCAAAUGGGCACCAGUGGCAUCUCCACUGACUUCUGGGACUUGUUGGUCAAACUGGAUAAUAUGAACGUAAGCCGCAAGGGCAAGAACUCCAUCAAAUCUGUGCCUGUGAGUGCUGGCUCUGAGGGAGAGAGCUCUCCCUACAGUCUAGAAGCCUCUCCUCUGGGUCAGCUCAUGAACAUGCUGUCCCAUCCAGUGAUCAGACGGAGCUCCCUGCUGACAGAGAAGCUGCUGCGCCUGCUGUCACUCAUCUCCAUUGCUCUGCCUGAGAACAAGACCACGGCUGAGGGGGUAGCCAACCAUGCUGCUGCUGCUACUACUGCAACUACCACCCCAGCACCUGCUCCCGCCCCUGCCCUGGCUGCUGCCGCCGCUGUAGCUGCUGCAGCUGCCGCCGCAACUGCUGCUUCUAUCGCCACCUCUGGUGCUGCCGUGGUAACUGUGACAUCUGCUCUCCCCACCACUGUGUCCAGUAAGUAUUCUAUUGAUUGGGGUUUUUUGUGGGGAGGGGUGCUCGGAGACGAGAAGAGGAAAGGAUACUUUUCUUCUCCUUGUUCCACAUUCCAUUUUCUUUCUUCAUUUGAGUUGUGGAGCAGGACAUGUCUAAAGAGAAAAAUAUAUGUAAAUUUCUACAUCCAGGCAAUCCAGACUCUGUGACCUGUACAGUCAUACCUGGGUUUUCAAACAACUUAGUUCUCAGACAUUUUGGCUCCCAGACGCUGCAAACCUGGAAGUGAUUUUUCAGGUUUUUGAACUAUUUUUGGAAGCUGAAUGUCCAACGGGGCUUCCAGUUGGCUUCAGGAGCUUCCUGCAGCCAAUCAGAAGCUACUCUUUGGUUUCUGAAAGUUUUGGAAGUUGAAUGGACUUCUGAAAUGGAUUCCGUUCGACUUCCAAGGUACGACUGUAUGUGUAUUUGCAUUAAUUUAAUUUAUUUUUCAUAAUUCUGUGUUUUGGUGGCCAUGGAGAUGAGAAGGGAGCUAUGAAGGACCCCAAAUAUUUAUCUCAGUUGCUAGAAAUCUUAUUUAGCCACCUUUUAAGACUUCAGUAGGUAUUGCUGCACACACUUUCAAGCCAUCAUUGCAGCCCUGAGGAAAAUAUUUUUGAAACAAAAUAGAGAGCUGGGAUUCUCAACAAGGCAAGCUCUUAAUAUCACACACUGUUAAAUCUGUGCUGUCGCUGAAUUCAUAGAAUUAUAGAGUUGGAAGGGAUCCCAAGGGUCAUCUACUCCAAGCCCCUGCAAUUUAGGAAUAUUAAUUAGAUCAUAUAUGACAGGUGACCAUCCAGUCUCUGCUUAAAAACCUCCAAGGAAAGAGUCCACCACCUCCUAUGGGAGUCUGUUCCACUCUGUGCCAAACAGCUUUUACUGUCAGAACGUUCUUCCUGAUGUUUAGUCAGAAUCUCCUUUCUUGUAACUUGAAUCCUCGGGUUUUGGUCCUACCCUCCAGAGUAGGAGAAAACGAGCUUGCUCCAGUUUCCAUUUACAAGUGUGCACAUCCCUUACAUACAAUGCUGGUGCUCCUCUCUUCCUGACUGAUCUGUUCCUUUUGAGCAGGUUGUACCCCUCAAUUUCUACAUUAAAAUUAUGAGCCUCAUCCCACCAGGUUUCAGUAAUGUCUAUUAGAUUAUAGUUGCCAUUCUGUAUUAAGAGCUCAAGUUCUUGCUUGUUUCCCAUAUUCUGUGCAUUUGUGUAGAGACAACUGAAAGCAUGAGUCAUUCUUCUGCACACUGCUGCCGCUGUCCGCAUCUGUAGGGCAUCACCUGCCACCACUACAUGUCUCUUCCUUCUCUGGAGACAGGCAGGAAUGGUUCUGUACAUUGUAGCUUCCACUGCCACCUUGGUAUUUGCAAACUUAUCACAUAUAUGAACACAGCCCUGAUCAAGGAGGAUAUUGCCUACUUAUAGAAGCCUGAUAGAGAGAGGGUGUCUCUGUGACUUCUGUGUAGGGAUGGAGGUAGAUGGUAGGCAAGUGCUCAAAGGAGACCCAGACUUCAAAAAAUAGCUGGUGGUUUGCUUGGUCAUUCUCUCACUGGUUAAUUGUCAAAUCCCAAGUUGGUUCUAGCUUGUAUCUUGUCGUUCUCUGCAGCUAUCCCAAAAAACAGCAAAUCGCCAGCCAAGGUAGGCGAAGUGGGAGGUGGAGGUGGAACUGACAGCAAAAUGGCUGCCUCAGGCCUAACGGAGAACCAGCUACAGCUGUCUGUGGAGGUGAGUGUGGUGGGUGUGGCCAACACACAAUAUGGGGAGGGGAGAGGAAGGGAUUAACAUUUUGAGCUGUCAGCGGCACAGUGACUUUCUCAUCUUCCAUUCCAGGUGCUGACAUCUCACUCCUGCUCUGAAGAAGGCUUGGAAGAUGCUGCCAACGUUCUUUUGCAACUGUCACGGGGUGACUCAGCCACACGUGACACUGUGCUCAAGCUUCUGCUUAAUGGGGCCCGGCAACUAGGCUACACUCUUUGCAAGCAGAUAGGUAAGGAGAGAUGAGACUGGAGAAGUGCCAGUUUGAGGAGCUGGCUUGGUUAAUGGUCCUGCCCUGCCUCAGUCACUGAGUACCACAGUGAACAGUCAGAAAUGUGAAGCUAGGAAUAUUAGCCAGUAGCUCAUAGAAACAAUGGGCUUCAGUGCUCUUCUCAUGUACCAGUGUGAUAGUCUGGGGAUUUACAUGUCCAAGCACAGGUAACAUUUAAAUGCACACCUCCUCACAGAGGAUAGUAACCCAUAAGACUGUUUUCCUUGCUGUCACAUUUGAAUGAGCUACAGUCUCUUUUGGAACUGUCUCUGCUAGAAAGAGUCACACCAUAGCAUAAGAGAACUGCUCCUGGUGGUAGGGCAGGGUGAUUAAACCAAAUACGGGAUUUCAGUCAGUUCUGAACAAGGUAGCAAGCAUGGCCGGGGAAUCCCCCUUGUGCUAAGUAGAAGCCCUUGAACUGACUUCCACUAGCGCACCAGAUAAGUUGAAUCUGGGCCCUAAAUUGUACUCUUACAUGACCACCCAUGUUGAUCCAGAAUAUAGCAGCUGUAGGGUGCUCACAGGAACACAAUUAUGUAAGCAUGUUACCUAUUUUAGAACAAUUGCACUGGUUACCAGUAAGUUCGUGGGUGCAAUUCAAAAUGCCAACCAACCUGGCAUCAGGCCCUAAAUGGCUCACAUCCAAGACCAUUCAUACCAUCUACGAUCUUUCCUCUGUGUCUCAGUGUGGGCUUAUUCUAGGUUGGCUGGGAUGUGUGAGAGCCCAGUAGCAGAAUGCUCUCUCACUGGGACAUUCAACUGGCCCUUUUAGUUUCUACUUCCUAGUGAACACAAUUCCUUUUAGGCAGGGAUUUUUUAUUGCCUCGGGUUUUAUGCUGACUGUUUUAAAUUGUGGAUGCGUAAUCUUUGUUUUCUGGAUUUUAAUGGUUUUACCAUCGUGUUUUGAUAUUGUUUGUCAUGUUGGGUAUAGUUUUAUAGUGGAGAGGUGGGAUCGAUUUUCUUAAAUAGGACUCACUAAUUCUCUACUCUCCCUUUCCAGGUACUCUCUUGGCGGAGCUGCGAGAAUACAACUUGGAGCAGCAACGUCGAGCCCAGUGUGAGUCCCUGUCACCAGACGGGCUCCCUGAAGAACAGCCUCAGACCACCAAAUUGAAAGGCAAGAUGCAGAGCAGGUGAGUCUCCUUCAAGUUGGCCUUUCUCUUUGUCUUUUGAGUGGCCUUCUCUGACUUUCUUCCCCACCUUCUUCCUCAAUUGUUAGGUUUGACAUUGCUGAGAACGUGGUGAUUGUGGCAUCACAGAAGCGCCCUCUGGGUGGUCGCGAGCUCCAGCUACCCUCAAUGUCCAUGCUGACUUCUAAGACCUCCACACAGAAGUUUUUCCUAAGGGUGUUGCAGGUCAUCAUCCAACUACGGGAUGACACACGCCGUGCCAACAAAAAGGCAAAACAGACAGGCAGGCUAGGUAUGUUAGGCAGGAGAGCAAGCUCUGUCUGCACAAGGCCUGUUUGUAGAUGCUAGAGCAUGGGUGGGAGAUCUCCUGAUACUGGUUCAGACCAGUCAUACUUUACCUACAGAAGACCUGAGAGGCCCAUAGGCCACUGCAGUUUUUUGGGGUCGGUUCAAAGCUUGAGUAGGGAGUUAAAUCUUACAGGCUCAGCUGUAGGAACCAACCCUCAUUCUUCUUUUUCUCUCCCCCUCUUUUUGCAGGUACUUCCGGUCUGGGCUCAGUUAGCAGCAUCCAGGCCGCUGUUCGGCAGCUGGAGGCUGAGGCUGACGCCAUUAUACAAAUGGUACGUGAGGGUCAGAGGGCCCGGAGGCAGCAGCAAGCAACAACGGUUAGCAUGGUGCCUGUGGCGCUUGUAGGCCACUCAUUUUGUUUAUUUGAACUACCCUUUUUCAUUAUUUUACAUUCCUUUCUCCAUCUUUUCUCCUCCCUUUUUAUGCCAACUGGUUUGUCAUCAGAGGAGCCUCUUUGUCCAGGGAAGGAAGAAGCUUCAGCUCCUUGCUGCUGUUGGCUCUUGAUCCUAAAAAGCUGUUCUUCAGAGCAGGCUGAGGAAGAGCUUGUGAGGACAGUUUGUGAUUUGGAUUCUGGGUUCUGUGCAGUGUUUUUUUUUUUCUUCUAAAAAGAUGUUUAGGGGUACUUUCAUUUUGACUCAAGAAAAUCACCAUUUUAUAGUUCAAAUCGGGGGAAAUAAAUACAGUAAAUGGACAAAAGUACAAAGAUUCACAAAAUGUUUAGGGGGUAUGCGUACCCCUGCGUACCCCCCCAGAAAAAAGCACUGGUUCUAUGUAUUGGGUAGAGGGAUGAGAAAACAGCUGGUUUCAGCUGAAGUGUAAGAAAUGCUGAAGACAAAAGAAGUCUUCCUUCUUUGUACCUGGCUUAUGCAUACUCCUUGGCUGUUCUCCCAACAACCUCAAUAUAUACCUCCAUGGGCUCUGGUGGUGGUUACCUUUUAUGAAGUUGCUUAUUGAUAUGAAAAAUCUGAGUUGGAUAUUUGCAUAGUAUCUUUUAACAAAUUGUGGUCUUCGGACUUUUCACUCCUGCGUACACCCCUUUGUUUUCUAUUAUUUUAGUUACUCUUCCAACACUUUAAAAAUGUGUUUAGCUUCUGUAUGUCUUGGACACUUCUAUGCCAAAUAGCUCUAACCUUAUUUGCUUCCUCUUCAUACGAUUUUGGGUUAUCUGCUGAAGGCAGGUUGAAUGGGGGACGGGGUUUGUGGUAGGAGACAGUGAGCUGGGUGAAGAAUCCUCUGCAGCUUCAAGAUGCCUUCCCCAUUUUGAAAGGCCAUCCACUUCCAUGGUGGAUACAUCACUAACUGCUGCUUAUGUAUUGAGAACUGAGCUUGGGAUGGGGAAUUCCUUUAUGCAUCUCCCCUUCCUUACUAAUGGAAAGCCAAGGCCUGACUAGGAAUAAAUGGAAGGCUCUGCAGUUGUGUAAGCAGGGUAGGGAUUGUUUUUCUGGUUUCAGCUGCCUUUUUCAUACACUGUUUGGCUAGGAUUGUUGGUUGAAAAGCUGGGUGUUAAAAGCUGAGAGCAAGCUAGCCAUCUCUACAGUGGCAGAUAUUUAGCAUUGGUGAUCCACCCUGGAUUCUUCAGGUGAAAAGCAAAAUACUGCCUGUAAGAAAUAACCUUCCAUUGCCUACAGACCAAAUCAGUUUUGUGAAGUUUAGCAUUCUGAUUGCUUAAGUUGUUGGAAUUUUGACAUUUUAAAAGGUGGGCAUUGUGGCGGCGGCAAGUAAUAUUAGUGAAGUAAAAGACAAGUGGUCAGGGGACACUCUGCUGUGGUCUCAGCCGUUGACACUUGCUUAGUGCUUCAGAUGUUCUGUGAUUAAUAGUAAAUCUUUUGGAUUUCUGUGGAAGUUUCAAAAAGCACAAACAACAAGGGAGCUAACCCAAAGCUGUACAAGUUGUGGACUGAACAUGUGAUCCAUAGUUCUGGUCUGCCUUCCUCUACCCUUCAGCCUUAUUCUCUUCUCCUGGCUCAAAGCCACUCAAAUUGGAAAGCCAACUUGACAUGGCUGUGAGUGAGCUGACACGCAUGGUAGCUCUAAGAGCUCACUUCCACUUGUUAGAUCCAGCAUGUAUUCAGGGUACUUCCACUGUCCGUGUGGCCCCGGGGCAGGACCAGCACAGCAACCACACAGCAUGGCUUGAAGCCCAAAUUCUUAGGGCCUGUACGCACGUUACUUUCCUAUGAGAAGUAGCUGAGCAAUAAAAAGUAAUUGCUGCAUUUACUUCUGGGUUGCAGUAGGUAGAGAGAAUGCAUUAGAGGUCAGCAAGAACCAAGCUUGUUUGCAAGCACAAGUGACACAACUGAAUCACAUUGGUGUACUUUUCAAUCACAACUAUUGUGGAGUGGAUGUGACAAUACAGUAAUGUGUGUACAAUCCUUGAGCCUACCUCUCUCCAGAUUGUUGCAUCUUAGAGGCCCCAGUCCUGUCCAGUUUCUGUAGAGAGAUGUGGGCUGCCUUUGCCCCUGGCAUGUGGGCCUUGUUAAAUAUGAGGUUAUCCCUGCAGGAAGGUCCCUGAUGACAACUUUCCUCUUCUCUCCACACCUGUUCUUUGCUUUCCAAGAACUUUCCCCACUCUGGUGCAUGCACUUCACCAUUGCUCCUGGCUGUAAGUGCUCCACCUCCAGAUUCACGCAUGUCAUGCUUUCUGCUAGCUUUUUUCCCCUGCUCCCCUAUUUCUCCUGUAGCUGUGUCAUUCGACUCAUUCCCUCUGCAGAUUUUAGCUUGUGUAUAACAGCAUGUUUAACCUCUUUUGGUCUUUGUAAAGGAUGGGGAAAGUGGUAGGGCCACCAUGCACAGUUCUGUUGAUGGUCCAUUUUCUUCCCUGCCUUUUGGGAGUUACUGGGCUGACCUCCCAGCACCUAUUUCCUAAGUGCUCUUGGGAAGCUUCAGCCCUCACUAAUGUGUGCAUCUCUUCUGUUCAGUCGGAGCCAAACCAGGCAGAGGGUUCUGUACGAAGAGACGAAUCACCUAUGGAUGUGGAUCAGCCCUCACCCACCACACAAGACACCCAAUCAGUUGGUUAGUAUCUGCUUUUUGCAGUUGAGGGGUGGCUGUCUCUGAAGUAGAGAAGCUGUUUUACCUGCCGUAGGCCCUCCUUCUACAGGUCUGAAGGAGUUGCCUGUCCUGGAACUGGGAAGGCUAAAGUGUGAAGGACUGAUCUCUUGUUCUUACAGUGUCAGAAGGGUCCCAGCAGGGUGAGAAGGAGAAAGAGGAGCGUCCUCCGGAUCUGCCUCUGCUAAGUGAGCAACUCAGUCUGGAUGAACUAUGGGAUAUGCUGGGCGAGUGCCUGAAGGAGCUGGAAGAAUCGCAUGACCAACAUGCUGUGCUUGGUAAGGUUCUGGGCUGUUGGAAGGUUGGUCUGCUUCAGGCCUCUCUGCCUCUUGGAACUUCACCUUCUGCUCUCUUCCCUACAGUGCUGCAGCCUGCAGUGGAGGCCUUCUUUUUGGUGCAUGCUACAGAGCGGGAAAGCAAGCCCCCAGUGCGUGACACCCGGGAGAGCCAGCUGGCUCACAUCAAGGACGAGCCCCCACCCCUUUCACCUGCCCCACUGACCCCUGCAACACCCUCCUCCCUUGACCCCUUUUUCUCCCGUGAACCUUCUUCCAUGCACAUUUCCUCCAGCCUUCCCCCAGACACACAGAAGUUCCUCCGCUUUGCAGGUUAGUUCAAACUGUGGCAUGUCUGGCUGUGUCCAGGGUAUUAAGACUAAUUCUUUCAUGAGGGCUUCAAGUGGGGGUUUCUCGGCUGUCUCUAUCUCAGAAGGGCAGCUGGUUUGCUGAGGGAGGAGUGUGUGGAUCAAGGUGUGACUAACUAGGGAAUAUACUUGUGGAGGAAUUUCAUUAAUGGGUUUCUGCAGCAUGCCUGGAAGAAACACCAUAAGGAGCGUGCAGCCGAACCUUCACUUUUGUUCUCGUCUUGCAGAAACACACCGCACUGUGCUGAACCAGAUCCUGCGCCAGUCCACCACCCAUUUAGCUGACGGCCCCUUUGCUGUCCUCGUGGAUUACAUACGUGUGCUGGAUUUUGAUGUCAAACGGAAGUAGGUUUUAGGGUGGGGUGUUAGUAUUCUGUUUCCUAUUCAUUUUAAAUAAUAAUUAAAAAACAAGGAGAUGCCAGAGAUUGAUUGUAAGCACGAGUGUGAUGUCUCACUUUUGUUCUCUAGGGCAGAUUGCUUGAGUGAUAUUCUAGGCUUGUGUGCUGACUUUUCUAUUGGCUGUGAUGCCCUCUAGGUUGGCUACCCAGACAUUUCUCAUUUCUUGGCAUUGUUCAGCUCCUCCAUUGGCAAAAAGAUCAGUGUGGGGCAGGAGAAGUCGUGGUGCCUGGAUGGGUGGUCUUAUUCAGUUUGAUAUGCUUCUUCCCCUAGAAUGAAGUAUAGUCAAAAGUGUCUCUCAGCCUCAAUUCUGAAGACACUUUGUAAGGGCUGGAGAGAUGGCAAACCCACCCACUUUUCAUCUACAUCUGUAGAAUAUGUCAUCUCUUUCAUUGUUAGUGCUUUGCAACUGUAACUGUGAAUUGGCUUCAGGGAGUUCCAUAGUAAUAGCCCUGGGGGCUGCCCAAUGUGAGAGGUAAUUGCUACAUGCUUACUCUUCUUUCCAAGGUACUUCCGGCAAGAGUUGGAAAGACUUGAUGAGGGGCUGCGGAAAGAAGACAUGGCUGUGCAUGUGCGUCGAGAUCAUGUCUUUGAAGACUCAUACCGGGAGUUGCAUCGCAAGUCGCCUGAGGAAAUGAAAAACAGAUUGUAAGCAACUUCUUCAGCUACUAGAACUUUUAGCGUGCUGUUGUAAUCAGAGUCCUCUUAUGUGCACUGUUUUCUUUCUUACCCUUGCUGAGGACCUUUGCCCACGUUUUGUCUAAAUGUUGAUUUUUCCUUAUUUUGUAGAUUGAACCUAUAAACCAGACAUUCAGUCCCUGCCAGCCUUUUUGUUCUAAAUCCAUCCUCCACUUCUGACGUUUCCUUAUUAUUAUAUCCUCUUCUGUUUUUCAGGUACAUAGUAUUUGAAGGGGAAGAGGGUCAGGAUGCUGGAGGUCUCCUGCGCGAGUGGUACAUGAUCAUCUCACGGGAGAUGUUUAACCCCAUGUAUGCGCUCUUCCGCACAUCGCCUGGCGAUCGAGUCACCUACACCAUCAAUCCUUCCUCUCACUGUAACCCCAACCACCUGAGCUACUUCAAGUUUGUAGGGCGCAUUGUGGCCAAAGCAGUAUAUGAUAACCGGUUGCUGGAAUGCUACUUCACCCGCUCCUUCUACAAGCAUAUCUUGGGCAAAUCUGUCAGGUGAGUAGUGCCUUUGCUUUUAGGGUUUUUGUUGAACUAGUCCAUCUAAAAUGCUUUCCUAUCUUUCCCAAAACAUGUUCCUAACCCAGCCAGCUUCCUUCAACCAUACAGGUACACAGAUAUGGAGAGUGAGGAUUACCACUUCUACCAGGGACUGGUGUAUCUUCUGGAAAACGAUGUCUCCACACUGGGCUAUGACCUCACCUUCAGCACAGAGGUAAGCUGUCCCCUUCUCAUGGAAGUAUUUUGGGGCAAAUCUUUUGGAAGUUGAAGGAUAUUGAAGCUAAAGAGACAAAGGGCUAUCACAUAGAACGGGCAACCAUUCAAUUUGGACAAUUUUGAAGAUGAUGGAUAAAAAUCAAGAAGGUGGUAGAAUUCCUCACCCAGAAGUUGUACAAAUCCCUCCAUGUGUAAUAAUAGGUGAAGAUGACUAUAUAUUUGCAGGGAUUUUCUAGCAGUGGAUACAGCUCUUUCCUUUUGAAUUCAGAUUUUUUUUGAUCUUAAAAAAUUAGAACUCUCUAAACAGUGUGAGAAACAAUGAGGCUGUGGAUAUUGGCAUUGAUUAUCAAGCACUGUAACAAGAAUGGCAUUCGGACACAGUGUUCCAGAAUAGUAAGGAUGUAUUAUCUGGUGAUAACUGCCAGAGUCUUUCGUUGGCCCUGAAUGAUGGCUGCUGCUGUUCGGUUUUGGUUGUGUGUUUAUAUUUUACUAUGCACAAGGGGUAAAUCUGAUUCUUGCAACUACAUUAUGGUGUUUUGUUAAGAGAAGCAUCCAUUGGGUUGUAAUUUGAGGCUGAGGAGGAAUUUGUGAAACUGAGAAAGGAUUGAAUCAAGGCCAGUAUUGAGUCAUUCUGACUUCUGGUCCUUGUCAGAAAGAGCAAGGCAAGCCUUCUCUUUUCCCAAGAGAUGUUCUUGUUAAUCCAGUUUCUACUUAUUUAGUACACUUCUGUCUUUCCUCCUCCCCUACCCAAACAGGUUCAAGAGUUUGGUGUGUGUGAAGUACGUGACCUUAAGCCCAACGGAGCCAACAUCCUUGUGACUGAGGAGAACAAGAAGGAAUAUGUACACCUGGUGUGUCAGAUGCGAAUGACAGGUGUGUUGGGGGAGUACACCUGAGAACAGUGAAAAGAACCUGAUGAUCUAAACCCAUCUCUGCUGGAAGAUGGGAUCCCUCCACUUAUUAACUUGCGUCUACCUUUUGAAUUAACAUUCCCUCCCUAUCUCAUAAUUCAUACUAAAUUCUAAGCAAAGAACUAGUGUCAUACCAGAGCUGUCCAUGAGUUGCUGUUUCACCGGAUCAAUAGCAAUAGCCUGAAGAAGGAAGCCAAACUGUGUUUUUUAAGGAAAAGUGUACAAACAACAGCAACAACAAAAACUUUAGUUGUCUAAUUCGGUCUAAGGUCAUUACGUAGACUCUGUACUUGAGGCAGAUUCAUCUACCAAUCAGCUGUGAGAAGUUGUAAAUUUUACAUAAAUGUGCACAUUUCAGUGUUUAGAUUUUAUUCCCUCCUGAGCAAUAGUUUCCCCUCUUCUUCGGCUACUUAGAACUUCCAUUGCCUUCCCCACCCAUUGAUAAUCCAUAUUCCCUUCUGGCAGGAGCAAUCCGCAAGCAGCUGGCUGCCUUCUUGGAGGGCUUCUAUGAGAUUAUCCCCAAGCGCCUCAUCUCCAUCUUCACGGAGCAGGAGCUGGAGCUGCUAAUCUCGGGGCUGCCCACCAUUGACAUAGAUGACCUGAAGUCCAACACAGAGUACCACAAGUACCAGGCAAACUCUAUCCAGGUUAGCCUUUCCUUUUUAGCAGGUUGCCUUUCACCAACUCUCUCUUCUCCAGACUGGAAGUGUCAAGGCCUAAUGGAGAGGAAUCCUCUUGAUUUUUCUUGGCAUGAUAACAAUUAAUUUCCUUAGUUGAUUGAGCUCAAUGAGACUUCAGGUAAAUUUGUAUAGUAUCGCAGCCUUGAUAUGUUUGACUUGGAACUCUGUUUGCCACUAAGGUGGCUCUUCUCCUGUCGGGCAUAUAUCAUCGCUACCUCCUGCUUGGAAGGCAGGAAAUGUGCGACCCCAUCCCUUCUGCUAUCCUCUCCCCCUAUUGGCUCCUCUUUGUGUUGGUCCUUCUGGGCCCUUCACUUCUGGAGGCCUGCAAAUUUCUCACGUUCUCAGAAAUGCCAGCAUCUCUGACCUGCUUUUGUCCUUCACAGAUUCAGUGGUUCUGGCGAGCCCUGCGCUCCUUUGAUCAGGCAGACAGAGCAAAGUUCCUGCAGUUCGUCACAGGCACAUCCAAGGUGCCCUUGCAGGGGUUUGCUGCCCUAGAGGGCAUGAACGGCAUCCAGAAAUUCCAGAUCCACAGAGACGACCGCUCAACAGAUAGACUGCCUUCUGCUCACACGUGGUAAGAGGCAAAUGGAUAAGCCCAUUGUUAGUGUUCCAUUAUGCAGGAAAAAAAAUUAUGUGUGUCAUAUAAUCACCCUAACUCCAAGAGGCCCUCCAAGCUUGUGUAAGUGCUAGAAUUCACUGGUUAUCAUCUUGAGCCAUAACACGUAUACCAUGAUGCUGCUGAAGGUUUUUUCCUAUGAAUAUCUGUAAGGUCCUAGCUAUUUUACAGGAGCUUCCCUUCUACAGCAGUAUCUGUUGCUCCUUUACCUAGAAACACAAUUGGGGAUUUUGUGAGCCGGGAGGGGAGAAAGGGAAUGAGUGUGUUUCUGAAACAGAGGCUAUCUAUAACUUGAGUCAUGAGUCAGUGAUCAAGUCCUAAAGAAAGAGGUGCCAGAACUCCAGUUUUGUGCCUUGCAAAUCCAAAUCCCAGAUGGAGUUGGAUGGGGUGACAAUUGUUUGGGAUAGACAUUCUGCACAUGUGCAGAGGAUUGUUCAUCACUUCCAAGGACUGAAUUUUGACCUUCAGAACAGGUUCUUAGGCUGUCCUAUGGUUGAAAUUAAAUACUGCUAAGAAUCAAAUGUGAGCAGGCUGUAGAUCUGUAGAUUUUUGUCAGUAAAGUGAUCACGGCCUACAGAUUAAGAUUUCUGGCCAGUUUGGGAAGGGUGGAGGUACUGUCUUUUGCUCUGGUUUUGAAAAAAGAAAGGCAUUGACUUUGCAGUCAAUCUGGUUGGCCCCACCCCCUUACACUGAUGCUUUCUUCCUCCAGUUUCAACCAGCUGGACCUCCCUGCCUAUGAGAGUUAUGAGAAAUUGCGUCACAUGCUGCUACUGGCCAUCCAGGAGUGCUCGGAGGGCUUUGGCCUGGCGUAAGGAUGGCUCCAGCUGCCAUAUUUUUCUACUGUCAGACUUGGGGAGCAACAGGAGGGAGUGGAACUGAGCGAUGCUGCUCCCCCUUUUCCAACCACCUGUGUGUGUGUGUGCGUGCCCUGCUGCCCCCUUACUGAAGAGAGCCAGAGACCCCCAGCCAAUCAGCCGUCUUCGGAGGUGGGGCCGGGGUGCAACCCGGAGAGAAAAAGACAAAUUAUAUAUAUAAAUAUAUAUAUAUUUUUUGGUUUAGUUUGCAUUUCUUAAUUUGUGCUUGGAAUGUGUUGAUGAGGCGGCGGGAGGGAGCGUUUGGAUUCUUUUGUUGGUCUCUUUCCUUGGCACCCAUUUGCUGCUGGAAGGGAACCUAAGGUUUAAAAAAUUCCAAAAAAAGGAAAAAAAAUUAAAAAAAUAAAAGCGCACUCUUGAUAAGAA
Podarcis lilfordi (Lilford's wall lizard) is the source of this 96973-nucleotide messenger RNA. NCBI's taxonomy places the organism in Eukaryota, Metazoa, Chordata, Lepidosauria, Squamata, Lacertidae. The record is from the annotation of a GenBank genome assembly.